CUUAUCAGCGUAGAGGAGGCGGCGGCUGCGGAGGAGGAGGAGGAGAAAGUUCCUGUUUCUCUGUGCGGCGCGCGAGAGAAGGGCCGUCCCGAAGGAGAGCCCGCCGCGCUCCUGGGCGAGGAGGGGGACCGGGAAUCGGGCGACGGGGGCUCCUUCUCUGCGCCCCACUGGGAAAUUUCGCACCUGGCCCGGCGUGGAGAGAUCCUCCGGCGGGGCGAGGGGGGCAGCGCGCUCCAAGGGGAGCUAGAGCGGAGAGGGAGCUAAUAAGUGUCCCGGCGCUUCCUUUCGACGGGCUGUUGCAGCGCGGCGGCGCCCGAGAGCGGACCGAAGGGGCGGCCGCGUGUGCGGAGCCAGAGCCUCGGUGGGCAGGGCGGAGAGGACGCUGCCACCGCUGCCAACUUUGGGAGGCUUCUUCUUCUUCUAACCCGGCGAGCCGUGCUCGGCUGGGGAGCGGCGGGAUGCGGCCCCUUGGGGUGCGGAGCCCCCGCGGCUGCUGCUGCCUCCUGCUGCUGGCACUGCUGCCCGCCUUCGCUCAAGGUAGGUGCGCUGGAGACGGCGACGCCACUUCGGCCACCUGUUGCGCUCCCCAGCCUGGACAUCCUCUGGUGGGGUUCGCGGGACCGUCUUGGGCCUGAUCCAGUGGGGGAUGAGCUUCCUGGGCCGCUUUUUUCACUUUCAGGAUUUCAUGGCGAGCGAUGGAAUGGAGGGUGGGGGCUGGUCCUCCUAUGCUCUGCAUUGCAGGGGGUUGGACUAGAUGACCCUUGGUGUCCCUUCCAACUCUACGACUCUACGAUUGUGUUUGCAAACGUCUCCCUUGCCCGCGGCGUGGUGGUGCUGACGUUUAGGGCGAUUAAAACAAAACAACGAGCCGGGCCGUUGUGUCGGCUCAGAGCAGCUCAGAUGGGAAGCCUCCCCGUGCAAGCGCAGUCUACCCUGAGGGUUCCUUCCUGUCCUCCGCGCGAGUUUUCCAAGCUGCCUGGCAGCUGGUUCAGGCAGCGUCGGUGACCUGCAGCUCACCUUAAAAGGAAAGAGGGCAGGAUUUUCUUUUCUUACUCUCUUUACAUAUUUAUUUGAUGCAAAGGGCGCUUUGGGGUUUGCAACAAAAGUGAAACAAAACCGAACGGCUAGGCUGCUUGGGGAUUUUUUGCUUUUGCGAGAAUGAGCGAAGCAGCUCCGAAAAAGUUUGCAGAGAUGUUGGUUUCCCCGGGCAAAUGCAGCAUGAGCCUGGUGUUUUACUGGGAACGGCAGUCUUUCAAGAAUAGGAGCGCGCGCGCGCGUGUGUGAGAGGAAUCCCCUCUCCAGCUGCUUUGCAAAACUUUUCGGCUGCCCCCUCUUUCUAGGAAGUGGGAGUGGGAGUCUCCCAGCACCGUGCUUGAGCAAAUGCGUAGCCGUGCAGUACACAGUCCUGACAAAAUUUGUAUGGGGAGAGAGGAGGGAGAAGAGUUGUAUCUAACAAAGCUCUUUUCAGAGUAGACUUUGAUUGCAGGGGGUUGGACUAGAUGAUCCUUGGGGUUCCCUCCCAGCUCUACCGUUCUGAUUCUACACUCACUGAAACAUAACCAUGCCCAUUCAUUUCAGUGAGUCUGCCCUGAGCAAGGCUGGCAUUGGAGAUGACCCCAAAUCAUUGGAUACCUGGUCCUCUGCCUCUUCCUGGGCCUCCUGGGAGCACAGCCACAGUUUCCCCCCUCCCAUCUUGGAGAGGGGGCUUCUUUUGCUAGCACCCAACCAACCCAAACCAGUGUUUGCUGCAUUAUAAUGUGUGAAAAGACUUGCCUUCUGUUUGGUAGGAAGCUGUGAAAGGCCAGACUAUUGUCUGCAUGGUGGUUUCAGAUUUAAUUGGGAAAUUUAGGACUCUUGUCACAGGUUAGGGUGCUUUUUCUGCGGUUGAGGGGGGUGUUUCUACUUUGUGGAUAUGCGUAAUAUUUCCUGUAUUCGCACCCUUGCCUCUCUUUCACCUCCCUCUUCCUUUUUAUUUUUUGCUGUGUUACUUUCUGGGAGUGGAUGUCACAAGCUGUUUCUUGUGCUCUUGCUCUGCAGAACUCUUGCGAAUCCUUGGUGGGAAGGGGGACAGUGGAAUGAAGAACCUGGACAGUGAGCGCUAGACUAGGAGAUGGGGCAAAAAAGUUUUGCACAGAGCAGGCUGUUCUCACUUUUCUCUGAAGUGCCUCAGGGCAAUCUGUUUUGGAGACAGAAUUUUAACUGGAGUAGUGGAGACAAAGAGAAAAAGGCUCUGUGUGUUGGGUGAAUGGAACUUCUUACCAGCUGCCUGAUUCAUUGAAUGAAGUCGUUUCAAUUUCAAAUCAAAGUGUGCAGUGGCUAAAUGCUGGGGUGCUUGCUGGGCAGUUUUUCUCACCUUGAUUCAUACGCUUCGCUGCCAGGGAACGGUUUGUGAUUGUUGCUGCCGUGAUGCUGUGUGUUCUGAGGGUAUAAUUCAGGGCACUUGCAGAGGUGUGUUUGUUUAGCUUCUGAACAAAAACAAAAAAACAAAAACUAAAUUAAAGAUUGAGUUUCAGGUUUCUCUGCCACACAUGCUGUGGGUUUAGAGGAGAAGGCAUCCUUGCUUUUGCAAGCACCUUGAAAUGGGGCUGUGGGGGUGGGGGUGGAGAGAGAGAUCUGCUCUGAGGUUUGGUGGGUGGGAUUCUUAAACUAUCUGGACACAUAGAUGUACACACACAUCUCAAGCAUAGCUCUCUCUGGAUUGGAGCUGGGAGGAGACCAGGGCUCAGAUCCUGAUUUGGAUCCCUUAGUGCAGAAUUCUUCAGCUUUUUACUUCCAGGACUGCAGAGUACCAUCAUCCCCAUAUUGCUUAGCCCAAUUACAAGAAUCAUAGCAAGCUGUCAGGCUCUCCUAGCCCUACCUGGAAAGUCCAGGGAUUGAACCAGGAAUCUUCUGCAUGCAAAGCAGUUGCUCUACCACCCAUUUACAGGAUGAUGGGAGUUAUAGCCCAACCACACGUGAAAAUCCCAAGGUUGAAGGGGGUUGACCUAGUGACUCCAAGCCCUGCCACUCAAGUCUCCCAUCAGUGUUAGAGGUCUUGGUCUCUCUUUCUCUUUUGGUUGCCAGAAGGAGCCUUUCUAGCAGGGACAUAAUUAGCUAAUAAUUUGAAAUGGUCAAGCAAUUCAGUAAAUGUUUUUGGGAAUAAACUUCUGGUGAUAGUUGGCAUGGAUUGACCCAUGUUAGUGAAAGUGAAGUGAUUCUCUUCCCACCCUGCACUCCAGUCCCCUUACUUUGGAGCAGCUUGUAAAUAGUUUCCAAAAGUUGCCGGCCCAAUAUCAUCCCCUACCCCCCAAAACCCUUUCAUUUCCAGUCACCCAGAAAGACCUUUUUGUCCCCACAGCCUUGGUCUUUCCUGGUUUCCUCAUACCCAACAGAUAGUGUCAUUUCAGGACGACACCCCCUCCACCCCCACUUUGUGUCAUCAAUGUCUUACAUUCUGAUCCUAAUUCAGUUCUCACAGCGUCAUUGUUUAAUUAACUUUCUUUUUUAAAAAAAUUGUGUUUAUAUCCCACUUUUUUUUUGUCCAAGAAGUUCAAGGUGAUGUACAUUGUUCUCUCCCCUGCCCAUUUAACCUUCAUAACAACCCUGUGAGGUAGGUCAGGCUAACCUAAGGUCACCCAAUGAUCUUUAUGGUCAAGUGGGGGAUUUGAACCCUGGUCUCUUGCAGGUCCUAGUCCAACAUUCUAACCCCUAUGUCAUGCCCACACUGGCUCAAUGGCAGGGCAGAGGGUGCCUGGGAGGCUUGCCAUAACCUUGAGAUUUGCAAAAAUAAUAAUAAAAAAAUCAUAAGGGAGAGAAGGGAACUCCUGCAAAUCUUCUUGAAAAGUUUGUGAGUGUGGGUCCUGAGCCUGAUUGAGGGGCAGGGCUGACAGCUGUUUGGGAUGAAUGGAAUGGAAGAGGAGGAGGGAGGAAGAGACAUAGAUAUGGAAAAGGGUAGAGCGAACAACUUCAUUGGCUAGGUAGCUCAUUUCCUGGUUCAACCUGCGAUGCUAUUUUUAUAUCCCUCCCAGGGGUGGAAGUGAUUAAACUUCCCAUAAUAACAAUAAUCAGAAAUCAGCAGAGAAAUCAGAAGAUUUUACGUAGCUGGGAUUGGGAACUUAUGUUUCCAUCACAUGCAGGCACCCAAAUGGAGUAUUAUGAUUAUGAUCUUACUGAUUGCCUUUAUAUCCAAGGAAGAAAACCAAGGAGCUCAAGGUGGUGUACCUAGUUCUCAGUUUUCCCAUUUUAUCCCCACAGCAACCCUGUAGGUAGGCUUAGAGGCGCUGACUGGCCCAUUGGCCCAAAGUCAAGUGAGCAUCAUGGCUGAGCGAGAAUUUGAACCCUGGGCUCCCAGAUCCUAUUCUGUGAUUCUAAGCAUAACACCACACCGGAAUACACAGCUUGCAUGGAGAGUCCUGAUGGAUUUGGUGAUAAAAUUAACUGGCCCAUGAACAGAAGCACUCUACAGUCCUAGCACUUUGGUGCAGGGCCAUCACAGUUUAUAUGCCAAUCCUGAUCUGAUUCACAUAAGAGGGGCUUGUUUGAUCAGGCCAGUGGCCAAACAGACCCCUUCCCAUGUCUGGGUUAUGUGUGCAUGUGCAAUCUUGGACCCAGUCAAACUGAUAACCUCCUAGUCUCUCAUAGAAGCUGGACUGUUUUAGAUUCCUUAGCAACUGAAAAAGUCAGGACCUUUGUUCCUGCUCAACCAAUCAGCUUUUUAAGCUUCACCACCAGAAGCAUUGAGACAAUAAUAGGUUUUUCUGUGGGAUUCCCAAGAAUAUCUUGGGUGGUGGAAGGAAGAAAUUAGGAGGCAGGAGUCUCCAUUACUAGAGCUGAGGGGCAAAGUUCUAACAGGGAGUUGGGGGUGCCUUCCCCCUCCCGCCCCCCAGGCAGUUGUAGAGCACAGCAGAGAUUAAAGCAGGCAUGGGCAACCUGUGGCCCACCAAGUGAGUCCACAGUCUGGAGGGGGAGGGCACCAUGUUGGUUGUCCAUAGGUUAAACUGGAUGCUCUUCCAGCUGAGUUCCUUGAGUGGAGGUUGGGGUUCAAUUGUGACAAGCAACUGGGAGCAGUAACAAAAUGUUGCAGCGUUGGGUCCUUCUUUUUUGGAUUCCAGUCAGGAUACUCCACCCUGCUGUACCCCCUCCAAGAGUCAGGCUGCGCCCCAUGCCUACUCAGCACACUCAGUGCUCACUGGGCUGUUGGGUUUCUUUUCUCCUAAAACUUGUUUGUGCUAUGUUGGGACUAUGGAAUGUGCUGCCACAAGGUGUACUGGUGGUGACCAGCUCGGAUGGCUUUAUAUAAAGGCGAUGAGACAAAAUUCAGGUUGGAUUGCCAUCUGUCAUGGAUGCAUUGCAGGGGGUUGGACUAGAUGACCCUUGGGAUCGCUUCCAAUUCUGUGAUUCUAUGCAGGAGGAUAAAGGUAGCAGUGCCUUCAUUGUUGGAGGCAGUAUGCUUCUGAAAACCAGCGUUCCUGGGAACCUAGGUGGGCCUCUGGCCCGGCAGUCUCUUCCCAUGCCCAUGACAGGCCCAUAGCUGUCAACUUUUCCCUUUUUUUAAAGGGAAAUUCCCUUAUUCCAAAUAGGAUUCCUCGCAAGAAAAGUUGACAGCUAUGUACAGGCCACUUCUGGAGCAGGUCCUCUUUCAGUAUUCACACAUUUGGUGCAAGCCCAUCAAGUGGUUGUGUGUGCACAUGUGAACCGCCCCUUUGGAAGGGCCUUCUAAGGAUCUGGGCUGCCUGAGGCCACCCUUUUCUGGUGUUCCUGUGCGCAGCGGAAGUCUGCAAGUCACCUUAGUCAUCAUGCCAAAUAAUAAUUUCACCUCUUGCCUUCCGGGAAAUGGAGGAGGAACAGCUCUCUUUUUUUGCAUACCUUUUGGGGUCAGUGUCUAGUUUCGCUCUGUGUUUUCUCCCCCCAGCGGCAGUUCCAGCUAUACACAGGCCCAUCCUCCACUUUCCUUCUGAGCUAUCGGUAACUAGAGUGCCUGGUUGAGGUUGCUGUAUGUUUGUGUUGUGUGUGUGUGUGUGUGUGAUGUCUUUGUGUGCACGGGUCCUGAAGAGUGCUCUCUCCUGACUCAGUCAGGAGCAUGUAGGUGUUGGGUAUCAAGGGGACUGAGCCAACCCCAUCAGCUUGUAGUAAAUACAAGAGGUAUCCUUGGCUUUUGACAAUGGGCAGCUCUGAUUUCACCCCCUCCCUUCCCGCUUUGUUUGGGGAAGGCCCAGAGCUCUGCUCUGCAGCUGUUGCUUUUUCCCACGAACUCGGACCCGCCUGCUUUACAACUCUCUCUUAUCCCGGUCUCUGUUGGGCUCCUUUUGCAGACACACUGCGCUUAAAAAAAAAUAUUCAUGAAUAUCUGAGCAGCCAGACAAUUCAAAAAUAGCUUUGUAAGAGAGAGUGUGUGUUUGUGUGUGUGUGUGUGUUCUGUGAGCAGGAUGGUGGCGGGGUGUGUGUCUGUGUCUGCUCUAAAGAAAAGAGCCUGAACUCCUAUAGCUGUGAAUGAAAGACAGGUUUUUGGCUUCCUUCGUCCUGAGUGGUGGGCUUUCUAAAACGCAGCCGUGCCCCGCCUGCAAGGAUGAUCUCUAGCCUGAAUGUUUUUGAAGCAGUAGCUUAAAAACUUAAGUGAAAUACCAAUACUUUGCUAAUUUGGGGGAAUAGUCACUGCCCUAGCCUCUUUGGGACAGAGACCAAUGUUUCAGUUUCUUGCUUAUGCUCACCUCACAGUGAAUGUGAUGGACGCAUCAUACCCAUUUUUAUUUUACAGAGAGGGGCUGAGCUGAACUCACCUUGUUGAAAGCUAAGCCAUAAGCCAGGGGUAUUUUGUUUAUUUAUUUAGUGAAAGUCCUUGUUUUCUGGUUUUAGAGCACUUGCAGCCAAAAAGACUCAGAGUGGCUUUACAUGCAAUCAAUAAACAACAACAAAACAAAACAGUUUUUACCUCAGUAGGCCAAACAGCUGGUUCACAAUCUAGACUUCCUUCAUCUUUUGUCUCAAAAGCAGCCUUAACAAGGUAUAAGUGGCAGCCUAUAAAGAACAGAGCAGUAAUAGGGUUUUGCUUGGUUCUGGUUUGCUUGUCUGAGGUUCUCCUGGCUAAGUAUAGCCUUGAACCCAGGAUCCCAAGAUUCAGCCAUGCAGGUAAGUCUGCAGCAGCAGCCCUGCCCAUAGCACGUGUCUCAUGUGACCCAUCAGGGACCUAAAGAGAAGAAAUCAACAAUUCUUUUCUGAUGAGCAAGUACUUCCAUGCCUUCCAGGCAAUCCAAUGAAUGAGCAUUUAAAUUCCACUACUGUUGCCAUUGUUAUACAACAGCAGAAGUUAAGUAGGCACCUCUUUGCUUCAGUGAGCUACCACACAGGUGUGGAGCCUAAGGACCAGGUGUGGCCCUCAGGACUCUCUCUUCUGGACCACCCACAUUCACCAGGCUGCAUUAAAUAGCCCUGCACUGCCCUCUCCUUAAGUGCUCUUACCUGGCUAGCUCUGGUGUCCUUAAACCACGAUGGUACUGUUUGCUUGUGUGGAUGGAGAGAGAGGUGUGUGUACAAACUUCUGACUUUUGCAUGGCUAGAGCAGAGUGUACUGUUCAGAUGUAACAGCUGCAUCCAUUUGUUCUUCCCACUAUUUUCCCUGGCCAUGCCCUCCUCUGAUAUGUGGCCCCCCAGAAGGUUGGCAAUGAAAAAUUGUGGCCCUUGGGAGCUGAAAUAAAACUCCCUGUCCGUGGCUUACUGAAUGAUGCUGGCUGGCUUCUCUUGCACCUUAGCCACUAAUUCAGCCUUGUCUCAUUUGCUGCCUUAGAACCCCAUUGAAAAAGAGCUUUCUUACUCUUUUCCUUUUCGCAAAGAGCGUUUGGUUUAAGACUGAACAGUAGCAGUUGGAGCACAGGUACCCUGUGGCCGAGUCCUGACAUUUGAGGGUCUGAUGCUGAGCUUGAUCUUCUGAAUAACCACCGCUGACAUCAUUAUGGGGCUCCAGCAGGGUGGCUUGAACCUUUUUCUAUUAAAACAAAGCCCACGCUUAUGUGCUUUGAAACCAUUGCUGGUCAGACAUGAACUUCCUAUUUGCAGGGAAGUAGGACAGAUUUAGGGACUGACAGCUCCACACCUACUCUCUUGCCUAUUUAAAAAAUGUGGCUCAUCCAACAGCCAAGAACACAAUAUGGUUGUUCUUUGGAUUUGGUUUGAGAAUCAGACUUGCAGCAUUUGCUUUUCCACAAAACUGGCCCUGAGGUCUCUCUGUUGGCUAACCAGAAUUAUGCUCAGGAUGUGCCUUGUUGCAAUGCGUUACUGCUGGCAAACCACAACAUGUUCCAGUUUGUGGAUCUUAUCUGUAGGGCUGUGCACGUUUUCCCUGAAUUGAGUUAAGCAUAGAAUUUGGCAUCCUGAUUUUUCUUCCUUUUCAAAACAUUAAAACAAAAAAACCCACCCUAGUCCUCAUGGUUGUGGAGGGAAGUCUGGAACUCUGCAGGGAGAAUCAAGAAGGAGAUCUGAUGUGGCUCGAAAUUGCGGAGUUAGAGCUGGAACUUGCCAUUCUGUACAGAUUCCUGUCCCUGCUAGGCUCCCUCCUCUUCCCACUAUCUUUGCUCGCCCCUCCAUCCUCUUUUAGCUUCUUGGGGAACUGGGACUCUGGUUCCAAGCUAAAUUAUGCACAGAUAGGAAGCAUGGGCUUCAUUGCAUCAUUUGUUUUAACUGCAUAUUUUAUUUUAACUGCACUUUAACACUGACUUGCAAUUAACACAUUCAAACCUGGAUCUCUAGCCUGCUCCAAGGUGGCAGAGGUGUCUUUGGCUGUGUUUGGGACCACGUGCAAGCGAUAAUGUCUUUCCACACUUUCAUUCCACGUGUGGCUUAGCCCUGGUGGUGCUGAACUUGAAGCACAGGAAGUGUUCAGAAAGAGACCUUUGGUGGAAAGAGGCCUCUUUUCUCUUCUCUUCUCUUCUCUUCUCUUCUCUUCUCUUUUCUUUUCUUUUCUUUUCUUUUCUUUUGCCUGACUGAUGCUGAGUUGCUACUUGUUGCAUGGCUGCAGUGGAGGAAAGUGAAUUGUGUAGAACUAGAAAAACUGGAGGGCUGUAAAAAAAUCCCUUUCUUUACAAAGAAAAAUGCCCCUCUUUGCAAAUCUUCGGGUUGUUUUCAGUUCCUAAACUGAAUUGCAAACAAUUGCUGCUAUAUCAGAACUUGUUUCCUUUUUGCUUAUUCUGUGUUUACUACUCUCCAAAGGCUUGGAAAUAAUGUUUUCCUUUUCUUUCUUUAAACACUUUUAUUUGAUAUUAAAACAAAUGAUAACAAUACGUUCCUCACAAAAUCAGGAGUUAGACUACAGCUUUGUCCACUGCCAUAAUACCACAGAAUAAUCACUCCUUGCAAAUAAUAAACUAGGGUGGAGAUAAGCGGCAGGCGGCUUGCGGUGACCUACUCCAUAAACAAUACAUUGUACUCACUUAGCAUUCUAGUUUGGUUUAAAAAAAACACAAAAAAAACCUGAAUGCUGCCACAGUAAAAGAAAUAUAAUCAUCAGGCCUCUUUCCUCUCAGCAUUAACAACCCCACAAGGUAAAGGAAUCCUGUCCCCAUUUCACAGAUGGGGAUCUGAGGUUGAGGCAAGGCCCAGACUCGGGCUGUUGGCUGACUUAAGAAUGAAGGUGGUCUGAAGUUUCCCAGGUUUCAAGAUUCAAGUCCUAUGAUCUAAGCCCUGUCCUACAUUGCCUUUUCAACCAAAUUCCCAAAUACAGUGGUACCUCAGGUUUAGAACUUAAUUCGUUCCGGAGGUCCGUUCUUAACCUGAAACUGUUCUUAACCUGAGGUACCACUUUAGCAAAUGGGGCCUCCCGCUGCCGCCGUGCGAUUACUGUUCUCACCCUGAAGCAAAGUUCUUAACCCCAGGUACUGUUUCUGGGUUAGUGGAGUCUGUAACCUGAAGCGUCUGUAACCUGCAGCGUCAGUAACCUGAGGUAACACUGUAACUCUCUGUGGUCUCAUUGCAGGCAUCCAGUGUUCCCAGGCUUUGGAGUCCUGCUUGAAUGGAGGAAGGUGUGAAACCUACCCCAAUGGAACAGGGGUUUGCCGGUAAGUGCGAAAUUAUACGCAGUGGAGGUGUGACUUCUGGUUUACAUCCUCAGACCUGGGGGCCAGAUGUGUCCCUCAAGGCCUCUCUGCCUGGCCCUUGGAACUUUCCCCAGGCAACACACACCCUGCUUCGCAUCCCAAUUUUUUUGGGGUGCCUUGGAAUAUGUCAUUGAAUUCUGAGGAUACCCUCUGCUUGUCUGGGUGGAGAGGAGUGUGUAAAAACAACAACAACAAACAACCCUUAACCUACUUACAAAGGUAUAACCUAAAGUGGUUGUCUUACUCACUUUUGGCCCCACCUACCACUGGCAGUAUGGCCCUUGGGCAGUUGCCCAGAAGGCAGUGUGGCCCUUGGGCUGAAGCAGAUUCCCUACCUGUUUUGUUUUUUAAAAAACAUACAUGGACUGAUGGAAACUAAUAGGCAGAAAAGGGCUCCAGAUUUUAAUAGGACACCUUACAUUUUGAGUUUGAAGUCCAGGAUUACAAUAUGGCUUUCAGAAGGAGUCAGAUAGCCUGAUAUUACAUUGGGGUGUGCCUAUUAAGAGGGAGACAACUUUUAGUCUCCACAUGUGAUAGAUGUGACGCUGGGAGCCAACAAUUUCCUGCCAUCGCUCCCAAUCCCCAUCCCCACUAAGAGUUUGGGGAUGUGCAUCUUCUAUUAACUGCUGCAAACACAGGCAUAUGUGUGUCUGUGUGAUAUGAAAUGAUGCUGUGCUGAUGGGAGUUUGCAGUCUGGAUUCUUGGGAGCUGAACCUGGGCUCAAGGUGCAGUUCCAUCUGUGGAGCUGCCAUUAUCGAAAGUAGUUUCAACACGGCAGCAUGCAUCUAAGAGCGAUCGUGAGGAUAACACACACACAGAGAGAGAGAGAGAGAGAGAGAGAGAGAGACCCUCCCCUUUAAUUCAGGCUGAACUUUGUGGAAGGGGAAGGAGGGGGACGAUUGCAAUUUAAUUGAGCAACCCUAAACUAUCCAUGUCAAUUGAUCUGUAAUUGUGUAUGGCCCUAAUGAGUGGAUGUUGUACUUGUGCUCUGUGCUGGGGAUUAGAGAUAACUGGGGUUGAGGGACAGAGCCUCUUCCAAGUGGGAAUAGCCAGCCCUUGUCUAGACUUAGGAUGAUGAGCAUAAGAAGCUGCCUUGUGCUUUUAAACCGCUGAGAGUUUUUGCUACUAUCAAGCAGUAUGUGUGUUUUGUUUAAAUAAAUAAAUAAAAAAUACUAAGCCAGGCCAUUAGUUUAUCUGGACCAGUGUUGUCUGCGGUGGCUGGCAGCAGCUCUCCAGGGUUUUGGGAUCAGGGGUCUGUCUUUCUCAGCCCUGCCUGGGGAUGCUGCUUGGGACCUUCUGCAUGCAAAGCAGCCUGCCCCCCACCCAAGUACUCCUAAUGUUUCUGAAGAAAGAGAUGUCAGAAGCACCAUACCUCUGAAUACUAGUUGCUGGGAAUCUCAGGAGGAGAGAGUUGCUGUUGAGCUCAGGUACUGCUUGCAGGUUUCUCGCCAUCGGAGCACUGUUGCAAACAGGAUGCUGGACUAAAUGGGGACUCCUUUUGACCCAUUCCAGGUCGCUUGCCUUAUGUUUGUGUGAAUUAAGUAUGGAAAUAAGCAGCUGCCUUAUAUGCAGUCAGACCAUGGAUAUUGUCUGCACUGGCUGGCAGUGACACUCCAGGUUUUCAGGCAGGGAUUUCCCCCCAGCUGCACUGGGAAAUGCCAGCAGCUUUAUUGCAGUGCACCCAUGUUCCCUACAGUGAGGAGCCUUUGAACUUCUCAUGGGCUUCCCCAAGUGAUGGCUGCAGGGAACAAGUUGCCUACCAAUUAAUGUGGGGUGGGGACCCAGCAUCUCCUCCACCUCUGCUCUCUUUUCUUAACCCUUCUAUAAAAGAAAAGCAAAAGGCAGCAGCCUCUCCACCCCUCCUGUCCCCAAAUGCAUGUAGCCUCAGGAUAUGUUCAGUGGAAUCCGCUGCUUGCAAGAGUCCUGGAACAGAAUUUGAUUGAGAGCUGGAUAUGUUGAGAUUGCUUGUUUUGGUGUUUUUUUUUUAACUCCACCUGUUGGAAGCAAAUGUGAAGACUCUUUUAAAAAAAGGGGGGGUGCGUGUCUCUCUCUAAGGAAGCAGCUCUCCCUACAGGCAUUCCUAAUCCCAACUGUUGAAUGGCAGACUUUUUCGGUGCAGUUGGGAAUUGAGGGUGGGGGAUGGAAAGCCUGCACCUCUCUGUCCCUUGUCUGCUCCACUUCUUUAAUUUUGCCCCCACAUUUGGCGUCUUCUGUUUGCUCCGGGGAUGAUGGGCAGGAGAGGGGGGGGACAGGGGGAGAGAGAAGAGAACCCUUCAGCAAAUUAAUCGGGCACAUGAGCAAUUUAAGGGACAAAGGCUGGGCGCCUUUGUGAGCCGCUAAUGAAUGCGCACCGCACAGUCCCCCCCCCUUCUGCAGAAGCUGUAAGGACGCUUGACGCUCUAAAUCUUGUUUUCUUUCAUUCAGGGAGUGACAGCUGGGAUUCGGUCGAAAUUCAGCAGCUAUUGUUGCGGGAGGCAGAUUAAUGCUAUGUGACUAAUCGCGGAGGGCUUCCCAGAAUGCAUAACUGACUCCUCUUCCCCACCUCCUGUACCCUCACCCACCCCCCAUUCUCACUCUCUCUUCUCUGGGUGUCCCCCCCUCCCCCAAUUUCUCUCUUUGGCUAUUCUGCCCCCCCUUACUCUUUCUUCCUCCAAAAAAGAAGCCUUCUUGUAUUCCCCUUGAUUUACAUUGGAUGUACAGAUGGCAGGGGAAUCUAAUUAGGCCUGAGGCGUGUGAGCUGUAGCGGGGGGGGGGGGGGACGGACGUUCAGAGGACUUCCCACUUGUAGAAUGAGCAAGGAUGACAGUGGGAGAACGCAGCCAUGAAUUUCCUCCUGGUGUCUCAAGCCAGCCUAGAAACCUGUGGGUCAUGUCAUAUAUAUAUCAAUAUUUGGACGGCUUCCAGUGGUCAUCAUCAUUGAAAGGGCCAAGCAGCGAUGUGGAAUGGAACCUUUUUUCUGUUUCAUAAAAUUUGCUAGCAGUGAUCACAAAUGGAAGCAAGCCUUCAGGAGCAAUAUUGCUAGGCAAGCUUCAGCAAGUUUGAAAGUUUCCAGCUUUUUAAUUUUUUUCAACUAAAUACGAAAGUAAACAAGUAAACAUGCUGCGUUAGAUGGUGCACUCUCUCUGUCUUGGGUAUCAGAACAUUUUUCAGUUGCAACCUGAAAAAAAUGUUCUGAUAAAAAUCAAGUUUAGGAUUUGCCUAGAGAAAACAUUUUCCCAUUCAAGAUUUUCUGGGGAAAGGUCUGCAGCCCUGAGAGCUGAUAUAUUUGCAUGGCUGCCCAUCCAAGCCUGGCUGUGUAUAGUUGGACAAACGCAAAUGGCAUUGUUAUAUGCAGUUUAUUUAUUUUAUAGCACUUGCAAACUGCUUUUUGACCACUGAGCCUGCCAAAGUGGGUUAUAUACCAUCAGUUAAAAUAAGACAUUAAAUCCUCUGGCAGAAUUUCUAAGGUGCUGUUGUCCUGGACCACAAUCUCUGGAUAGAUGAGUGGGCGGGGGGAACCUUUCAGCUUCCAGAUGUUGCUAAACUACAACUCCCAUCCUUCUCCCUGCCCCAUUGGCCACUCUUUGGAGCUGGUGGGAGUUGUAGUUCAGCAACAUCUGGAGGGCCAAAUAUUCCCCCACAUCUGCCCUGAAAGGAGGACCAAAAUCUAGGAAGCAACAUGUGCCAGAGUUGCCUCCUCUUCUGCUCUUUCUAUGCAUGAGCACUGACUGUCUUCUGAAUGCCAGGCAGCUGCUCUUACCACUGAGCCAGGGCCCUACCCUUCCAAGAUGUUUCUGUUACACUGCAUUUUGUGGACAGUGUAGGAACUUCGGUGAUGUUUUCAAGGCAGUAGCAGGAAUUGAAACUGGAAUCUGCUGAAGCGUUUUGAGAAGAGAAUCAUGUCUCAGUGGCCGCAGUGUGCAGGAGGUCUCCUCAACUUGAGAAUCUUGUUUCCAACUUCAAAAGGCAAAUUAAAACUCUCCUGGCUGCCUUUGGUAAAUAGGAAUCACAUCCAGGUGAACUUUUUUAUAUACUGUAACGUUUGCAAAACAAUUCUAGAUAACAGUGGAAGCUGUUUUGUAGAUAAGACCUUUCCAAAAAAUGGGGUAAAAAUAAAUAAAUAAUGAAAGUUAAUUUUAGCCACACUAUUUCGUUCUUACUAGAUUAUAUGCCCAUAGAAAGAAAAUAGCCAACUUUUUACAAUAAAUAAAUGGAAUAAUAGUCCCAGCCCACCUGCUUAGAACGAAGUUUUUCCCUUGCAUGUGAUGAUCUGUGUUCCGUCAUCCUUGCAAAAAUAGCGAGAAAAGUACAUAGAAACCAGAAAGCAAAACUAUCUAUCUAUCUAGAUAUAUAAUAUGAUAAAAACAAAAUGAGUGCUUGGAGGUGGCAGGGCUGGUCUUGUGCCAACAAGCACUGAUGGUAGCUUCAGCUUUUUUCCUGCGGAGUCCUGUGGCUUUGGGGUGGAAAGUGCUAACUGCAGCUUUGCAGAGGAAAAAAAUUGGGCCCUCCACUUGGGCUAAAUGCUUUUUCCCAGAUCAGAUGAAACGGUUUCUGUAGGGAUCAUGUAGCUGUCGUAGGUACCAAUUAGACCUUGGCAUCUCUGUCUCUCAGGCUGGCAUCCCCACCACAGAUGAAAAGGGACUUGCUUAUUUAUUUAUUUGUCUUGGGAUUGUGGUGACGUGGCUUGCCACUUUCCCAGGAACUCCCUCAACCCGCUGGCUUAGUUAGAAGCAGAUGGUGCUGUUGCAGGGGGGGGGGGGGUCUGGAUCAGUGAUUGGGUAGAAGGACGUGCUCAUAAACUGGCCCAGAGUUGGGCUGGUUUAUGUGUGCUGCCCUGGAGCCCAGGUGAUGUGAACAUACUUGCCAUCGGCCUUGCAUGGCAAUGGCAUUCCCAUUUUGGCUGACAGGAGGUUUCUCUCCUGCUGCCGCAGUUGUCUGGGCCACAGUGAGAGUCAGGUGGACAAGCAGUGUGGAAGAGGAUGGGGAGGGGCUUUUUCCAGUGGUCAUCCUUCUAGGUCCCUUGGUAGUUGCCCAGCUAGGCCAAACCUUGGUUCCAGCAAUUUGAUCUUAUGCCUAUGUUGACUGCGACUUGAGCCCCAAGAGGAGCAGGGUGGCCCAGCCAAGGGGACCAUUUUCGCAGAAGGCCAAGGCAUGUCCACUCUAUGAAGAGAACAGCUUUUUAAAUGGCUGGUGCUGUUGGCUACUGGAAAUGAACGGAGGCCAGGUGAUUGUUGGGUGAUGCACCGCAAGGGAUCAUUUUCAGAAGUGGCAGCUGCCUAGAAAUUAGAUUCUGAUGUUUGAAACUGAUUCUUCAUUCUCAUGAGGGGGGAUGAAGUUGUGAGGCGCUGCUUCUUGCUCUUUCCAACCCCACCAGCCGGGCAACUGCCUCUGCCUCCCAAGCCUCUGGCCAUGGAAGGUUCAAAAUAGAUGCCAGCAGCCAGUAUGUCUGAUAUGGGAUAGCUAUGCUCUUCCUCCACAGUUUGAAGCAGAAAUGGUUCUGAAUACCAGUUGUUGGUGACUGCAGGAGGGGAGAGCACAGCUAUUGCACUUGGGUCCUGCUUUUGGGCUUCCUAUUGGGGGCAUCUGGCUGGCCACUGUGAGUAAAGGAUACUGGACUGGAUGGGCUCCCUUGGCCCAAUCAAGCAGGCCUUUCUUAGGUUCUUAGCUUUUUGCAGGGGUUGCUUAACACUCAUGGGUGUUGCAGAGAAAACCAUACCAGAAGAGGAGUAAGUAAAGGACCUUGCAUGGAAAGCUUCUUAUGGUGGGGAGUCCAAAGCCCCUUCUGGUAUUGGGUUUCUUCCCAUCCAGCCCUGGGGUUAUUUAACGCCAUUGUUUAAUGCUGUGAGAGGUGGAAGUUUUUCUGCCUGAGUUUUUUCCUCCUGUUUUAAGCUGCUGUUAAUUCCAUCAAAUAACAGCAAUGUGGGAGUAGGGGAUGGGGUGGGCAAGAGAGAGAAUAGGGACUCUCAGUGGGCAGGAAAAGGAUGUGGUGUUAAAAUAGCCAGAGGAAGUCCAUAAAGGAACAGGGAAUAGUCUUACUGGAACUGGAACUGUUACAGGUCCCACAUAACACUCAUUCCCAUUUUUAAGAACUCAGAUCUUUUAAUGUGGUGGUACCUGCCCUUCAGAACUCCUUGCCUACUGAUGUCAGGCAAGCCCCUUUGCUGUACACCUGUUAGAAACAUUUUUGUUUAGGAUUUUUUUAAAGUUUCACAUAGCAUUUUUUAAAAGUAAAAUGCUUGUGAAAAAAACCUCAAAGUGAUUUACAAAAAGAAUAAAAUUAUCAGUUAAAACAGUUAAAAAUAACUGUUUUGUUUUUUUUUAAGUAAGAUCAGCAGUAAACUAAAAACUGGAUUAAAACACACAUCAGCCAUUCUACAUAUUGGCAUAGGACUCGCCUAAACAAAAAUGUUUUUAGCAAGUGCCAAAAAGGGUACAGUGAAGGCACCUGCUCGAUUCCAACAAGCAGGGAAUUCCAAAGUUUUAUAUUGUUUUAACUGAUGAUUUCAUUGCUUCAUAUAUAUUUUUUGUAAACCCCUUUGAGGUUUGUUUGCCUUUUUUUACCAUCCAUAAGUCUAUGAAUGUUACGCAAUAAAUAAUAAUUUUUAAAAUACAAACAAUAAGUGAAACCUAAUUUGGCUGCCAUUCUUUGUUGACAAGGGUGCCUCCUCUGCUUGAGACAGGGUGAUCUUUUGCUUCAACCCAGAACUGAACUACAAGCACAGCCAUUUCCUUCUCAGCUUCCUCUUUUCUGUGGCUCUGUAAACUUAAAUGGGCAUUUCUGGUUUUGCAGAGAGAGAUGAAAUGCAUUUGUGGCUCUGCUGAGAGCAGCCCAUGACACAGAACAAAAAAGCAGUUUGGUGCUAAAGGACUGGCUUCCGGUAUUGUGGGCCUGUGUUCAUCAUUAUAAAGAGACGGCAAGUGGAAGGAAACAAACACACCCCUUCCCUAAAUUCUAUUCCUCAGUUGGGCAUGCAGCCCUGCUUUGCAUCGGGCCGGUUUCUCUUCCCCCAAACUUGCAAGGUCUAAAGUUAAACCAAGAUUUCAUGAAGAUUGGAUUAUACCAAUUCAUGGAGGACUUCUGAGGGCAACUGGCCAUGAUGGCUAUGCUCUGCCUUCCAUGUUUUGAGGCCACAAUGCUUCCAAAUACCAGUUGCUGGAAACCACAGGAAGGGGGGGGAGUGUGGGGCUGUUGUGCGAGUAUGUGUGGGGCUGGCCCAAGAUCACCCUGUGAGGAUUGUGGCUGAGCUGAGAUUCGAACCCAGGGGCCUCCCCACUGCUAGUCCGACAUACUUAAGUAUUACACCGCUCUGUCUCUCUUGCUUAUCUCAGUCAGGGACAGUCUAGCUGCAUUGUAUAAAGUGUUGGGUUUGGCAUAGAAACAUUGCAAGCACACACACACGCACACAAGCUCUGGCAACAUCUUGUGGCUUCUGUGCUUUGCAGCAGGGAGUGUGAAAUUUUGGUCCCUGUCUUAAUUCCAAAAGAAUUGACACCUCUUUGAGGUUCUGACAGCCUUUUGGCUCCUUUCCUAGGUUGGGCGCUAUUUGGAAGUGGGGUUGGGAGAGAAAUCUGCUUCAUAGCCUUGUCGCCUUUUGCUGCUGGCAGUCUUUGGAUGCUGGGCACGUGCAGCUGUCCUUGGAGUGACCUGGAACCGGGCAGGGAUCUGGUAGAACAACCCUAAGUCUAUCCUGUGGGGGUGGUUUGCCUAAGGGAAGAUAGCCUGUGCUCACUAAACUCAGAACUCUGGUCCUCUGACGCUGAACCCCCAGUAGCAUUCUGACCACACUGACUCAGGAGGUGCUUUUAGGAAGCCAGACUUGGGGAGUAGGGAACCUGCACACUGACACACCUACAACGUCCACAAUUUCGUAAGAUGCCUUAUAGCAAGCCAGACCUUUGGCCUAUCUAGCUCAGUACAGUAUUGCCUACACUGGCUGUCAGUGGCUCUCCACAUGCUUCUCCCAAGGCUUCCCCUCUUCAUCUUCUGUGCUCCCAUCAGAUUCCUGGCCCACACUGAAUAGAAUGACACUUCCUAAGUGGGGUGGGGUGGGGUGGGGCGAGUCCCUGGACCUGCCGGCUAUCUUGCAGGAAUUUUAGAUUGAGAGCGCCUGGGGGGAACUUCCAAAGGCUGCAUUCCACACCCCUCUUAUCCAUGGGAAGGAGGACAGAGUUGACUUAUUCAAAGGCUGGGGCAAUAACUCAUACUGAUGAGGCAGUGCCCCCCUCAUCCCCUCCCAAGAAAUGAGUGCAGUUUACUUUGCAAUGUCAACAGCUCAGAUUCAGUACAGCUCAGUGGUUCCCUUUUCUUUUUCCAGGCUACUGGUUUCAUAAACUCAUCUGGCAUGCACCAUACCCUAUCUUAUAAGAAGCAUUAAUCAGAACAGCAGUUUACAUGAUAAUUUUGUUGGCAUUGGCUUAGGGGUGUGCCUUUGGGGGUGAAGUCAAAACUGUGGAAAAGUUACAGUGCCUGCUAUAGCUGUAGAGACAAAAUGGUAAGAAUUAAUUUCACAUUUAUUCCAAGUCUGAUAGGCAUUUACACCUCCAGUGCCUCCCUGUCACCCCUUGCCUCUUAGUACCCCCCCCCCCGGGAAAUCCCACCUCCCUGUUUGUGUCUUGGUCUGAUGAGUGUUUUGCACUGAUUCCUUGUUCUGCCUCUGCUUCUCUUUAUCUCCACCCCCCACCCCAUGUCUGAAGUUAUUCAAGGGUAGAGUUCAUCAAAGUUGAAAGCAAUUAACUUCCUGGGUCUGGGUUGCCAUACCUUUUUAGUGGAAUGACCAAGGAAGGUUUCAAGGAAGAGGGAUUGAUGGUGAGGAGUUGCAUUUUAACAGAGAAGUUUCACGCUUGGCUUACCUGCAAGAGUUUACAGGCACGUAAACCAGUGCCUUCUUUAACAAGUUUUUCCCUCUUUGCAUGCUCCUUGGACCUGUAUAUCUCUACCCUCCACACACACACACACACACACACACACACACACACUUAUUCAGGUGGCAUUUAUAUGUCCAGAAAGCCGAUUUGUACCUUUUAAAAAUUAUGCCAAAACUGCAUCCUCAUCUCUCUCCCUUUCUGGGAAUCACAGCUAAGCCAGUCAUUUGAGGUGCUCUGGCAAGAAAAUGCGAGCCCUUCAUAGCUUGGGGGCUUGGAUGGAACUGGCCGUUCGUUCCUCUUUGCUCCAGACACACAGCUGGUCACGAGAGUCUGGUGCAACAAGUAGAAACACGAGGUGGGGGUUGGCUUUAAUUUCUGACUGUACUCUUUCUGAACACUGGGCUCAUCCAGACUUCAGCUUUCCCCACCGCUUUCUCCUGGGGAAAUCCAAUCUUUAGCACUGAAUUGGAGCAAACAGCAACUGGGUUUUCCCCAACUUAAAGCUAAAGAGCAAGUUUUCCCUAGGAGCAGAGCGAAACCACUUGGACCCAUACCUAGAAAGUUUGGGUCAAGUGGAAAACUGCUUGGACCCGUGCUUUCUAGGCACAAAACAAGCAGAGCCCAUGGUAAAGAAACAGGUGGGAAAGCAGGAAGGUAUCUUCCUUGUCUUGGCUUCAGUCUGUAUCUUGCAGAAAUGUUGUUUGGAGAUGUGUUAGGUCUGAUUGGAUAGAGCGGAAGAGAGACCCCUUGACACUUGUUGUGGCCUGGAAGAAUUGAUUGCCCAGAGGAAGGCUGGCAGGGAAAGUUCAGAAACCGCCCCCUGCCCCCCAUCCAGCUGCCUCCUCCUCUUCAGAGUCAAAAGGCAGAGGGGUGACAGACUGCUUUUCCGCACAGUGCCUGUUGUUCACCAUGAAAGGUGGGUUUCCAAGAGACCCCAUGGAAGAAUGGCGGGAGGGCCAAGACUCCCCUCAUUGUCUAGAGUCUGUCAAUAAGGCCUCAUGUUGACACAUGGGCUUCGCUGACUGAAUCUUGGUCUGAGGAGCCGCUGACAGUAUGCUCCCAAGCCCAGCAGAGAGGAUUUCUUUGCUCUGCAAAGUCUGCUUGUUUGCUUUAGGAAGUGGCAAUUGUUUUCCCCGUCUUGCCCACCAAACACAACCAGAAGCUUCUCUUAUAAUAGUGCUUGAGGAAAAAACAGACAACAACACUUGUUAGCACCCACCUUGUUUUUAUAACUUGUUUUAAGCGGCUUUUAAUGUUGUCACCUGUCCUGGAACCUUAGGGGGGAAGGAUAGGUAAUAAACAACAAAAACACAAAACAAAAACCAUGUUCAUUUCUAGUGGUUUGCUUUUAUACUUCUGACUGUCCGGAGUUCUCUACUUAACCCCCUUUCAAAUGUUCUCUCAGUUGCUUGGUAUGCCAUCUGACUCAUCUGCUGAUGAAAGAUUGUGCAGUUUUUUGUUUCUGGUGACAGCAACUGUUAGGAAAUAGUUAGUUUGGUUUUGACAUCAGUCCUUGGGCCACAUGUUAAUAGUUGGGGAGGUGGUCUUGUCUCAAAAACAGAACCAUCCCUCCAUCAAUGCUCCACAGCACCACAAAGCAGCCUGAGUUCGGGGCCACAUUUCUUAACAAUCCCCUCCUCCUUUAAAUCCCCCCACCUUGCUCUUCCCUUUUAGAAAGUCUAGACCAGCUAGCCCAGAUACAAUUGCUCCAGCUAUUGCCCUACAGCAGUGCAAAAUUAAAUCCAUCAGACAUCCAGAUCCAAGUUUAUUAAAACACUCCAGGAUGCCAUCGGCAGGGGGCGGGGGACACAAUUAAGCAGUGGCAAAAUGCAAGGUGGGAGUUAUGAAUGGCAGACGGUGUUUUUUUUUUUUUUAAAAAAAGCUGCCUCUUUGGUCGUGUUUGCGGUCGUCCCCCCCCCACAAAAAAACCCAUUCUUAAUUAAAAACAAAUUGCAGACAGAAUUGCGAACUUUUAUCAUCAUCAACAACAAAAACCCAUGUCUACCAUUUAUGGUGAAAGUUUGGGAGUGUUUCUUUUCCAAUUUGUGUGCAACUUAGAAUUGUUUUCCUUCCUCCAUCCCAAGUGGGGCAGGGAGGGAUGUAUGGAAUAAAUCCUCAGUGCUGUUAUGUAGGCAAAUGUCACCCAAGUUUUUUUAAAAGUUUUUUUUAAGAAUUGGGAGUCCCUAUUGUAAUGAAAAGACAGUACAGUCCCCACUGAUAAAAGGCGUGUGUGGGGAGAAUCACAGUUUGUGUCUGUCUCUGAAUGGGGCAGGGGGGGGUUGGGGUUGGAAGAGAGGAACUGCUUUUGAAUGAAGCAUCUACAAGGUUCCAUUCACAGCAGAAAUACUCCUUUGCCAACUGAAGGGAUUAUGAAUGAUCAUUUGCAUCCAUCCCCUUUUCUUUCUUUCUUUAAAAAAAAAAUCUAAGAAGAAUCUCUUGUCUUCAAGUCUUUGAAUAUUAACCCUGUAUAUGCGAGUCUCUGAAUGUCUUUGGGCAUAAUUUUCAACCCUGUGAAUUACAGCUUGCUUUUUUCCUUUUCAAAUGAAAUUUUGAGGUCUCAAGAAAUGAUCUGGGAAUGUGGGGUGAAAACCACACUUGGCAUAGGCUCAGAAAGCAGAGGGCAGGGUUCUGCGCUGUUGCUCUUUAAUGGGUACAAGGUGACUUCUAGCCAACCCUUGGCCUUUUCCACAUCUAGCUUUUCUCCCUCUCUUCUAACACUGGAACUCGUGGACCUCUAAUCAAGCUGAUGUUUUUGGAGAUUCAGGAUGCAUAAUAGGAAGUACUUCUUCACGCAGCGCAGAAUUUUAACUACAGAACUCUCUCCCACAAGAGGCAGUUAUGGCCUCAACUUGGAUGGCUUUAAGAGAGGUUGACAAUAUGCACAGUCCAUAUGCAAUUACAGAUCACUAUUGAACAAAAACCAGACAUAAAACAAAUAAAAAUAAACCACAAGCAUACGAAUGUGUGGAAUGUAGCAACUGGAUCUAUUCAUGGCAUACGUACCUUGGUUCUCGAACGCCUUGGUACUUGUAUGUUUUAGCUCCUGAAUGCCGAAAACCCGGAAGUAAGUGUUCCGGUUUGCAAACGUUUUUCGUAAGCCAAAUAUCCGACGUGGCUUCUGCUUGAGUGCAGGAAGUUCCUGCAGCCAAUGAGAAGCUUUGGCUUGGUUUUUGAACGGUUUCAGGAGUUGAACAGACCUCCGGAACAGAUUAAGUUCAAGAACCAAGGUUCCACUGUAUCCAAAUGCAGUAUUCACAGGUUCCACUGUAUCCAAAAGUUACUAUAUCAGCCAUAUUCAUUUGUAAGUCAAGGGCGGAGGGGUCCUCCACCAUGUUCCUCCUUGCUUGAGGUCAGACCAAAAAGGUACAAAACCAUGCAGAACUCCUCCACCCAUAGGUUCAUGCAGUGCGCAGCUGAAUUAUGGAACUGCCACCCACAGGCAUCAGUGACGGCCACCAACUUAGACGGCUUAAAAAUAGUAUUGGUAACUCCCAUGGAGGAGGAGAAGGCUGUUGAUAGCUACUAGCCAUGAUGGCUGUGCUCUGCCUCCAGGGUUGGAGGCAGGCAUGCUUCUGAAAACCAGUUGCUGGAAAAUGGUAGGAAGGGAGAGUUGCUUUGUACUUGGAUCCUGCCUGCAGAUUUCCCAGAAGAGGCACCUGGUUGGUUGGCCACUGUGAGAACAAGAUGCUGGACUAGAUGGGCUUCCUUUUGACCUGAUCCAGCAGGCUCUUAUGUUCUUAAAUUUAAGAAACUCAUGGCAAAUCCAGAUCUAUGCAGCUUUAGUGGAGACAAGAAGCUCAGAGCCCUUGAUUCCUUUCCUAGCGUGUGCUGGAAUCACAGGAACUGCUUGGAAGGAGAGGCUCUGAGUCAUGAGAUUGAGCUAUCUUAUCUGGGAUAACUGAUGAAAGACUCCCUGGCAGCACAGAUUAGCUCUCCACAAGCGGCAAGCGGCUCCGCCUUGCCUGAUUGAGAGCCUCUGCAACUUUCUAAGAAAGGAUCUAAGAGAGUCUGGCUUCUAGAUAAGGCCAACAGCCCACCUAGUCCAGCAUCCUGUUCAUACAGUGGCCAACAAAGUUCUCUUUGAGGAUGGGUCCACUGUAAACUUGGGUUGAUGCUUGUUUGGGCUGGAGAAGUCAAACUGGGCGCACACAAAAUGGUUGCCGCCUGUACUACACAGCACUAAACUACACUGAACUGUUUAAAUGCUCCUUUGAUUGGCUUUAAACUCCCCACCACACUUGCCAUCCUCUCCUGCCACACCAGUAUGGCGCGUCACACCCUUUGAGAACCACCAUACUAGUGGUAUGCAACAGGAGCACGGCCACCAGCAAAAGGUCAAGAAAUGGGUCCCUAGAUGCAUGUUUGGAUUCUGGGUCUAAAAAGGUUGAAGACUACUGUUUUAGGGGCACAUCUCCCACUUUUGGGGACCAAAGGAAGCUGCCUUCUGCUGAGUCAGACCCUAUCAGUGAUCCACGCAGCUAAGUUUUGUCUACGGGACUUAAGGCAGGGAGUAUUUUCCCAGCUUUACCUGCCGAUGCCCCGGGCGAGUGAACCUGGGACCUUCUGCAUGCAAAGCAGAUGCUCCACCGCCCAGCUACAGCCUUUCCCCCAAUUUUUGUUGCUCCUGGAGUGGCUGUAGGCAGUUUAUGGAGAGCGGCAACCCCUUUUGAUGGGUGUCAUAAAACACUUGCUAGACCUCAGGCAGGCGAUAUCUGUACUGGAUUGCUGAGAAACCUAUUUUCUCUUCUUGCAGAAUAUUCCUCCCAGUUCUCCCAGGCAUGGGAGGAAAGAAGCCCUUAUAUUUUAAUCUUUAUAAACACCCAAGAGUAGAAGUGCCAAACUUUCCUCGGGGCGGUGGGGGGCGGCACAUCCUGGGACAGAGAGUGGAGAGAGAGGCACUUUUUCUGUUGACUUUUACAGCCAGCUUCAAACUUUGAGCCUCUGCAUGGAUCAAUCAUUAAGCACUUUCCAGAUACAGGGCUAGGUGGCAGGGCCAUAAAACGGCACCUGGAGCAGCAGAAGGGCUCUAUAAUCUCCACCAGGUGAUACCUGUAAUCAGGAGGACUUAGGGAAUUUGCUGGGGAGAGUGCAGCUGUCAGCUACGGAGCUGGGCUGGCAGCUCACCUGGGAGGGUUCCCAGUUGUCAGAACGGCAGAGGUGGAAACUCUUAGUGCUUAAUUAAUGUGGAGGCGGGCGGGGGGUGUAAUUAAAAGGCAGUGACCUUUCUAUUCCCAGACUUCCCCUUGAGUUGUUUUACCAUGGGGGGGGCAGGCAGAGCCAAUAUGAUUCCAACAGAUAAAGAUUUUGGGGAGCAGCAGCUUCUAUGACAGAGAUUUAUCAGGAUUGGGUGUGGAAAAAUUUUUUAGAGGGGCAUUUAGUUUGCAAUCCUAGAACUUUCUUAGAAAUCGAUCCAAGUCAUUGGUUCACACAAGCGCUGAUCUCACUUAAUGUGUGGUGCUUCUUCAUUCAGGGCAUAGUUAAACUGUGGAACUCAUUCCCACAGGAGGCAAUGAUGGCAACCAACCUAGAUGGUGUUAAGAGGAUCAGAUGAAUUCAUGGAGGAGAGGGCUAUUACAGUGGUACCUCGGGUUAAGUACUUAAUUCGUUCCGGAGGUCCGUUCUUAACCUGAAGCACCACUUUAGCUAAUGGGGCCUCCCGCUGCCGCCGCGCCGCUGGAGCACAAUUUCUGUUCUCAUCCUGAAGCAAAGUUCUUAACCCGAGGUACUAUUUCUGGGUUAGCGGAGUCUGUAACCUGUAGCGUAUGUAACCUGAAGCGUAUGUAAACCGAGGUACCACUGUAAUGGCUGUUAGCCAGGACACUGCCUGCACACUGAUGGUACAGAAAUUCAGUUUCUGGAAACCACAGGAGAGAAGGGGGUUCUUGUGCUCCAAUCCUGCUUGCUAUUUUCCCACAGGCAUCUGGUUGGCCACUGUGAGAUGAGGAUGCUGGACUAGAUGAGUCUCCUUUGGCCUUAUCCUUCAAGCUCUUCCUUUGUUCUUAUGAAGUAUGAAACCUACAAGAUCCAUUGGAAAGCACUGGGUUGUAGCCACUGUUGGACCAAAGUUAGCACAGUCUAUCCAUUGGACUUUAAGGGUUAACCCAAGAUGUUCAAUCCUGCCCAUACUUCAGAGAGUCUCACUGAGGCAGAGUGAAAUGUUAUUUUCCCAGUGCAAGUAGGAACUGCUUCGUAGGCCCCACAUGCACAUUUAAAGUAUGAUCCUGCUUUAAAGAGUCAUGGCUUCUCUCAAAGAACCCUGGGAACUGUAGCUUGUUUAAGAUGCAGCAAUUUGUACUUCCCUCCCAGAGCUACAACUCCCACAGUUCCUCAUGAGGAGAGAUUGAUUGAGAAGACAUUCUGUGAAUAUUGUAGCUCUGUGAGGGGAAUAUGGGGGGGGGAGAUCCUAACAUCACCCUGAACAAACUACAGCUCCUAGGAUUCUUUAGAGGAAGCCGCAAAAGUGAUAUGAUGCAGGUUCGAAUGUAUAGUGGGGCCUUAGUCAGAAAAGCCCUCACCCCCCUCAGUUUGAGAAUUAACUUCGAAUCCUGAUUUAAUCUGGUGGGCCCAGCCAGUUCACAGAGACACUGCCCCUUCCUAACCAGUUUUCUCGAUCCCACUCCCCUGCUUUUCCUUCUUCUUGGGUCCAAUAAGAUCGUAACUUCCAUUGUUGCUAAAAGGUACAGCAUACCUCGGGUUACAUACGCUUCAGGUUACAGACUCCGUUAACCCAGAAAUAUUGCUUCAGGUUAAGAACUUUGCUUCAGGAUGAGAACAGAAAUUGUGCUCCGGUGGCGCGGCAGCAGCAGGAGGCCCCAUUAGCUAAAGUGGUGCUUCAGGUUAAGAACUGUUUCAGGUUAAGUAUGGACCUCCGGAACAAAUUGAGUACUUAACCCGAGGUACCACUGUAUUUGGUUUGACUAGGCCUUUUUGUAUAGCUUUCGCUCCUCAACUUUCUGUGUUCCUUCCUGGUAAAAACAAACAAGCCUCAAGUUGAACAGACAGGCAGUUUUAAAAAUGAAUGAAUCAGAAUUAGUUUGAGGGAGGGAGGCUUGGAGCUGGGAUGCCUUAUGGUCCAUGGGAAACUUCUUUCUUUGCAGACAGAUUCCCCCCUCCUGAAUUCACGCUUUCUCUUGUCCCGUGAUGGACCUUUUGAUUUCUGUGUCAGAUUGGCAGUGGGCUUAUCCAUCGUAAGGUGGGAAUAGGGACUCCCCCCGCUCUGAGAAAAGGGCAGAAUGAAAUGGACUGUGAGGCUUUUUUUAAGGGGGGGAGAGAGUGUGCGAUGUGUGGGGGUGCGUGUGCGUGGCAUCUGUCCCUGGGGUGGCAGAUGGUGAGCUGGAGGCUGUGAAAGAAAAACGGUGAACCUCUUGAAUUGAUUGCGGGUUAAAGGUCAGCAAAACAUCUGCCUGGGGUUGUGUUAGGAGACGGCAUUUCUAUACAGGGAGAGUGUAGGGGAGACAAAACCUGUUGCUGGUAGAAAGGCAGAAAAGCCCCGAAAAACAGUGGAAAUAUUGAAAUAAGAGAACAAAAGGCGGGGAGGGGGGCGGCGUUUUGUCAAACAGGCUCCAGACUGCCAGAGGAUUGUCGCCUCUGUUUCAGUUUUAAUUCAGGAAAAGUAUUGGGCUUUGCCAUUAUGAGUUUCCCUAGAGGUCAAGCAGGCAGUUGCCCAAAGGGGUAGCUAGCAUUCUCACUUAUAAAACUAUGUGGGGGCGGCACAAAGCUGGAGUUGGGGAAAUAUUUCCUCCCUCUCCUAAACCUAGAACUCAUGGGCAUCCAACAAAGCUGUAUGUUGGAAGAUUCAGGACAUGUAAAAGAACGUCCUUCAUCACAUAGUGCAUAGUUAAACUAUAGAACUCACUUGUGCAUUUUGGAUGGCUUUAAAAGAAGAUUAGGCAAAUUCAUGGAGAGGAUAAGGCCACCGAUAGCCACUAGCCACAAUGGCUAUGCUCUGCCUCCAGAGUCAGAGGCAGUAAUGUUUCUGAAUACCAGCUGUUGGAAACCACAGAAGGGGAAGGGUGCUCUUGUGCUCAGGUGCUGCUUUUGGGUUUCCCUUUGGGGCAUUUGGUCAGCUACUGUGAGAACAGGAUGUUGGGCUAGACGGACAAUUGGACGGAUCCAACAGGUCUCUUCUUCGAAAUGAAUUUUAUAGGAGAAUUUGUGAGAAAUGCUGUUGCCUCUUAACUCAGACUGCACAUUUUGGUGAAGUGCAACAGGCACCAGCUAAGAUCUCCCUUGUUUCCAACAAACGCCACCUAAGAAAAGCAGAGAGCCAGUUCCAGGAUGCACCCAGUUUGUUACAGCAGAAAUGUUUGAGAAUCUUGUGGCAUUUUGAAAGACGCAACACGUAUAUUUGUAGAAUCGUGGAAUUGUAGAGUUGGAACCUCCUGUGAUGCAGGAAUCUUAGCUAAAGCAUCCAUGACAGAUGGCCGUCAAACCUCUGCUUAAAAACCUUCAAUGAAGGAGAGUCCACCAUGUUCUGUGGGAGUCCAUUCCACAGCUAGUUCUUCCUGACAUUUAGUCGUAAUCUCCUUUCUUGUAACUUGAAGCCAUUGAGAGUCCUACCCUCCAGAGCAGUAGAAAACAAGCUGGUUCCGUCUUCCAUGGGACAGCCCUUUAUAUAUUUGAAGACGGCUACUAGGUCUUCUCUUAGACUCCUCUUUUCCAGGCUACACAUACCCAGCUCCUUCAACCAUUCCUCAUAAGACUUGGUUUCCAGAUCCCUCAUCAUCUUGGUUACCCUCCUCUGUACAUGUUCCAGCUUGUCAACAUCUUCCUUAAAUUGUGGUGCCCAGAAUUCAGACACAGGUGUGGUCUAACCACAGCAGAAUAAAGCAGCGGGACUAUUCCUUCCCUUGGCCUAUUCUUCAGUUGAUGCAGCCUAGAAUAGCAUUAGCUUAUUUUGCUGCUGCAUCACACUGUUGAGCUUGUGGUCCACUAAGAACCUCUAGAUCCUUUUCAUAUGCACUGCUAGUAGAGUGCACUUUCCUGGGCCAGAGACCAUGUCAUCAAAUGCAUGAAGCACUGUCCACAUAGGUACAAAUUGUGUGUGUGUGUGUGUGUGUGUGUGUGUGUGUGUGUGUGUGUGUCUGUAUCUUGUUUUCUCCUGCUCUGGAGGGUAGAAUCCAAACUAGUGGCUAAAAGUUACAAGAAAGGAGAUUUCAACUAAACACCAGGAAGAACUUUCUGACAAUAAGUGGAACAGAUUCCUUCAGAAGGUGGUGGAUUAUCCCUCUUUCCUUGGAGGUUUUUAAGCAGAGGUUGGACGGCCAUCCGUCAUAGAUGCUUUAGUUCGGAUUCCUGCAUUGCAGGGGGUUGGACUAAAUGACCCCUUGGGGUCCCUUCCAACUCUGCAGUUCUGUGAUUCCAUUCGAUUGGAAGCACCACCAGGCAGAUCAAUUAAUGUGUGCACCUACACACACGCUUUUGCCAAAUUGCACUGCUGCGCUCAGAAAAAUCAGAGCCUCCUUUGCCAACAUGACCAAGGCAACUCUUCUUCCAGUGCCCAACACCGUUGCCUACAGCCUGCACUACAAACUGUGAUGUGUUAGCAGAAAUUAUACACCAAGCUCACUGCACACAGAGCCAGUUUUCAAAAGAAAAGCCCAAAAUUUGGUGAACAGAUUAGAUUAAGCACCUGCAUUUAUGGGUAGUUUUGUUGUGGUAGUUCCAAGAUUGUGCUUUUAAAAGAAAUACUUUGUUGGCAAAGCCCUACGCGGGAAGCUGACGGGUGGGUGCUGUGGCAUUCUUAGAUUAAAUGUCAUGUCCUGAUGUGAUGGGAGGUAAUGGAAGGGCCCCGGAGCCACAAAGAGCUUUGACAGGAUGCGACAGUUUGCCUCCCUGCUCUGCAUACCACCAGAAAGCUUUCUUCAGCCUUGUUUGGACUUCUGAGAAUUGAAGCACCCUCUUCCCACACAGGUUUCCAAGCUUUUAUUUGCAGGCAUUGGGGCCACAGAGAGCUAUGCUUGUUUUUAUAGACACACAACACACAUGCACAUUCUAGGAAUGGUGGGUCAAUGCAACGGUUUAGUUUCCAACGGAAGAUCUUCACCAGGGCAGAUAGAUAUGCCAUGAGCUUAUCUGGUGUUUAUCUGCAGCAGAUCUUCAAUCCACUGGAGGGUUAAGAGCCAACCUCUCCAGCAGAUAAGCAAGAGCCUUUAUCGCAGGGGAACAGGUUGGGAGAUGCUCAGUAAGACAACCAAAUGGAGUCAAGCACUAUUACUCUGGACCAGGGUCAGCAACCUAAGGCCCAUGGGCCAGAAGUGACCCGCAGAGGUCAUUUGACUGGCCCACGAGCCGCCCCCCAACUGCGCUGCCCACUCACGCGCUGCACUAAAGUGGCGCAGUGAGGCAUGGGGACUUGCUUCUAUGGCACUGGAAAUUGCAUCUGCGCAUGUGCAUUCGCGGGCACGCUCGCUCACGCUCACACAUGAUCCAGCCCACAGAGGGAUCUCUACGGGACCAAUCUGGCCCAGGCAAGAUAAACCUUCCUGACCCAUGCUCUGAUCUUUGAGGGUGUCUGAAUGCUUGCCUCGUCCACCCAGAGACCUAGCUACUGUCUUGCCUCCUCCUGUCUGUGGAGGGAUUCACCUCCCCCCCGCCCAACCAAUGCAUUUUAAUUUAAAUGUCUAUAAGGCACAAAUUUCAUUCAGUAGAUCCAGGUGUUAAUUGUUUUCGUUUUAAGCCAAACCGCAUUACAUUCCAGUAGGGAAUGAGGGAGGGGAAUUUUCCCCAAGAAUCAUAGAACUGUAGAGUUGGAAGAGACCACAAGGGUCAUCUAGUCCAACCCCCUGCAAUGCAGCAGUCUUUUCCCCAGUGUAGGGCUCGACCCCAUGACCCAGAGAUUAAGAGUCUCAUUCUCUACCAUCUUAGCUAUCGUCCUAUUUCUUUCUUUGUUUAAUGUAUUUAUAUCUAACAUUUCUCCCUAUUUGGCAUUCAAGGCAGCUUCCAACAUUUUAGAAGUGUCAUUGUAAUAAAUACAAAGCAAUAAAAAUAAACUAGGUAAGAACAAUAAUUAAAACACAUAAAUUAAAACAAAUUUAAAAUCAGCAUUCAAAUAUGGUUUGACCUGAUGACAGCCCAAUACAGAAAAUGGGGAAGAAACAUGUGAUUAAAAAAAAAGUGUGUGGAUGGGAAAGUAGUUUAUUAACCAUCAUAAAUCAGAGAAUAUCAUAUCAUAAAAUUAAAGCUGCUGGAUUGUAAUUGUUGCUAGUCGUACUCGCAGUGUAGAGGGUGGCUUUGCAAGCCUUUACUGUAUUUUUUGUUAUUGUUACUAAGAGAAUCUUUGCCCCCUGGAUCCAUAGUUUGGCUAAGCCCAAACUACAUGGAUUUUGCAAGGAUUUGCACCUCCAAUGAUGUCUAUAGUAUUAUUAUUUUUUAAUUAUUAUUAUUUAUUUAUUGAAUUUAUAUACCGCCCUAUACCUGGAGGUCUCAGAGCAGUUCACAGAACAAGAUCAAAAUAUAUAAAACCACAAAAUAUAUAAUAAAAAUAAAAACAACCACCCAAUAACACCCCCCUACACACACACCAAAAAACCCCCACAUUUUAAAAGGGCAUAGGAUGUCAAUCAAAUCAACCAAAGGCCUGGUUUAAAAAGAUCGUUUUUGCCUGGUACCUAUAGAUGUAUAAUGAAGGCGCCAGGUAAACUUCCCUGGGAGAGCUUUCCACAGAUGGGGAGCCACUGCAGAGAAGUCCCGUUCUCGUGUUGCCACCCUCCAGACCUCUCGGGGAGGAAGCACACAAACAAGGGCCUCAGAAGAUGAUCUCAGGGUCCAGGUAAGCUCAUAUGGAAAGAGGCGGUCCUUGAGGUAUAGCGGUCCUGAGCUGUUUAAGGCUUUAUAAGUCAAAACCAGCACUUUGAAUUGGGCCAGGAAACAAAUUGUUAGCCAGUGCUGUCGGACCAGGAUCGAUGUAAUAUUAUAUGCUCAAACCAUCUUGCUCCAGUGAGCAACCUGGCCGGUGAAUUCUGCACUAGCUGAAGUUUCCGAACCAUCUUCAGAAGUAACCCUACAUAUAAUGCAUUGUGUAAUCUAACCUUGAGGUUACCAGAGCAUAGAUGAAAGAUGUUAGGCUAUCCCUGUGCAGAUGGGGUAUAGUUGGGCCACCAGCCUAAGCUGAUGGAAGGCACUCUGGGCCACUGAGGCCACCUGAACCUUGAGCAACAGCAAAGGAUCCAGCAGUAUCCCCAAGCUACGAACCUGCUCCUUCAGGGGAAGUAUAACCCCAUCAAGAGCAGGCGAUUUCCCACCCAUCUGGUCUAGGGAACCACCCACUAACAGUGCCUCAAUCUUAUCUGGAUUGAGUUUCAGUCUGUUGGCUCUCAUCCAGUCCAUUACCGAGGCAAAGUAUGGUUUUUUCAUUGUUAUUUGUAAAGACAUGAGAGCAUUUCCUGCAAGUGGCUCACAAAUAUGAGGCAAUUUUCCUUACUAGUAAAGUUCGUGGGAAAUGUAGAAGAGAAAAAUUACUCCCAGACGUGGCGCACAGCGUAAUUUGCGAGCACUGCUGGCUGGCUGGCAUACUGCUGCACAGACAACAUCUGUGGAACCGAGUCGGUCCGGAGAGUGUCCGCAGUAAGAUAGUAUCGGCCAAAAAGUUGUUCAAGAAAUGUGACAAGCUUUUGAGACUUCCAGAACUCUUCAUCAGGUGGCCUGCAUUUGUAUAAGAAAGAAGAGCCUGGCUGCUGGAUCAGGCCAGUAGCCCAUGUAGUCCAGCAUCCUGUUCUCACAGGAUCCAACCAGAUGCCCAUUAUGGGAAGCCCACAAGCAGGACCUGAGAACAAGAGCAACUCUCUCCCCUCCUGCAGUUUGCUGCAACUGGUAUUCAGAGGCUUACUGCCUCCAACAGUGGAGGAGAAACCUAAGAGGGUUCCUGUUGGCUCAGGCCUGUGGCCCACCUCGUCCAGCGUCCUCCUCUCAUGGUGGCCAACCAGAUGCCAGAGAAAUGUGCAAGCAGGGCCUGAGCACAAGAGCACUCACCCUCAUGUUGUCUCCAGAAAUUUCUAUUCAAAAGCAUUGUUGCCGCUGACCAUGGGAGCACAGUAUAACCCCCAUGGCUAGUAGUAGUAGUAGUAAUAAUAAUAAUAAUAAUAAUAAUAAAUUUAUUAUUUAUACCCCGCCCAUCUGGCUGGGUCCCCCCAGCCACUCUGGGCGGCUUCCAACAAAACACUAAAAUACAAUAACCUAUUAAACAUUAAAUCUUCCCUAAACAGGGCUGCCUUUAGAUGUCUUAAAAGUUUGGUAGUUAUUUUUCUCUUUGACAACUGGUGGGAGGGCGUUCCACAGGGCGGGCACCACUACCAAGAAGGCCCUCUGCCUGGUUCCCUGUAACUUGGCUUCUCGCAGCGAGGGAACCGCCAGAAGGCCCUCGGUGCUGGACCUCAGUGUCUGGGCAGAACGAUGGAGGUGGUAGUAGUUGUAGUUAUUGCUAGCCUUAUUCUCCUCCAUGAGUCUCUUUAAAUCCAUCCAAGCUGGUGCCUUUCACUGCCUCCUGCAGGAGGGAGUUCCGUAGUUCAGAUGUGCGCUGCAUUAACUUAUUCAAGCAGGAGCUCUGGGGAACUUGUGACCUUCAGCUGUUUUCGUGACUUCUUUUGGUUGGCCCCAAUGCAGACAGAUACCCAGCUGUGGGCUGCUGAAAUAAGGAAGUUUGCUACUUCCCUUAAACAACUCACAAACCUCUCCCACUUCACACACUCUUUAAUGCCAGCGCCAUUCACUUGGGGUGAUUUGCUUCUCCAAUCUGUGCUUAUGAGAAGGAAGAGAGGGAGCCACCGCAGGAAGUGCCAGAGGGUGCAGCUGCUGGUAGCCACACAUGCAGCAGCAGCCCUGCAGCCGCCAUCCUCGGGAUGCCUCCAUUGCUGCCCUGUGCCUCCAUCUCGCUGGUGCCUUUCCCCUGAGCAGCGCCAAAGCAGGCAGCUGAAUUCCCUAACAGAGCAGUGUGUGUGUGUGUGUGUGUGUGUGUGUGUGUGUGUGCGCGUGUGUGUGUGCCCAGCCCCCUGCAGUUCCCCCUUCCCUGCAGCAUUCGGUCCUCUGGAACAGCACAUUGGCUGGUGAGCGGGAGAGCAGCUGCUCUGACCCUCUAAUUAACAUGCGCACCUGCUCCUGGCACCCUUUUGUCUGCCCAGCAGAUGCCCUGCUUUCCUUUUUUCCUCCCCCCUCCCCUUCUUCCCCUCCUCCUUCUCUUUCUGUUAUGCCCACUUUUCACUGGGCCUGGCUCAUGCCAUCUCAUUAACUUGAAAUGUCCUCGGAUUCUCACAAACACAAGGACCCCAAACAAUGGGAGCUUGGGAGUUUGUGGAGCUGGAGGAGGAAGGGGUGGCUGCUGGCUGCCUCCUUCCUUUGCUCUCUCCAUUUGCAUGAAGGACAUUUGGGGGUUUGGUUUCCUUGCUCCCUCUGGAUCAGCUGGUUCUGCUGACCUACUUCCUGCCUUGGUCUCCCACUUGGUGUUUUUGCUGCCCCCCCAGGGUUUUUGUUUUUUUUAAAAUAAUAUUUAUUAAAAUUUCAAAAGAAGAAAAAUCACAUUAAUAGGGUUUUUUAUUGAUAUCAUCUGGACACAUUUUGGCCUCCCAGGUCUUCAAAGUGUUGAAUGUGGACCACCCAAAGCCGAGCAGUUUUGAAGCCCCAUAAUAGCAACAGUGCAAGGACACAGAGGGAGCUGCGCUUGCGUCAAGUCAAACCAUCGUUAUUUCAGCUCAGUCCUUCCAACGCUGACUGGCAGCAGUAUCUCUCAAGGAUCAGGCAGGAAGGCUUUACCAGCCCUCCCUGGAGAUGCUGCAAGGGGCUGAUCCUGUGGAGCCUUGAGCAAUCUUAGGUGGCAAAUGACCAGCAUGGUUCUGGGUGGGUAGAGGAGAUUUUAUCUGGUGCGGGGCAUCUGUUGCCCUCCAGAUGUUGCAGGAUGAUGGCUCCAAAUCAUCACUCCUGGCCAUAGACCACACUGGCUGUGAGGCUAAAUUGGCGGUUACCAGUUUUGCCUGAAAUGCCUCCAGCACCCCACGCGGUGAUCUGUGGGUGGCAGCGGGGAAAGCUCUUGGCACUCACCCUGCAGCUGCCCUAGCAGAAUGGGCUGUGCCUCAAAAGGCUGCCCUUCCAUGUUGUGGCAGUUUUGCUACAUCCCAUCCCCCUGUGUAAAGUGCUGCUUAUUCUCCAUGAAUGCAAGAGCAGGCUGGGGCUGAAGCCAGCUGCAGUCCUCUUUGUGCAGGAUGGCAGAGUCGUGGCAAAGUUAGAUGGCGGGUGCAGGGAGUUGAGAACGGUGAGGAGAAGGAGAGAGAGAGAGAGAGGAGGGAACUUUCCCUCCCUCUCUCUUUCCAGAAUCCAGACACAGGGCGCUUCUUAAUAAUAAUCGCCAUCAUUGUAAUCAAAGGGAUAUUCCCAAGACAGCCCCUGUCAACACCUGGCUAGCACAAACCCACCUGUCUCCUGGCCCUUUGUUCGGGCAUCUGUGGCACAGGAUGGGCCUUCAUUUGCCGCCUUUGAACUCUUUGGGUUGACAUGUAACCAGCCUUGCGGAAAAAAAGGAAAAGAAAGAGGGGAAUUAUGGUACACAGGACACCUUUUCUCUGUUUUCUCCCUACCAUACAGGCAGAGUUUCACUUGCAAAGGGCCAUGUUCAGCCUCUGAACCAGAAUUGGCUUCUAUGUCCUGAAUCCGGUGGAUUUAUUUAUUAUCUUUUUAUUGCAUUUUUAUCCCACCUUCUUCGCUUCAAGGGGCUCAAGCUGGUGUACGUGGGUCUCCUCCUCCCUAUUUUAUCCUCACAACAGUCCUGAGGGGCCUGACCCUCCCCUCCAUCUUCUUAAGUUGUGGGGUGUUAGGCUAAAGCUGAGAGAGGAGCCCACAGUGUUCCUGCCAUGUUGUCCAUUGUUCUCUUGGGACAAGGGAGCCGUCUAUAACAGCCCUGUAGUGUAGUUCUGUUAUGCCAGCAUUGCAGGUAGGAAUGCUAUGUUUCAAAGAGAGUUGCUCAGAACAGCCCAGCAGUGUAGUCCACAUUUAAGUGUUCCAGGCCAGAGGCAGGAAUAUUAAAUUGCCCCAUUCAGACCAAACCAAGCAUUUGAAUUGCUUGGAGAGGCCUCGUACUGGUGGUGAUGGUGGUUGUUUAAUUCAAUUUAUACCCUGUCCUUCCUCCCUAAGCAGCCCAGGGUGGCAAACAGAUAAACCAUUUAAAACCAAAGCAAAAGCAUUCUAAAAACAACUCCAGUUAAAAAACAUUCUUCCAUCCUAUUAGCAUGAGGCUUCCUGGAGCAGCUGUCUUCCGCCUCCUAAGGGCUGGGGUAAGCAGGAAUGUUUUCAAUUUCCUCCUGAAAAGCUUAUAAUAAUGGAGACAGCUGCACCCCACUAGGGCGGGCAUUCUGCAGCUGGGGAGCCAUCACUGAAAAGGCCCAGUCACAGGUCAGCACCAACUAAGCAGCUCCCAACAAGCCUUCACUAGACAAUCGCAGGGUCCGAGGUGGUUGGUACUUGGGAAGGUGCUUGCACACAGACUGGAUGCUCUUUUAAAAAAGCAUUCGGAACUUAAAAUAAAUCUUUUUUUUUGCACAUGAUGUAAUGCCCACGUUAGAGAUGGGGGCUCUGGAGUGUUUCUCCAUCCUCCCACCCACACCAGGGAUAAUGCUGCAAUGGUUAUAUUGCAGGGCUGUUUUUGACUCUCCAGAAUUCCAGCCCACAUCACCACUGCAGCCCUCUGCAGGAAAAGAAACUGCCACCUUUUUGCUAGUCUAUCCUUAAAAUACCUUCCUUUCACCCAAAGCACUGAAACUUGAGGCCGCAAGAAAUAUUCAAGCUGCACAGGAUUUUGCUGCUGAAAGACUUUCUCCUAGUUUAAAAUAAUGAUUGUAGCUUUCUGGAAUCUCAGAGCAUCUUUUUCCAUGGAAUACUCACAUCUGCAAAUCCGCCUCUUUCUCUGGCCCAUAUGUGUUUGUGUCACAUGCUGCCUUGUUUUGUUUAGGGUCUCUCUCUUUUAUUAACGAGCUGGCCCUUUUGGCUUCUGGUAACAGAUGGCUCUGCCAGUGACCACUUGAUGGAUGGGUGUGUUUGCUGCUAGGAUGUCUCUAUUUUUUUGAAAGAAAGAGAGAAAAUAAAAAUGGAAGCGCUUUCACACUUAGAUAAUCUGGCAUAUGUUGCAUUUGGGGGGGGGGAGCCUUCUUUCCUGCCUUUUUAGCUGUAGGUAACAACUUUUGGAAGGGAGCUUAUAGUUGAAGAGAACGGCGAAGCAGUUGUCUCGAAGGUUGUGCACCCAAUAGGGGUGGGGGCUGCUUCACCUGUUGACAAGCGCAGAGUGGGCCCCUCGCUCUUUGACUUCCAUUGCGUAAGAACGUAAGAACGGCCUGCUGGAUCAGGACAAUGGCCCAUCUAGUCCAGCAGCAAAAAAGGGUGUGAUUUCUCAGGGAUGGCUCUUUGAUCUUUGGAGCUGCCUCUUUGAAGGCUGGGAGAUUUAUAGCUCCCUUGGUGGCUCUGGGAGGAGUUGGGGCAGGUGGUUCGUGGGCAUUGGGGGGGAGUGUGUGGCCAGGGUGUGAAAGGGGUGCCUAAGGUGCAUGUGAAAAAAGGGUUCCCAUGGGCUGUGGAAGGCUUGGACAGUUGAUGGAUUGCUUGUGAUUCUCCAGCUCAGGUCUUUGCAGGAGCUGAGGGUAGUUUGUGAUUUAAAAACCCAGGGGAUUGAGUUUCACUUCUGUGGGAAGCCUGCCUUUAUCUUGUGCAGUGACCCCUGUCUCUUGUCAUAACAUCAGAACCCAGGAGUCAUUCAGUGAAAUUGAUUUGCAGCAAGUCUGGGGGCAAGUGCAAAUUGUGAGAUGGCUGCUUUCCGCAGGACAUAAGGGCCAGUAGUUGUUAAAAGGGGGCUGGACAAAAUUCAAGGAGGGGGACACAUUUAUUCACGGCUAUGAGGUAUGACAGCUCAGUGGAACCUCCACAUUCCAAGGUAGUCUACCUCCAAGUAUCAGUUACUGGGCCGGUGGGAAGCAAAGAAGCCUGUUGAGUUUCUGCCCUGUCUGAGGACUCCCUAGAAGCAUCUGUCUAGCCACUGUGGAGACGAGAAGCAGGGGGCUUUUAAUGGAAUCUGGCAGGGCUGUUAAGAAUUUACAGCCUUGAGGCCCUGCCCUCCUUCUUUCUUCUUCUUGUGUCCCCAGUAACAGUUUAUUCAGCUGUUUUUAAAUGUGUUGCUUCCCACCUAGAACCUUUUGAAUGGGAUGGGCUAUAAAUCCAAGAGAAACCCACAAAUGUGUGACAAGAGGUAACAAAAAGCCUGUUGUGGCCCUGUGGAAUAUACAGGUUACCUGUCCUGUCCUGGAAAUGAGAGGACAUUUUUUUCAGGUGGCAGGGGUCAAUUGCAGACAUGGGCUGCAGGAGGUGAUAGUUUGGGGGCACAACCCCUUCCUCUUCAUGCAGAAUGCUGGGAGGGGUUGAAUCAGCCCCACCAACCAGUUGCCCUGAGCAUUGUAUGGAUUGCUGAGGUACCUGAAACAUGUUGGGAAAAGUCUCCUGGAAGACCUCCUACUACCAGUUGAGUAUUCAUUGCUAGAUUCUGGAUAUGGCCAAAGGGCCCCCCCCCAGCACCCUGUGCUCACAGUGGGUGUCCAAAUGCCUAUUAUGGGAAGCCCACAGGCAAGACCUGAGCACACAGCAACUCUCCCCACUUGUGAUUCUCAACAACUGGUAUUCAGAGCUAGACUGCUCCUGGGGAUGGAGGUUCUGCUCUUAUGGUAGACCUCUUAUGGUAGACCUUCACGUUGGCUAACCAGAUGCCCCAAUGGGAAGCAGUGUUAGAUAUAUGUUAGGCACCAAUGGUCACCUUAAACCUAGUUUGUGGUCACUACAAUGGAGUGCCUUACUUGUCAGAGAGUUGGACUAGAUGUCCCUCGGGGUCCCUUCCAACACUACAACUCUACAAUUCUAUGAUCUCAGCUACAUUGCUUGACUAUAGCUUGCUCUACAACAAUUCCUUUGUCCCAGUAUACAAGGAGAAACACAACACAGCAGAAAUGGUAUUAACUAUGGCCUAAGGCAAAGGUUUUUAAAUUGUGGUUGCCAACCUUGCACCCAGAAAUCUCCACAUAGUUGCAAUUGGACCUGCGCCAGUAGCAAAAUGCACCUUGGGAAUUUUAAACACUGAUGUGUUCUGAGUGCAACUGCAGUCUCCUCUCCUGUGGUUGGCAUUCAGAGGCAAUGGAGGUGCAAUGUAUCCAUCGAGGGUUGCUGUUUUGGGUAAAUGCUGCCAUGCCACCACCCUCCUUAGUCCUGAUGUGUCCCCUUCUUCCUCACUCUAGGUGCCCCAGCUCUCAUGUGGGCAGCCGGUGCCACCUGCAGAACCCGUGUCUCAGCUACCCCUGCAAGAAUGCGGGCACCUGCCAGCCCAUCGUCCGUGGCAACGUGGCCGAGUAUACCUGUGCCUGCCACCUAGGCUACACUGACAAGCUGUGCCUUACUCCUGAGGAGAACGCGUGCCUCAGCAGCCCCUGCCACAAUGGAGGGAGCUGUGACCUUGUCACGCUGACGGAAUACAAGUGCCGCUGCCCUCCAGGAUGGUCAGGUAAGCGGGCAGCAAGUCUUUGAGCACCAGCAAUCCCAGGUUAUUAUCAGUCCCAAAUCAGUUGAGCUGCAGAAUGUUUCUCUAAAGGAAGCUUGUGUUCUGUGUUUGCCCCUUUCCUAGGCAAAACGUGCCAGCAGGCAGACCCUUGCGCCUCCAACCCUUGUGCCAACAGUGGGCAGUGUGUGCCCUUCGAAUCGACCUAUGUGUGCAAGUGCCCAUCAGGCUUCCAUGGGGCCACGUGCAAGGAGGACACCAACGAGUGCAGCCGCUCCCCCGCCAUCUGCAAGAACGGCGGCACCUGCGUCAACGAGGUGGGCUCCUACCAGUGCCACUGCAGGCAGGCCUACACAGGACAGAACUGCGAGCACCUUUACGUCCCCUGCAACCCCUCGCCUUGCCAGAAUGGAGGCACCUGCCGGCAGACCGGAGACACCACCUACGAGUGCACCUGCCUGCCAGGUAUGGAUGGGGGCACUGCCUGGUUCUUGCUGGCUGCUUGAAGCUGCCUUUUCUCCUUGGCUUCUAGUGGCCGCGAGCCCUUGGUGGGAGUGGGUACGUAGGAAGCUGCCCUCUGCUGAGCCAGAGAAUGGGGCUCCCACUGAGCUCCAGCCCUUCACCAGGGUGUUUGUGGAGAGGAGUUUCUAGUCCUCAAGAGUUCUGAACCAAAGCGCUGAAUUAAAUGGAAAUACAGGAAGCUGCCCAAUGCUGAGACAUUGGUCCAACCAGCUCAGCAUUGUCUACACUAAUAGCAGCUCUUCAGGGUUUCAGGCAGGGAGCAAUUCCUGCCCUACCUGGUUAAUUCAGACCUUUGUUUAGAACCAUGAGGGCCAGAAUCCUCUAUUAUUUUGGGGUGAGGGCUGUAGCUCAGUGCUCUGCAUGCAGAAGGUCCCAGGUUCAAACCCCAGUACAAUCUCCUUACCUUGGACCCUAGAGAGCUGCCACUCAGUGCGAAGGAUAUAAAGCUAGAAUAUUCCAAUUGCCCAACUGCUAUAUGACAGCUCUUUAUGCCCUAUGCAAACCACCUGGACCCAGAGCAAAGAGGGGCUUCUUUGCUCCCUCCAGCAAACUACCCACUAGCAACCUGGCUACUAGUGGUCCUGUCCUGUGGCACCCAGGCUUGACAUCUGCAGCUAGAGGUCCCUUAGAUAGGUUUCCUCCCCACCCAAAGUGCUGCUCAGUAUCAGUGCAGUCCGUUUCCCAGGCAGCAAUCAGAUCCUUCCGUGUACCCAGGAGGGGCAGAGAGGGGUCAGUUAUCGCAACAGGAGUGUGCUGCUGCCGGGCUCUUCAAAAACAAAGCCCUCUUCCCCUGUUGUUGUUUUUUCCAUCCCAACUGCCUGCUAACUUUAUCUAAGACCCCUAUUGCUGCUGCUGCUGCUGCUGUUAAUGUGCUGCUUUGAGUUUGAAAGCAUUGGUGCCUCUCCAGCUGAUUAAUUGCUUGGGACAGGCUCAAAAGGAGUUGCGAAGUGUCUUUGCUGCCUGAUCCUGAGAUUGGUCAAUUGGGCUUCUUUGAAAGAUUAAUCAGUUUGGAGAGGCACAAGUUCAAAAAGUAACAAAGAAGAACGAAUCAGGCUUCCUCUUAUCCUAGCUGCCCUACUUUUUUAGCAUUCACAAAUGACUAAUUUUUCCUUUUUUUUCUUUUUGUCUGACCUGCUGCCUAUUCUUUGCAUUUCUUUUUUUUUUUUAACACCCAGUCCUCUUUCUGUGCCUCUUAACAGCAGCCAGAGAGGCAACAAUUUAAGAGCUUUGUGGCGAGUCAGACAUUGGUCCAUCUAGCUCCAUAUUGCCCAUACUGACUGGCAGCAGCAGUGACUCCAGGAUUUCAGGCAGGGGACAUUAUUUUUCCUCCAAUCACGGCAUCUUCAUGACAAGAAUAACUUCUCUGAGCUGUAGCUCAGUGGUAGAAUACCUGCUUUGCAUGCAGAAGGUGCCAGGUUCAAUCCCCAAUUGGCAUCUCCAGGCAAGGGCGGGGAAAGACUCCUCUUGAAGCUUUGGAGUGCCACUGCCAUCUGUGUAGACAGUAUGGAGCUAGAUGGCUUUUUGGUCUGACUUGUUCCUGUUUUAUUCAGAAUUUUAACUUUAUUUUUAGGGAGAGGGCUGCUUUUUUGUGCAGAAGGCCCCAAAUCCAACCCCCAGGAGCAUCUCCAGGAGACUCCCCAUGUGAAAACCUAGACUGCCACUAUCAUCCAGUGUAGGAAGGUCCUGGACGGAAUGGGCCAUUUGUCGUUACUCAUUAAAAGGCAGCUUCUAUUGUACAUAUAGGAAGUAGGAGUUUGCUAAAACAAAACAAAACACACAAAAAACCCUUGCAGCCCGCAGUCAAAACAGCUGUUGCUUCACUUCUAGGUGUGUGUGUGUGUGUGUGUGUGUGUGUGUGUGUGUCUUUUUGCAGAACCUGCUUCUCCAGCUCCUUCACUGUAUACUCUCAAGUAUAUUGCUUUCACCCUGAGUUGAGGACACAGGGUGGCAGCUGGAGAAAUCAGUGUCAAUGAAGAGCAGAGAAGGAGGGUUCCUUGAUCAAACAAGAUCCUGCCUUUUCCCUCCUCUUCUAUUUUUGAGGGUGGGAGAUCCUUUCUGUGUGGAAACGAGCAAGGCUCUGGGUCCAUUGCUGUGUCUGGGUCCAUUGCUGUGCCUUCAGACUUUGUUGGAGCUGGUUUCUUGGGAGGAGGCAGAGUAUGCAUCCAAAUGCCGGCCGGCUGGGAAAUCACAAAAGGGGGAGAGCGCUGCUGCUGCUCUUGUGCCCGAGUCCUUCUUGUGUUCUUUCCUUCGAGGGUAUCUGGUUGGCCACGGGGAGAACAGAAGUCUGGGCGAGGUGCACCAUUGGCCAGCCCCAGCCCCAGCAGGGCUCUUCUUAGGUUCCUGUCGCAGAAAUGGACCCCUUGUUUCGGGCUGCAAAUGUCAGGAUGCUAGGAGGACUUCCUUGCGCAUGGGGUGGGGGGGGAGAGAGAGAGAGAGAGAGAGAGAGAGAGCGGCAGGAGCAGGAAGAGAAAAGCAGGUUACAUCAUGGACGGCACAGGGAGCUAAAAGGAGGUGAAGCGGGCAGGGCCCUUCCGCUAUAAAACCCUGUGGUUGGCGGAGUCUGUGUGGCACCAGUCCCAUUCUCUACCCCCACCCCCAAUUGCAGUGCAGUUCCUUCCUUUCUGGGCCCUGUUUUCCUGCUGUGCUGAAUGGAAGGACACCAGGCGAUGGAGCCUCCUGCACUGGAAUCUCCCACACACUUCGUAUUGCAUUCUCUCCCCACAAUUAUUAUACAGCUCCUCUCUUGUGAGCUUAGGUAGAAACAAGUUGCUGUGGCCAGAUGCUCACACAGCUUUUCUGCAAAGUCUUGUACCCGGGGGCUCGCUACUCUGGCUUCUCAAUAAAAGUGAACGUAAACAUAGUCUUAUGCAAAUUCAGGCGUGUUGGUUCCUCCAGGGUGCAGCAGUUAAGUUUCUGGAAAAAACCAAACAAAUAGUGAUGCUCCAAGAACAAAUGUGAGUUGAGCCUUUUACCCUCCAGAUUGUUGUUGAACUACAGCUAUCAUCCUCCCAUAGGGAUCAAGAGCUCCUGCUGAGAGAGAAAAAGGGAGAGUCCCAUUAGUAGGGUCACAACAUGUCUGGAGAGCGAGGGGUGGCACCCAGUUCACCGUGUGCUGUAUUUGAACCAGCAAGGUUCAAGCCCCCGGCCCCCCAAGAGAAGAAACAAGCAAGCUUGUGUUCUUUUAGAACGGACUUCUUCAUGCAGCACAUAGUUAUGACUGAGGAACUCACCCCCCACAAGGAGGAGCGAUGGCCAACUAGGAUGGCUUUAAAAUAGGUUUAGACAAAUUCAUAGAGGAGAGUUUACUAGGCACGCUGGCGAUGCUUUGCCUCCAUAUUUGGAAGCAAUAAACGCUUCUGAAUAGCUGUUACUGGAACCUUCAGGAGGGCAGUGUUGCUGUUGUGCUCUGCUUGAGAGUUUCCCAAAAGAGGCACCUGGCUGGUGACUGUCUAUGCUACGCUGGGCCCUCUUUGGCCUGAUCCAGCAGGCUCUUCUUAAGUUCUUAAGCAAGCAUGGAGGCUCCAAAUCCAAUAUAUAAGGUAAUUUUCCAGUAUUAUUUUUUUUUAAUGGGGCACCCAUAUUUUCUGAGACUGGAUGGCAUUUCACAUCAAGUCAGAUUGACAGCAUCUCUUGAGGUUUUCUGGCAGGCUGAGCAAUUUUGAAUCCUCUGCCACUAAGUAACAGAGCCUGCUGUUUCUCUCCCAUUGUCAGAGGGGGCUAAAAACCAGGUCUGACACACAUUUUCUUCCUUUCCCCUUUUUCUUUCCCCACCUUCAAACACCUGGCAGGUUUUGCUGGUCAGAACUGUGAGGAAAAUCUCAACGACUGCCCAGGGAACAACUGCAAGAAUGGAGGGACCUGCGUGGACGGGGUGAACACCUACAACUGUCAGUGCCCCCCUGAAUGGACAGGUAGGGAAUGAAGGCCAAUAUCUUUGGGUGGGGGACUAGGGAAUAGGCGAGGGUUUGGCUCCAGGGAGGGUCAUGGUCAGCGUUUGAAGACUUGCUCAGCUGCACCCUUCCAAUCCAUUCUCUGUUCAUAGGGAGCACCUAAGAUGCCAAGAUUGCAGACCUUUACAGAUUUAUGUUGAAAGUUAUGCAUUAUGAAAUACGCAAUACAGUAGCACCUCAAGUUUAAUGUGCUUCGGGUUGAGCGCGUUCGAGUUGCGCUCCGCGGCAAUCCAGAAGUAACGGAGUGUGUUACUUCCGGGUUUCGUCACUCACGCAUGCACAGACGCUCAAAAUGACGUCAUGCGCAGAAGCGGCAAAACGUGACCUGCAGACACGUCUUACGUUCCGUUUGGGAUGCAAACGGGGCUCCAGAAUGGAUCCCAUUCGCAUCCCAAGGUACCACUGUAUUAGUGUUGUUAUUGCCAUUCUAUUAGCCUUAGCUACAACUAUUAUUGUUGUUGCUCUUGCUACCAUUAAUAAUGUUGCUGGGGCUUAUCCCACAUUACACCUCCUCAAAGCAAGCCUAUUGAAAUUGGUGAAUUUGACUUGCUCAGGUCACCCAAAUUUUAGUAGGUCAGCUCUGCAUAGGACUUAGCUGUAAACAACCCACUCUUACAAUUAUCACGAUUGUUACUGAGGACCUUGCGUUACAUGAGUUAAAUAAGUUUGCUGUCUUUUGACAAUGAGGGCAAAGGUGAUGUCCAACUCAUCUCUUUACUCCGCCCCACUGCGAUUCCUGCCUUGCAGUGGCUGGACUAGAUGACCCCCCCUUGGGCCCCUUCCAACUCUUCAAAUUCUAUGAUUUUGUGAACCUCUUCCAGGCCAGUACUGUGCAGAGGACGUGGAUGAGUGCCAACUGAUCCCCAAUGCUUGCCAGAACGGGGGCACGUGCCACAACACCCAUGGCAGCUACAACUGCGUCUGUGUCAACGGCUGGACAGGCGAGGACUGCAGCGAGAACAUUGACGACUGCGCCAACGCUGCCUGCUUCGUGGGAGCCACCUGCCACGAUCGUGUGGCCUCUUUCUACUGCGAGUGCCCUCAUGGACGGACAGGUGCGGAUCGAGGGAGCUGAAUGCAAGGUCCCAGCUCUCUCCUCUGUUGGUACACGAAACCAGGGGUGCCACUUUGGGGUGGGUGGCCAUGGCACUUUUGAGAGAGGGAGGGUUGGAGCCCCCCUGCAAGCAUUCUUCUCUAAGCACCUGUGCCCGUUUCCUUGCAGGUCUGCUGUGCCACCUCAACGAUGCUUGCAUUAGCAAUCCCUGCAAUGAUGGGUCCAACUGCGACACCAACCCAGUCACUGGGAAGGCCAUCUGCACCUGCCCCUCUGGCUACAUGGGGCCUGCCUGCAACCAGGAUGUGGAUGAAUGCUCGCUUGGUAAGUGGGCACAGGGAGGACGGCAGGGAGAAAAACCAGUGGAAAGGGACCUGCGUAGGCUGUUCUAGCCUGAAACCCAAUGUAAUACAGUCAGCAUACAGGAAAUAAAAAAAGCAUGCCUCACACAAGGACUUCAGAACAAAGUAGCAAAAUGCAAAAUAACAGCAACAACAACUGUAAUCUCGAGUUAGAAUCGUAGAGUUUGAAGGGACCCUCAGGGUCAUCUAGCCCAACCCCCUGCAAUGCUGGAAACCCGGCUGACAGAGUUACUCGCUGAAAAUGCUCUCUCUUGGUUUCAGGUGUUGGUUUUUUCUCACCGAUAGAAAUUUAGCUGCCAUUGAUGCCUUUGUUUAUGUUUUUAUCUUCCAUUAGAUUUUUAACAUAAGGUUGAACUGACCUUGGUCAGCAAAGGGGCCAAAUUUAUUUUGCUGCCAAACUCCAGUUUAGUAAUUGCAGAACAGAUAUACAUUGUUUUGUGGAUUCCAGCUCCUGAUAGUUAACAGGGGCAUAAUACCUUGAAGGAAAGAGGGGAGCCAGCAUACCUGCUGUCCCACAGCACUUGGGAUAUGGAAGGGCAUUGAAUCUGCCCAGGGUUAACACUCUGCAUUAUUUAGCAACAUUUGGACCCCCCAAAAUAGGGAACUAGCUAGAGCAGGUCAUCAUAAGAAAUACUCAAGGAGUACAGUGGAACCCUGAAACCCAGCUCAGGAGACUACAUGCAAACAGAGAGUUUGGGAAAGGACAAGGCCAGGAACCAGAAGGGUGCAGGCUGGGAGGUCCCGAUCCAUGGCCACCAUCCCCAGUCAUGCUCUGUUGCUUCCUUUGGGAGCUACUGCUUCUCUUCACUGUGUUUUUGUGUGUGUGUUCAAUUUGGAUUUGAUUUAAUAUUUGUUUGCUGCUUUCUGGAAGGGGGGGGGGGGAGCACAACGGCAGUGCCAAGCUCAGAGCAUCUCACAACAACAACAACAACCGUGUUACAAAUGAGCAAACAAUAUUUAUUGUAUUGAAAAACUCACGACAGCAUAUAGAUAAAGCAAAGGCGAACACAGGAGUAGUAAAGAAUUAACACAGUUCAGUACAAACUCGGAAGACCAGUAAUGCUGAUUAUGUCUUUUUAAUGGUUCUGAACCCAACAGGUGCCAACCCCUGUGAGCAUGCGGGGAAGUGCCUGAACACAGAGGGCUCCUUCGAAUGCCAGUGCCAGCAAGGCUACUCUGGCCCCCGCUGUGAGAUUGAUGUGAAUGAGUGCUCCUCAAACCCCUGCCAGAACGAUGCCACCUGCCUGGACCAGAUCGGGGUCUUUCACUGCAUUUGCAUGCCAGGUGAGUGCCCAGUUCUACGUACCACCCAGGAGGUAUCCCCAGCAGUGUUCCCUCUAGGUGAACUCCCAGCUCCCUUUAUUAUUCACUUACACACACACACACACACACACACACACACACACCGCCCCGAAGGAGUUCAAGGUGGCAUGCAUGGUUCUUCCUCUGUUCCUUAUUUAAUUCAACAACCCUGUGAGGUUAGGCUUAAGCUAAGAGGCAGUGACUGGCUCCCAAAUUCCUGUCUGGAAAGCUUUGUGGCCAAGUUGGGGGGUGGGGGAUUUUAACCCUGAUCUCUCCCAGGUCCUAGUCAACACUCUUAACUGCAUCAAACCUGACUCUCAACAUAGCCAGUGCCUGUGAAUGAUGCUGGGAGCUGGUAGUCUAGCAGCAGCUGCAGGUCACCACAUUGACAGCCUCUGUUACAACAUAUUUGUAUGUCAGUUUGUGCCUGCACUGUGUGAAGCCUGAUGCCUAGGAGAGAAGUGGCGUCUGGGCAUAUUCUUCUUUGACGUUUGCCACACCUGGACUUCUCCUACCAGUGAAGUAAAGCCAAGCAGCUUGCUUGUUUCCCUGGCAGACCCUCUUAAACUUCCCAAAAGUUUAGGAGGGAAACAAGCAAGCUGCUUUCACCCUAGCCUGGAUACACAGGCUCAGAGCCUUUUUAAAAGUAAUUGCCUUGGUGCACCCCAGAUCCCCUCCCUUCUGGGCUGCAGGAGUAAGUGGGAGGAUGGAAGGUGGCAGCAAUUACCAGAGAGUAAGACCCAUUGGCAACACUGCAGGGCUGUUGUGUUGCAGCUGGUCAAGGAAGGGGGUGGGAGAGCCUCGCUUAGGGGCACACACACACACACACACACACACACACACACACACAUGCAUCACAUCCUGAACAAGAGCAGUCCUGAUAUGUGUUGAUGCACUGCAACAUUUUGCUGCCACCAAACUGCAGGAGAAAGUGGCUAAGCAGAGCCAGGAGUCUCUCCUCCACCAUAAAGCCAAAGGAGGAGCUGGCCUUGCCAAAGGUGGGCUUGAGCCAUUUGCUGCUGGCUCUUUGAGGCUAUAGGUGCUAUAGGUGUGCUGUCCUCUCAGCAUGCAUCAGGGGAGCUCCUUUAGGCUUACCUUUUCUUUCCUUGUCGGGAAACUCCUUUCAGGCUACGAGGGCAUCUACUGCGAGAUCAACACGGACGAGUGCGCCAGCAGCCCCUGCCUGCACAACGGGAACUGUGUGGACAAGAUCAAUGAGUUUGCCUGCGAGUGCCCCAGAGGUACUACUGGAGCGGGGUGGGGUGGGGGUGGAGGGGCAUCGAUCUCUCCGCCUUCAGUGCAAAGCCUUUGUAGUGAGAAUGGAGCUGCAGUUAAUCCACCACCCAGAGGCAAACCUCGCCGGCAGGUUUGAAAUAUGCUCAGAGUGGGCAGCUCGGGGGAAAUUGGAUGCUUCUCCUCUGAUGUCUCUUAAUUCUGGCAGUUCCAAGGGGCUCCACGCCUGCAUUUGAGGUGGAGGAAUGUGGUGUUGAGAAGUGGGUUGCCCUGUCUUUGAAGGAGUGUUUGGGGGGGGGGCCUGCCACUGCUUUUAGCCCUGGUACGUAAAGGAAACCUCUGGGUCCAGAGGUCCAGUUUACCUUUCAGGCAGGGGGUAUCUCCUAGCCUUACCUAAAGAAGCUACCAGAGGCUGAACCCUGGGGUUUUGAACCUUGUGCAUGCAAAGCAGAAGCUCCAUGCCACUGGUGGCUUUUUCCCUUAAAAAAGGAAGUAAGGUUACUAGUCCUCAUGAUUCUAAAUAAAGGGCAGGUUUAAAUAGAAAUCUGCCUUGCACGGACAGAAUUUGCACUGUGUUCAGGACAGAAAGACCCCCCCCCCCCCCACCGCAUCAGAGGUGUUAUGUCUUUGAAUGCCAGUUGCUGGGGGGUGGCUAGCAAGGAAGUGCUAUUGUGCUCAGGGCCCUGGUGUGCACUGGGAAGCUUGGGAAUCACCCAGGCACACUCAUCAUUAGGCAGACAGGACUGGUUCUGUUCUCUGCUCAGUGCCUGCCCUAUGGAGAAACUGAGUUUAUCAUUUGGUGUGUGUGUGGGUGUGUGGGUGUGUGUGUGUGUAAAAUUGCUUUGUCAUUACAAGAUUCCUAACAGCAAAUAUAAUUUAGGGUAAGUAGUUGUGACCACAGGAAAAAACCAAUGACCUCUGUGGAUCCUGUUACCUUUUUAGUGGCUGCAUUCACUCGGUAGUUUAUUUCGCCUUCAUGACGUUUCCUCUGUGUUAUAUUUGAACUUUUGCAUGAGAUGAAAACCAGAGAUAUAGCAGAAUGCAACGGAGGUUUCACUCUCAUUUCUGUGUUAUUUGCAAACAGACAUUUCUUCUGGAAGCAAAUAACAAAGAUACAUGUUAAAACUUGCUCUACAUUCCACUAGAUUUUUAGAGGUGGCUUCUUCGCCAUGUUAAAGCUCAUAUAUAAUGCAGGAAUCAACAGUUAGGGAAACUUCAGGAAAAUGGGAUAAACUGUGCUGAGAUUACAGCCUUCUCUAUAUUCCUGGAAGUGGAUUUACAUUGUGUGAAAGCUCAAAUAUAACAUGGAAACUAGCAGUUGGGGAAAUGUCAGGAAAAGGGAAUAGACCAGGCAUCAGCAGACUUUUUCAGCAGGGAGCCGGUCCACUGUCCCUCAGACCUUGUGGGGUGCUGGACUAUAUUUUGAAGGAAAAAAACGAACGAAUUCCUAUGCCCCACAAAUAACCCAGCGAUGCAUUUUAAAUAAAAGCACACGUUCUACUCAUGUAAAAACACGCUGAUUCCUGGACCAUCUGCAGGCCGCAUUUAGAAGGCAAUUGGGCCAGAUCCGGCCCCUGGGCCUUAGUUUGCCUACCCAUGAAAUAGACUGUCAUGUAAAUUCAGCCGAAGUUAUACCACACCAGCUGCACCACAAGCCUUGGUGCCACUUUUGCAGAGUUAAGAUGCUGAGGGUGGGGGUUAGGGGUUCUGCCCUGUUGAUUAGAAGGGGCUGCUACUUUGGCGGUUGUUUUGCCCUAUUCUGACACCCCCCCUUUUUUUGUGCAACUCAGAACAGCAAAUGCACACACCUCUCCUCUCAGCAUAAAGAGGCCUUCAAGCCAAGCUCUACUUCCUCCUUCAUCUGGGAGACAGAAUGAAAGCGAGGGAGCGAGAAACCGAGGAUCAAUUUAAAUAAUGGCAGGAACAAGAUUUGCACUUAUAAAGGCCCCCCUAGUUGGGGAAUAAGUUGGUGAGGGGGAGCACUGGGAAGCUGGGAGAGGCAGAAUGAGAGGAAGGCUGGAUGGAUUUAAAUGAGGUGUUGCAGUCCACAGGACGAGAGAAUGGGGGAGAGUGCCGGAUAAUCCAUGAAAUGGGGCUUUGGGGGCUUUUUGAAGUCGAGAGGCCGGGCUUUCCUCCUCCUCCUCCUCCACCUCCUCCUCCUCUGUAGAUGUAAAUAAGAUGUUCUCAGGGAGAGCCAGUCCAGCGCCCAUUCAGAACCCCAGGCAGCCGUCUCCAUGGCGAUGGAGAGCGAAGGCCCUGAAAAACUUGAUUUGGGGGCUGAAUGGAGGGGAAGCAGAGCCCCAGGGUACAGAAGGCUGGCACCCCAAGUGUUGACGUGGAAUAGUUGCCACAACAAGCCACAAUUUACUAGCAAGAAGAGGAUUUGAAGGUCCCCCUCCCCUUCAGCGUCUCGUUGGAAGAGUUUCUGUGUGUAUGGAGGGGUGUGUGAAAAACCCACAUUUUCAAGCUCUUUUUUCUUAUCCUGGUUGUAGGGAUAGUUUAGGGGUCCGUGUGUGUGUGUGUGUGUGUGUGUGAGAGAGAGAGAGAGAGAGAGCGCGCGCGCGAGAGAGAGAGCGCUUCACAGUCACACCAUAAAGCACCAUGAUUCCACUUUGAAGAGUCAUGGCUUCCCCCCCAAAGAAACCUGGGAGCUGCUGUUUGUUCAGGGUGCUGUAAGUUCCUAGGAAACCUCUCUAUUUCCUUCAUGAAGCUACAGUUCCCUGAGUUCCCUUUGAAGAGGCACUGAUGGUUAAACUGCUCUAGGAAUUGUAGCUCUGUAAGGGGAAUAUGGGGGGUUGCCUAACAACUCAGUCCCCUGAACAAACUAUAGUUCCCAGGAUUCCUUGGGGGAAAGCUGUGGCUUUUUAAAGUGGCAUCACAGUACUUAAAAUGUAUGGUGGCCAGAGGGUGCCGGGGGUGGGAGAGAGAAGUCAUAUUGGCUUUCUGCAGUGAAGUGGAGCAGAUUUCUACUGCUUCGGUGCUGCAAACUUCCCAGAAACAAAAUGUGUAACUAAGAAGGUGCUGGAGACAGAGAGAGUUGGCUGUCGCUUUCGCACCUGGGCACUGUGCCAAAUGGGGCAACCGAAAAAAGGGGGCAGCCAGGCCCCCAUGACAUGCUUUUUACGCUCUCUAGAGAAGAUUUCCAGAGACAGGACAAGAUCUUGGAAGGGGGAGCAGUGCCCAUCUGUCAGUUUGCAUUUUCACAUUUCUGGACAUUUUUUAAGGGAUUGAGGAUGGGGGGGGGGCGGGAUACAGCUUUACCCUCCAGUUUGUGGGAAAUCACAAGAGUUAUCGUAAUUGUCCACCCCGAACUGGGUCCCCCCGCCCCACUUUGGGGCUGAGGAUGUUUGUGGGAAGGCAGCUGUGAAGUGUAUAAUGACAGCCUAUUCAUCAAGAUAUUUCACAGAAAAGGUUUUUUGGCUUUUAUUCCCAACUCCUCUGACUGUCCCUUGGGUACUCCUUUUUUAAAAUAAAAGUGACUGGGAAAUUCAAGCAGGGUGUCUGGACUGCAUCCUGACCAGAUAAAGAUGUGCACAAAGGGGUCGUCGCCAGCUAAGCCCUACUGAAGAGUAGAACCAUUGAAGUUAGGAAUGCCCAUAAUUUCUAAUAGGUCUAUCUUGAGUAGAACUAAAAUUGAACUUAAGAAGGGCCUGGCUGCUGGAUCAGGCCACUGGCGCCCCUCUAUGCCAGCAUCCUGUUCUCACUUGUGGUCAACCAGAUGCCCGUAUGGGAAGCCUGCAAGCAGGAUCUAAGCACAAGAGCCCUCCCUAUGCCAUGGUUUCCAGCAUCUAGCUCAGUAUUGUGCCCACUGACAGGCAGCCACAACUCUCCAGUGGUUUCAUGCAAGUCAUGUUCCCAGCCCGACCUAGAGAUGCAACCGGGGACUGAACCUGGGACCUUCUGCAUGCAAAGCAGUGACUCUGUCACUAUGCCGCAGCCCUUCUCCUAAAGCCCCUACAGUUUCCCUUUCUGGUCAUCUAGAGGAAUGCCUUACUUGCCACAGGUGACUGGGCAAGAAGAGGCUUCUCACCUGUGGAAGAGGUGGGAGCCAUAUUUGUUCCUUAUCAGCAAGGGAGAGGAGGAGGGUGACCAUUGCAGGGGUCUCGACCAUCCUGAAGUCGGUGCUCAGGCCAAGCUCAGCCUCUUUGUUUCCCCGCAGGUUUCAAUGGCCACCUGUGUCAGUACGACAUUGACGAGUGUGCCAGCACCCCAUGCAAGAAUGGUGCCAAGUGUGUUGAUGGCCCCAAUGCCUACACCUGUGAAUGCACUGAAGGUAAGCAGGGUUGGGGGUGUGGGAUCUCUGACCUCUUCUGGAGGGCAAGGAUUCUGAGACAGGGGCAGCCCACUGCGGAAAGAAUGUAUUUCACUGCACACAAAGGGAUUUGAUUUAUUAGACUUUUCUAUCACUUGGUGCUAAAAGAAAGUCUAAAAGAAAGUCUCUAAUAUGCCUUGAUUGAAAACAAAACCCUUCUGUGCAGCACAAAAAUGCUUAAAACAAAUUGUCAAUAAGAAGAAUAAACAACAAUAAUUGAAGAACUUUUUUAAAGGUUGAAAGCACAAUGAACUAAAGCUUGCAUCAACUUUCCAAAUACCUGGUUAGGCCUGUCUAAACAAAAAUGUUUUCAACAGGUGCCAGAAAGAGUACGGUGAAGGUGGUUGCCUGUUGUCACUAGGCAGGGAGUUCCAAAGUAUACUGCAAAGUAAUGCAAAAUAGCAUAACGUAGUAGAGAAUGUUACACAAUGUUGGAACAAGAAUUGCAAAACAAAACCCACACACCGUAAAGCAUGGACUGAACAUUGUUAACAACAGUGUCAUUAAAAUCGCCCAUAUCCCCAGGACAAUAAGGGCUUUUAUUGGAGGAGGGCUACCUGGAGAUUCCGGGGGCUGUAUACCACAAAGCUCCGACCAUUCCCCUAAAAAUAAAGUAAGAUUCUAGUCCUCAUAGUUCUGAAGAAAUGGCUGAGUUAAAUAGUUACGUUGGGGGUGCCAUAUACUGAGACUGACCCUUGGUGCAUCUAAUUCAGUACUGUUUGCACUGAGUAGUGCCUAAUUUUUCUUUUUCUGCAUUUCAUCAGACAUGAGUCUAACACACACUUUGCUCGUAAAGCCAGGCUACUGCCUAUUCUCUCUCUGUAUGUGUGUGUUUAAAAAAACUCUUAAGUCCUCCUUCUGUGCCUCUGACAGUAGCCUGAGAGGCAGCAGUUUACCAGCCUUCUACUGAUGCCAUGGUCCCUCUAGCUCAAUCUACACUGGCUGGCAGCAGUGGCACUCCAGAGUUUUCAGGCAGGAGAUGAUUCCAGUCAUACCUGGAGAUAUAUGUGGGGAUUGAGCCCAGGGGCCUUUUGCAUGCCAAGCAGAUGCCGCCAUGACACUUCCUCAGAUGUUUCUGAAAGGCCUAGAGGAGUCUCAGUUCGGCUUGCAACCUAGAAAUGCUUUCAGGAGGGGAGGAGCAGCAUCUCUGAUUCUUUACUGGUGCAAUGCCAGGGUCCCUGGCACCGACAACUGGUGGCACCCCCCCCCCCCAAAAAAAUAUUUGGACUCUGCUUCCAUUUCCUCCCUCUCUCCCCCACUCCUCAUGAGUUUUGCUCUGUGCAGCACCUGACACAAUGGAGGCAGCCCCCCCUCACCUUGGCUGAAAGCCAAACAUUGCUGGGGAAGGGGGUGUUGUAUGCCAGCCAUUGGGGACUUUGCCUCUGGUCUCCUCCUUCCUUCUUGGGCCCCUCGCCUCCCCACAAAGGAGAAAGCGGGGACGGAGCAAUACAAAAAACAGGCCAUUUCCAAACCCUCACAUACACAUACACACGGGUUUUUUUUUGGGGGGGGUAGCAGGGGCCGUGCGCACUCGACGAGUGAAACUCAAGUAGGUUUGGGGACAAAGCCGACGCCAUGAGCCGGCAGCAGUGAACAGAGGUGCUUUUGUGGGGGUCCUCCGCUAAAAAUCUUCCAGCUGAACAGUCUCUAAUGAGCAUCUUGGUCUCACCGAUGAAAAGCUGAGAUGUGGAUUUCGUUGAUGGGGGAGGCCUGUGGGGAGGGGGGGAACAGUCAAAGCCUGACUUUGUCUUCCUUCCAACCCCCCUCUUCCUUCCCCCACUCCCAGCUUUUGUCCUCCUCCCUCCUCUGUCUCCCGGCACUUCUCAGUUGCUAUUAUCCCUCCAUACAGGCAGCCGUACAUGCAGCCGUUUGUCCCAACCGAACCCGCACCUCCCCCUCCCGUCCUGGUCCUGCCCUUUUGGAUUCCAUGGCCAGCCUCUCUGAGCUGCAUGCAGACAAAGUGGGGAAAGAGGCUGCCUCUGGGCUCCUGCGAAAGACAGGAAGAAAGGGGUAGUCUGUGCAAGGGGAGCCAUUGUGCGCUCCUGGGGACAAAGCCAGGCUCUCUUUGCAUUCAGUUGGGAGGCAGUAGGGAAGGGGGUGCGGUUCCUUCUCCUUCCUCCGAUCGUUAAGGAACCUCCCCUCCAAAUCCUCUUGCCACGCGCUGUCUUCCCUUUGCAGCCAGGGUCCCCCCUAUCCAUGUCUUGGCCAUGCUGGCUGGCAAAGGGGUUGUUAGCUGCUGGGCUCAAGGGCACUUGGUGUGUGUUUGGUUCAGCUUCUGUGCCCCAGGCUCUCUGUGGGGGCUUCCCCGGGAACUCAUCUGUAUAGGAAGCUGCCUCAUGCUAAGUCAGACCAUGACAUAGGAACAUCAAAUGAGCCUCUUGGAUCUGGCCAUCUAGCAUGCUGUUUGCAGAGUGGCCAACCACAGUGGCCCACAAUCAGGACCUGAGCACAAGAGCAACUCUCCCUUCCUGUGGUUUCAAGCAAAUGGGAUUCAGAAGCAUUGCUGCCUCUGACCGUGGAGGCAGGGUGCAGCCAUCGUGGCUAGUAGCCGCUGAUAAACCUCUUCCUCUUCCUUCUCCAUGAAUCUGUCCAAUCCUCUUUUAAAGCCAUCCAGGUUGGUGGCCGUCACUGCCUCCUGCAGGGGUGAGUUCCGUAGUUUCACUGGCCUCCACUUCCUGCACCAGGCGCUGAUUCCAAACCAGCUUCAAGGUCACAGCAAUGAGAAGAGCCACCUAUGAUUCCUGUAAGGACUGGUCAUACUGGUGUUCUGUGAUCAGGCUCUCCCUUAGAGAGAGGAGGCUCAGAAGUGUCCACAAGAGGCUUUUUGGCUGUGCCUCACCAACCUCUGGAAUGCUUUCUCAAGUGAAACCCACCUGCUGCAGACAUUGACAUCUUUUCAGUGCCUAGUUAAGACUUUCCUCUCCUUGCCUCCUGCCCAGGCUACUCAGCAGUUGAUGGAAUUUGAAAAGUUUUUAAACUUAAUUGCAAGUUGCCUAUGGGUUGCCCUGUGUUGGUUUUUGUUGUUGUUUAUUAGGCUUACAAGUUGCUUUUUUACAAAAAUAACUCAAAGCAGCUUAUAAGGAAAUAGCACAUACAUUAACACCAGCAGAAUGGUAGACUCUUAAGUGCAGACGUGUUUCAUAUCUGGACCUCACAAUUCUGGGGUUUAAUAUUAAUGCACACAUGGACAACACGUCCAAGAGAGUCAAACUAACAAUCAAGCCACUACUGUUCAAUCAAACUGGUGUAGUUUUGCGAUAUAUAUGCAACAUCGAUAGAACAUGGUUAUAGGCUCUGAGGACACCUGGCAACUAGUGGAAUGGUACAUUUGUUUAAAUCUUUGAAGUUAAUUGUAAUUAAAUGGACAUUUGGUGCUUCUGCAGGAUGAGGGUGACAUGGUUUAAUAUUCAUUGUUGCUUCUUGCAUAAAUAAGUGAAAACAAUAACAUAUUUUUUUUGGGGGGGGGAACCCAGUAUAAAACAGAGAUCUGUGUUGGGGUGGCUGACUCCCAAUUUAUUGAUUGACUGAUGGACUGAUUGUCAUGACCUGCUUGGUGUUGUCUCCUCCUCAGGCUUUUCUGGCCCCCAUUGUGAGACUGACAUUAACGAGUGUGACCCAGACCCUUGCCACUAUGGGACCUGCCAAGAUGGCAUUGCCACCUUCACCUGCCUCUGCCAGCCAGGCUACACGGGGCGUCUCUGUGACAUGAACAUCAACGAGUGCCAGAGCCAGCCUUGCAAGAACGGGGGCACCUGCCAGGAUCGGAACAACGCUUAUAACUGCCUCUGCCUCAAAGGGACGACAGGUAAGAGCUCUCAGGGGUGUUCACUGCAGCAGUCUUUUUGUAAAAAAAAUAAAAUUAAAUCCUAAGGGAUGUUUAGGUAAGGCAAAGGCUCAGGACAGACAAAGGAAAGUGCUUCUGCACUCAGCACAUAGAUUAGCUAUGGGAAUUGCUCCCAUUUUCAUAAGGGCCACAUCAUCUCCAUUCUGUACUUGUAAGGAAUUGAUCCAGCACGAUAGCAGCACCUCAUGCCCACUCAGGGAUGUCCCAGUGAGAAGCCCACAAGCAGGAAAUAAGAGCAUAAGAAGAGCCUGCAGGAUCAGGCCAAAGGGUGCCCAUCUAGUCCAGUGUCGUGUUCUUAAAGUGGCUAGCAAGGAGGACAAGAUCCCUUUCCCCUCCUGUGGAUUCCAGCAACUGGUAUUCAGAAGCAUUGCUGCCUCCCAACUGUGGAAGCAGAACAUUGUCUUUAUGGCUUGUGGCCAUCAAUAGCCCUCUCCUCGUAAAUGAAUUUGACUAAUCCUCUUUUAAAGCUAUGCAAGUUGAUGGGCACCACUGCCUUCAUUGGGAGCGAGUUCCACUGAUGACGGAAGAAAUCAAAUCUUCCAUCAUUCAGCUCCACUGGAUACCCACAGAGUUCCAGCGUUAUGAGAGAGGGAGAAAAGCUUUUCUCUAUCCACUUUCUCCAUGCUAUGUGUAAUUUUGCAAAUUUCUACCAUGCCCUCUCUUGCCUUUUCUUUAAACUGAAAAGUCUCAAAUGCUGCAGCCUUCCUCAGGCGAGAGGCUCAAUCAGCCCCUUGUUGCUGUAGUAUCCAGCUUGGGUCCCCCAUCGUUCAGCCCGGACACUGAGAUCCAGCUCCAAGGAUCUUAUUGUGAGAAGUGAGGUUAAGGGAAUCAGGCAGAAGGCCUUCUCAGCAGCCAUGGCCACCCAAUGGAAUGCCCUCCCAGCAGAUGUCAAGGAGAUAAAUACCUGACUUUUAGAAGACAUCUGAAGGCAGCCCUGUAUAGGGAAGUUUUUAAUGUUUGGUGUUUUACUGUGUUUGAUGUUUUAAUCUGUUGGAAGCCACCCAGAGUAGCUAGGCCAACCCAGUCAGAUGGAUGGCAUAGAAAUAAAUUCUUAUUCUUAUUCUUAAGGGCCCAAUUGCGAGGUCAACCUGGAUGACUGCGCCAGCAAUCCGUGUGACUAUGGCAAGUGCAUUGACAAAAUCAAUAGCUACGAGUGCACCUGUGAGCCUGGAUAUGCAGGUGAGGACAGGGGGUGGGAUCAUAGAACCAUAGAAUUGUGGAGUUGAAAGGGACCUAAACCAACAAUGGUUGUGUUGCAGUGCAAUAUAGGGAAGCCAUUCUUGUACUGUAUUGGGUUUUCUUUACAGCUAUGGUGAUUGGUUCUGGGUUGUGACACUGGGCCAGCCUGUGACCUCUUUCUCUUACCCAAACUUCACAGGGAGGAUGUGCAACAUCAACAUUGACGAAUGUGCCAGUAACCCUUGCCACAAUGGAGGCACUUGCAGGGACGGCAUCAACGGCUUCGUUUGCGUCUGCCCAGAGGGCUACCAUGAUCCCAUGUGCCUCUCAGAAGUCAAUGAGUGCAACAGCAACCCCUGCAUUCACGGGAAAUGCAAUGAUGGCCUGAAUGGGUAAGCUUCUGGGGAGGCGGCUCUGGGGCUCUCUGCCUGGCAUGGGGGAGUUCCCUCCGCUGUCUCACAUGGUCAGAUGCAGCCCUUGCCAAGCUGAGAGUAGAGCAAGGUGAGAGGUUCUGGAGUCACUUCCCAGACAGGCAUCUCUCAGGUUCUCAUAGUCACUUGACACCAUGACAACAGGAUCAUCAUCAAUAAUUAUCUAUUGAUUUAUAUGGGGAAAAAACCAUCUAAGCAGUUUCUAUAUAACACAGUAAGACAAUUUUUAAAAAGAGAAAGAGAAAUGUAUGUACAACAUUAAAAACCAAAAAUAUAAAGGAAUAUACAAAGGAAUACAUCAUGGAAGCUACAAAAUGACACUGAGCAGAAGGCUCAGUCUAAGAAAUCGUACCAAGCAUUUUGGCUACAGAAGGAAAUUUCUGAUCGCUAUCCUGCACAUAACGAUAGACAGUGGUUUAGAAGCUCCUUGUUGCAAUUCCAACAUCACAUUUGGUGGAACAUGCUUUUAGUGUGGUCAUCCAAGCAAAGAAAUCAGAUUCCUAAAUGUGGUGAUUUAAUACUCCUGCUAAGUGACUUGAAACCAGACAUCGGGAAACUGGUAUCACUUCAUGAAGCCCAGGCAUCACAUUAAGAAUUUGCUGCACAGUGAAGGAGUUACUAUGACUCUUGCUAAAUGACUUUCAGAUGUUGAAAAGCUGGCAUCCCUGCAUCAAGUUCCAUCAAUUUUGUUGAAUUAAUUAAACUCAAUAGUUUUAAUUGGAUUUUGAAUAAAUGUGCAAUUAAUCGUUACUGUUUUGAAUUUUAUUCUGCUGUUACCUUCCUUAGUGAGUUGUGAAAACCACUCUUCUGAAUAAUGCUUUUGAUAGGUUAGGGGGCUGUGGGGAUGAGUUGAUGGAGCCAAGGGCACGGUGGCCCAACAAAAUUUUGGGAACCACCGCUCUGUGUCUAGGGACAAUCUACCUCUGAAUAACCAAUGAUGGGGAACAACAACUGGAGAGUGUUCUUGUGCUCAGGUCCUAUUGAAGCAUCUGGUUGGCCACCAUGAGAACAGGAUGCUGGGCUAGAUGGUCCACUGGCUUGAUCCAUCAGGCUCUUCUAAUGUUCUUUGAGUCUACUCUGAAUCAUUCUUGGUUUUGCAUUAUCCUCCAAGCAUCUGUAAUAGAUGUGGUCUUCCUGUGACUGCAUGGAAUCUGUGGGGUCAGAGGCAAGUUGCCCCUGAACGCCAGUUUCUAGGAAUCACAAGUGGGGCUGUUGCAUUCAAGUCCUGCUUGCCAAAUAGUGGCAUCUGGUUGGUCAAGUUUGGGAACAAGAUGGCAGGACUAGAUGGGGCAUUGGCCUGACCAAAUAGGCUCUUCUUAUGUUCCUAUAACAGCCGCCAUACACCAAGGAAAAGAGAGUGCAGAGAGGUUUUGGGAAGUGUCCCAGCUUAGUAGAACAGCAGAUGUUUCCCAGGCAGAAAGUCCAAUAGGGCUGGGACUGUCCACUGCGUGAAACUCUGGGGAGCCACUGCCAGCCAGUGUAGAGAAUGCUAAGGUAGAUGGGCCAAGAGUUUGGCAGCUUCCUGUCUUUGUUUGCCAGUUUGAUGUCAGUUGCUAAGAAUCACAUGCAGGGAGGUGGCUAAUACAUUCAGGUCCUCCUUUUGUGGGCUUCUGUGAGAAGAUGAUGCUGGACUAGAUGUGGCCUCCUUGGCCUGAUCCAGCUGUUGCGGGACCCUUCUGAGGUUCUUAGAACUGUAUACAUGCACAGUGUCUGAAAGGAACAGGGCACCCAGGGGUGGCAGGAUGGCAGCUGCUUUGAGCAGCAGACAUUUGGAACCAAAGAUUACAAGAUGGAUUACAAGAUGGGUCUCUGUUGGGGGGUGGCUGCUGCAGACCCACAGUCUGCACCAGCCCUUUCAAUUGCCAACUUGGUGCCCGCCAGAUUCUUUGGACCACAAUUCACAAGUCAGGAGCAGGAAUUGUGUCAUCCAAAACAUCUGGAAGCCUCCACGUUGGUCUUCACACAUGCUCAGGCACAUGCUCAUGUGCGUUCUGCUUCUUAACGACAGCUACAAGUGCGAUUGUGACCCAGGCUGGAGCGGGACAAACUGCGACAUCAACAACAACGAGUGCGAAUCCAACCCUUGUAUGAAUGGUGGCACCUGUAAAGAUAUGACCAGCGGCUACAUCUGCACCUGCCAGGAGGGCUUCAGCGGUAAGAGGUCUGGGGAGAGCGGACAGGGAAUGCUUGCCCUGCCUUGAGCACACCAAGGCCUGUGACUGGCCUGUGGUGUAACAGGUAGUGUCAUUCUAUAGUCCAGUCAAUAGGUGGCACUAGACUUCCUGGUUAUUUCUUGUCCAAUUGCUUCCUGGUCCAAUUGCUGGGUGGAGCUUUCUGGUCACUGUUCUUGGGGGUUUUUUUUGAGAGAGAGAAACAACUGAACUGUAUUAAAAGCCAGGAGAAAACAAACCAGAAGGAAGAAAAUUCGAUUAAAUGGAAGGAUGGGGUUUCUUCAGGGGGCGUCGGAGGCUGUAUAAAAUGAGACUGGGGGCCACAGGUUGCUCACUUCCAGGUGCUCCGAAGUUUUUGUAGCCAGUGCUAGUCCUGCUCUAGAGUAAACCCACUGAAAUGAAUGAGCCUGAGUUAGUCAUGGUUAUUAAUUUCAAUGGGUCUGAGAAGGACUAGGACCUUCACCCCUAAGAUCCCAAGGUGAAUUUAAAAUACAAAAUUAAAAGCAGUUUAAACAAAUUGCCUUAAAUGGCUCGGCACCGCAAUACCUCAAGGACCGCUUCUCCCCUUAUAAUCCAUCCCAGACUCUGUGUUCAUCAUCCGAGGCCCGUAGUCGUGUGCUGCCUCCAUGUGAGGUCCAGAGGGUGGCAGCACAAGAAUGGGCCUUCUCUGUCAUGGCUCCCCGUUUGUGGAAUCCUCACCCCUGGGAGAUUUUGCUGGCACCAUCAUCGUAUAUCUUUAGGUGCCAGGUGAAAAUGCCGCUCUUCAACCAGGCUUUUGGCUGAUUAAUAUGCUACAGGCUUUUAAAUGUUUCUGUGGGAUGGGAGGGUAUUGUUUUGCUCUUUCGUUUUACUUAUUUACUUGUUUUUAUCCUGCAUUUUAUUCAGUGAACCACCCUGAGAUCUUAUGAUGAAGGGCAGUAUAUCAAUCAAAUAAAUGAAUUAAUAAAAUUGCAGGUCAGAAGAAUAGGGAGGAUCCUAAACAUAUGCCUCUCAGGUGUGUCAAAUACCAGAGUGAGGAAGAUACGUCAUCAGCAUGCCUGCUGAAAACCUUUCUGUUCCUCCAGACCUAUGCAGGCAAUUAAGAGUACAUCCCCACAAUGGCCUAUGGACGUUUGCUUUAAUUUAUUUUUAUUUUUAACUAGUUUCAAACUUUUAAUGAUUUUAUUAUUUGGUUUUAUGUUUUUAUGCUGUUUAAAACCACUAUAAUCUAUUUUUAGAUACAGCGGCAUAAAAAAGUAUUUUUAUAAAUAAAAGCUGUACAGUGAAGGUACUAGGCACACCUCUGUUGAGGAGAAGUCUCACAGCAUAGGGGCUGCCACAGAGAAGGCUCCCUCCCAGACACCUCCCUCAUUAACUUAUAUGGGAGUGGGAACCACCAAGAGGGCCCCCUUUGCCGACCACAACACCCAAGGAAGGUCUGAAGGGAAGGAGGCUGCCUCUCAGGUAUUUGAGGCUUAAGUUGUUUAGGGUUUCAAAUACUAAUGUGAGCACCUUGAAUUGGGCCUGGAAAUGGACUGGCAACCAGUUAAAGGCUUCAGGGAGGCUGGCUUGGGAAGGAGUCAUGGAGAGAGGAGGCAAGCUUUGGCAGGCUGACCGUGCAUGUGGGUCUCUCGAUCUUCCCAGGUCCCAACUGCCAGACCAACAUCAACGAAUGCGCCUCCAACCCAUGCCUGAACCAAGGGACCUGUAUUGAUGACGUGGCCCGUUACCAGUGCAACUGUCUUCCACCCUACACCGGUAAGAGACCAAACCCUGGAUCAAAAACCUGUAGCCGUGGCAGUCCUCAUGGUUCUGAAGGGCUAGUUUAAUGACAAGCAUAGAAAGCUUCCCAUAGUUUUCUGGGAAGAGGGAUUGAUUAUUAAACCACUCUGGGAAUUGUAGCUCGGGUGUGUGUGUGUGAGCAAAUAGAGGUCUCUCAGACCCCUUAGCAUGCUGCUGUUUCCAGGAUUCUUUGUGGGAAGCCAUGACUGUUAAAAGUGGCAUGGUACUGCUUUAAAUGUAUCUUACAGGUAUGUCUUCCCUCCAAGAACCCUGUAAUUUACUGCACACAAAGCUACAAUUCCCAACACCCUUAACAAGCUACAGUUCCCAGAAUCCUUUUUUUUGGGGGGGGGAGGGUGUCAUAACUGUUUAAAGUGGCAUGGUGCUGCUUUAAACAUGGGGGCAGGUGUGACCUUAGCUUUUGUGCAAAUCCAGAACUCAGGCCAGCAGAAGCACCUAUGUCAAGGUUGUCUGAAGGGCUGCUUGCUCCUGUUUUCUGCCCUGAAAUCAAAACCAGCUGGAAGAGUUUUCUAAACAUAGGAUGCUUCCUCCCGCUUAUCAUUUUCACAUGCUCCUGAGUGGGGAGGGGGGAGGUCAUCUUUUGGUUUGCUGGAACAGGAGGGACUCCUUUCCCACACUCACAUUUUUCAGCACCUUGUUCUGUGAGAAAGCCUUAUAUGAACCAGCUUUUCUUCAAUGAGUCCAUUUUUCACUUAAAAAAAAAAAAUACUGCAAAAAGACUUUUCGCUCAUGUCCCUGGAUACUUUCUUUUGGAAUGAUGGAGGCCUCUCCCACAUCACCUGCAUAGGCAGGUCCAUCAGCUUUGUAAGGGCAGGGAUUUUCUGCUGAGUUGAGUCGUCCUCUGCCCCGUUUCCUGCUUCACAAAACAGCAGCAUCCUGCACACAAUUAGAGGAAGCCAUGACUCCUUUCCUGCCUUGGCCAGUUGCUGUGGAAACAAUCCAGAGAAAAAUGGGGGAGUCAGAGGCCCCCUUCUGGAAAACAGCAAAAGGGUCCUUGGAUGGUAAGGGCCUGACAAGGGAGAUAACGUAAAAUGUGGGGAAUAUUGGCUUCAUAAACAGGAAGACAAUGGGACAGAGGUGUGGAGGAGAGAAAAUACAAGUUAAGUUGAACUUGCACACCCCACACAAAUAGUGUUCCCUUAUUGGGGUCGCCCUGACAGCAUACAGAAGCAUGUGAAAUUUGGGAACGUACCUUUCCAAAACACCCCUUCACAAGGGAUAAGAAAUAAAGUUGUACCUUGGGUUAAGAACUUAAUUCGUUCAGGAGGUCCAUUCUUAACCUGAAACUGUUCUUAACCUGAGGUACCACUUUAGCUAAUGGGGUCUCCCGCUGCCGGGCACAAUUUCUGUUCUCAUCCUGAAGCAAAGUUCUUAACCCAAGGUACUAUUUCUGGGUUAGUGGAGUCUGUAACCUGAAGUGUUUGUAACCCAAGGUACCACUGUAUGUUUCUUCCCCAAGAAGAGAAUCUCUUGGAAAAUCUCUCAAGGCUCCCAGCAAGACCCUGAAGACCCACAGGCCAAAGGGCACAGAAAAGUUUCCAGGAAUGUGUGUUAAUCUGUGUCUCUCUCACACACACGAAAAUUUUGCACAGCAUGUUGCUUCCCCAUGCACACACAGAUCAGCCCAACUCUUAUUGGGCAGCAUGAGAAAAACAUAGCAUGUCCGCGAGAUUUUCAGGGCGAGUACUGGACCAAGAGAAUGUAAGGAGCUUCCUUCUAUAGAGCAAAGACAAUUGGUCUGUCUAGCUCAGGAUUGUCUACACUGGCUGGCAGCAGCAGCCCCAGCACAAGUAGGGACAUAGGAAGGUGCCUUAUGCUGACUUGUUGGUCUGUCUAGCUCAGGAUUCUCUACUUGACUGGCAGCAGUGAUACUAUAGGGUUUCAGGUGGGGAACAUUCCCAGCCUACCUGGUGACGCUGGCAGGAAAUGAAACUGGGACCUCCUGCAUGCGAAACCUGCUGAGCUGCUAUGGCUGUUCCCCUGACCAAAUGUGUGGACUCUCCUCAUCUUUGAUGUCUUUACACUCCAGGGCCGACCUGUCGGGAUGUCCUGGCUCCAUGUGCAGACGGUCCCUGCAAGAACGGUGGCAAGUGCAGAGAAUCUGAAGAUUUUGAGAGCUUCUCUUGUGCCUGCCCUCCAGGGUGGCAAGGUGAGGGAUUGGUUCCCAUUCCAUGGUCUCCAGAGGUGCCCGCAUGCACGUAUGUGGUGGUGAUGGUGGUGGUAGUGCCUGCUUCAUUCACUGCAACAGAAUACAGGGAUGACCUCCAGUUCGGACAGCUUUAGAAAGGGGUUCGGUGAAUUCAUGGAGGAGGAGCAGGAUGCCAAUCACUGCCAGUCACAAUGGCUAUGUAAUUGCCUCCACUGUUGGAGGAAGUAAAUGCCUCCGAAGUUGCUGGGAAUCAUGAGUGGGGAGAGUUGCUGCUGUGGCGCUCAGGCGCUGCUUGUAGGCUUCUCAUUGGGGCAUUUGGUUAGCAGCUGUGAGGACAGGAUGCUGAGCUAGACAGGCCCCUUUUGGCCCAAUCCAGCAGAUCUCUUAUGAAUGGCUUUAAAUGUGGAUUAAACAAAUCAGUGGAGGAAAAGACUGUCUAAGGCCGCUAGCCGCAAUGGCUGUGCUCUGCCUCAGUGGUUGGAGGCAGCAAAGCUUCUGGACACCAGAAGCUGGAAACCAGAGGUAGUGAGAGUUGCUGUUGUGCUCAAAUCCUGCUGGUGGGUUUUUCAUGAUGGACAUCUGGUUGGCCACUGUGAGAACAGGAGGCUAGACUUCGGCAGGAUGCAGCAGCCAGAAUAUUCAGACCUAAUAGACUGAGCCUUCUAUUUCUUAUAAACUAUUGGUUGUAUCCAAGUAAGUCCUCAGAGUAGACGUGCUGAAAUCAGUGGACCUAUGUUAGUCAUUAUCUGGGGCCUGUCACUGCCUUUUAGCCUAGCCUACUUCACAGGGCUGUUCUGAGGAUGAAACGGGGUAGGAGGAAAACCAUGUACACCACCUUGAGCUCCUUGGGAGGAAAAGGUGGAAUAUAUAUGUAAUAAAUAAAUAAGAUUAAAAUAACAUCUGUGUUCAUUAACUUUAGGGGAUAUACUCUUGAGUAAGACUACUGUUAGAUGCAACCAUGUAUCGUUGGUUUUGUUGUUUAUUUUAUUUUUUAAACUUGGACCAAUGCAGAUUAUGUUCUGCUGUGUGCAGGUGGUAAAAUAACUUUUUGAGAGUCUCCCAGGUCUCAGAUAUUGUUAAUUUCCCUCUCCUCCCCCACCCAACUCCCUCAACACUGAGACUGAGAAAAAGAGAGUAUUGCAUCUCUGCUCUAAAUAAUAAAGAUACCCUGAACAGGCCCCAGAUAGCCCCCCCAAAAAAACCCCACCUCCCUCCCUCUUUCUCUCUCUCUCUAGUGGCAGGUUACUUGAUUUAUUGCCUGAAGCGACAACCGCUAAAUAGGUCUUGGUUUGCCUAGGAUGCACCUGCCUUCCUGCAGCCCCUUGCUCUGUGGUUCGCUGUUAAUCUUCUCCCUUUGCUCUCUAUCCCUUCUUUCUUGUUGCUGGUGCCUUUCUGGGCUCAUUUACAAAGAGCCUCUCCUCUCCUCUCCUCUCCUCUCCUCUCCUCUCCUCUCCUCUCCUCUCCUCUUCUCCAAGGACAUCAAUGAUUGUAUUUGGCACUAGUCUCAAUUGUUUUGCAUGUUGUCAGUGAGCUGAUCCCAAAAUGACAGGCAUUCAUGUGGAAUCCCUAGACAGCCCCAGGACAGGCAGGAAACUCAGCCUGAAAGUCUGUCUUAAAAGGGUACACUUCCUCUCUCCCCUUUCCAGCACCUGUUUCUUCUAAUGAUUUUUUUCAACCGUGGUUUACCAUUACACCACAAACCAUGGUUAGUACUGGGGAGCCUGUGCUAUGUCUGCAGCAGGCAGAUAUUAAAAACAUAAGAAGAGCCUGUUUGGUCGGGCCAUUGGCCCAGCUUCCUGUUGCCACAGGGACCAACCUGGUGGUCCAAUGGGAAGCCCACAAGCAGGACAUGAGUGCAACAGCAGGAAUAAUAAUAAUAAUAAUAAUAAUAAUAAUAAUAAUAAUUUAUUAUUUAUACCCCGUCCAUCUGGCUAGGUUUGACAUCUGGUGGGAGGGCAUUCCACAGGGCGGGUGCCACUACCAAGAAGGCCCUCUGCCUGGUUCCCUGUAACUUGGCUUCUCGCAGUGAGGGAACCGCCAGAAGGCCUUCGGCACAGGACCUCAGUGUCCGGGCAGAACGAUGGGGGUGGAGACCCUCCUUCAGGUAUACUGGACCAAGGCCAUUUAGAGCUUUAAAGGUCAGCACCAACACUUUGAAUUGUGCUCAGAAAUGUAAUGGGGGCCAGUGUAGGUCUUUCAAGACCGGUGUUAUAUGGUCUCGGCGGCCACUCCCAGUCACCAGUCUAGCUACCGCAUUCUGGAUUAGUUGUAGUUUCCGGGUCACCUUCAAAGGUUGCCCCACAUAGAGCACAUUGCAGUAGUCCAAGCGAGAGAUAACUAGAGCAUUCACCACUCUGGCGAGACAGUCUGCAGGGAGGUAGGGUCUCAGCCUGCGUACCAGAUGGAGCUUAUAAACAGCUGCCCUGGACACAGAAUUGACCUGCGCCUCCAUGGACAGCUGUGAGUCCAGAAUGACUCCCAGGCUGUGCACCUGGUCCUUCAGGGGCACUGUUACCCCAUUCAGGACCAGGGAGUCCUCCACACCCUGGCACUACUCUGAGGACUUACUUGAAUACAACUGGCACUGUUACAGUUGCCACAUAAUACCCUUUCCAAAUUUGUAAGAGCUCCCAUCUUUCAGUAUGGCGGCACCUACACUUUGGAACUCCUUGCCUAUUGAUGUCAGGCAGGCACUUUCCUUCCUUUACUACCUGCCAAAACCAUUUUGUAUAGGCCAGCCUGUCCAGAUGUUUAGGAAGUCGGUACAAGUUUUAAGCUGUUCUUAAUCUAUUGUUUUCAAUUUUUGUAUGUCGUAAAAUAUCGCUAAUUUUCUUAGUGGCAAUUUUAUUGUUUAAUCUUCAUAAGCCUCAUUUGAGAUAUUAUUUUUUUUAGCAAUCAAACUAUAAAUUUUAUGAAAUAUGUAAAAAAAUAAAUAUCCAUUCAAAUUGCCUUCUCAGGGCAAACCUGUGAGAUCGACAUCAACGAGUGCGUGAAGAGCCCUUGUCGGAAUGGUGCCGCAUGUCAGAAUACGAAUGGUAGCUACUGGUGUGUCUGCAAACCUGGGUUCACAGGCAACACCUGCGAGACGGACGUUGAUGACUGCCAGCCUAGUAAGAGCCUCAAGGAGGCUGGGGAGUGGGUUGCCCUGGGAGACCUGGACCCCAUCUGCACCAUAUAUUGAAAGCACUGCUGCACAUCACUUUAAACAGUCAAGAUUUCCCCCCAAAGAAUUCAGGGAGCUGUAGUUUAUAAAGGAGUGCUGAGAGUUGUUAAGAGGACCCCUCUAUUCCUUCCCAGAGUUACAAUUUCCCAGAGCUCCCUGGGAAGAAGGGUUGAUUGGAACAGAAAAGAACAGGAUGCUGGACUUGAUGGGCCAUUUGGCCUGAUCCUGCAUGCUCUUCUGGUGUUCUUAACAUGAGGUCUUGUGAAAAUUCAUUGACAUAUUGGAAUUGUUCUCAAAUAUAAAUAUUCUGGAAACUCAUUGAGGCUAAUAAGAUCUCUGCUAUGUGAGGAUAUCAUAUACCCUUCGAACAUAAAAUAUUUCUGCUUGGUUAAUGUAAAAGAUGUUCUUCUGGAAAAUGAUCAAGAAAUAGUGUUUAACCUUUUAACUUUUAACUAAGAUUGUAAGCUUAAAAUUCGGGUUGGGGGUUGGAGAAGCCUAUCUCCUGCUAUGUCUGAAAGAAAUGAGAACAUUUGCUCCGCAGUAACUGUGAUAUGCUAACUUACUACAAAAGGCUACAUCUAAGCCAGGAAAACAGGUUUCAUGGGAAAAUGGGCAUUUUCUGUAAUGUUUUGGAAGACUGUUCAGUGAUAAUGUUCAGCUGUGUACAGUUUGCAGCCAUCUGCAGCAGUGUUUCUGUAAGCUUUAUCUUUGAUUUAUUUUGUUUAUUAUUAACUAGAUAAACAAAUAACAGGGCACUGAGUUAUCAAAGGCUGGGGCGAAUUGUGCGUUCAGUUCACACAGAAGGUUUAGGAAAGAAUGUGGGAAGUUUUGCAGAGGCCAAGGCAGCCUCAAAAAAAAUAAUUAAAAAAACCAUCAGCCCCAUGGAAUGAGAGUCCAUCGCUGCCCCUUUCCCCACUACCUCUAGAUCCUUGCCACAACGGCGGGUCCUGCUCCGAUGGCAUCAAUGCCUUUUUCUGUGACUGCCUCGCUGGCUUCCGGGGCCCCAAGUGUGAGGAGGACAUUGACGAGUGUGCCAGCAACCCUUGCAAGAAUGGCGCCAACUGCACGGACUGUGUCAACAGCUACACCUGUACUUGCCCUUCUGGCUUUAGCGGGAUCCACUGCGAGCAUAACACCCCCGACUGCACAGAAAGGUAAUUCAGGAGCCAGAAAUAACGUUGGAACGUCAUUUUUUAAAAAAACAAUGUGCUUGGCUAUAGUCAUGCUCCUGUGUGUGAGUGGGGAUGGUUCAUCCCAAGAGAACCAACAUUCUGCACACCGCAGUGUUGGUAUAAAUCACACCCAUCACUCGCAAAUUUUUAUUUUGCAUAGUCUACUCUGGUGAUGGGCAAGAGGGCUCUGGACCCUAAUCAAAUGGCCUUAGAAUCAUAAAGUCGGAAGGGACCCCAUGGGUCAUCUAGUCCACCCCCCUGCUUUGCAGGAAUCUCAACUAAAGCAUCCAUGACAGAUGGCAAUCCACACUCUGCUUAAAAACCUCUAAUGAAAGACAGUCCACAACCUCCCAAGGGAGUCCGUUCCAAUGUCAAACAGCUCUUACUGUAAGUUCUUCCUUAAUCUCCUUUCUUGUAGCUUGAAGCCAUUGGUUCGAGUCUUGCCCUCCAGAGCAGGAGUAAACAAGCUUGCUGCAUCUUCCAUGUGACAGCCAUUUAUAUAUUGGAAGAGAGCUAUCAUAUCCCCUCUCAAUCUCCUCUUUCCCAGGCUAAACAUAUCCAGCUACUUCAACUGAUCCUCAUAAGGCUUUGAUUGCAGAACCUUUAUAAUCUUGGUUGCCCUCCUCUGCACAUGCUGCAGCUUGUCAACAUUCUUCUUAAAUUGUGGCACCCAAAACUGGACACAAUAUUCCAGAUGUAGUUUGAUCAAGGCAGAAUAAAAAAAGGCAAUGUCUUUUUCUGUGACUGCCUGGUUGGCUUCCGGGGCUGUUACUUCCCUUGAUCUCGAGACUAUACUUCUGUUGAUGCAGCCUAGAAUAGCAUUAGCUUUUUUUGCUGCUGCAUCACAGUGUUGGCUCAAGUGAAGCUUGUGGUCCACCAAGACCCAUAGACCCAUUUCACAUGCACUACUAGUAAGCCAGGUGUUCCCUAUCUUCUCUUUGUGCAGCUAGUUCUUCCUGCCUAAGUGCAGAACCUGCCAUUCAUUCUGCAACUGUUGGCUACUUGUGUACAUUCUUCCUUUGUGAUUUCCUCUUUCUUCCAUUUCUUAUACAUGCCCUUCUUAAAUCUCAGCUUAUCUGUAAGCUCCUUAUGCAGCCACACCAGUGUUUCUUUAGAUACUUCCAACUUUUCUUUCUUGUUUGAAUUUUCUGCAUUUGGAGCUUCAAUAUUUCAUUUAAUAAACUCCCACCCAUCUUGGACUCCCUUCUCUUUUGAGUAUUUCUGACCAUGGGAUCUCCUUAAGCUUUUUGAAAUCAGCCUUCUUAAAGUCCAGAGUGCAUGUCUCACUAUGCUCAGCUUUCCCUUGCCUCUGUGUCAUGAAACUUUCUCUCAAGUUUCCAAAUGCUUCCAAUUCUUUGAUCAGUUCCUCUCUGUUGGUGAGGACCAGGUCCAAGAUAGAUGAUGCACUUGUUACUUCUGCCACCUUCUUGGAAAUGAAAUUGUCAGCGAUGCAGUGGAGGAAUUUGUUGGACCUUACAUUCCUGGCAUUGUUUGAGUUCCAACAGAUAUGGGGUACUUGAAGUCUCCCAUUACUACUUUAUUUCUCCUUUUUGAAUGUUUAGAAAUCUGCUCUAGGAAAGCACCAUCCAAGUCUUCAGUCUGACCUGGUGGUCUAUAGAAAGCCCCCAUAGUAAGAUCAGUAUUGUUUCUCUCUCCUACAGUUUUUACCCGUAUACUCUCAAUAUGCUUUCCAUGCUGCAGGUCAUUGAUUUAUUCACAAGUUUGGACCUCCUUUACAUAUAAUGCUACUCCUCCUCCCUUCCUGUUUGGUCUAUUCCUUUUGAACAGUUUAUGCCCCUCAAUUCCUGCAUUUCAGUCAUGAGUCUCAUCCCACCAGGUUUCAGUAAUGCUUCCCAGGUCAUAUUUGCCAUCCUGCAUUAAAAGCUCCAAUUCGUCUUGUUGGUUUCUCAUGCUUUGCAUUUGUGCAGAGACAACUGGAACCAUGAAUCAUUCCCUCCAGUUGCUUCCUUCCUCUAGUACUUUGCCCUUUAGCAGGGCAAGCACCACCUCAGUUUCUUGUGCACCAAUGAAGCUACUAUCCCCAGUACCAGGUGUUCUUCUGCCACCUGUAAUGCUGCCUGCCCUCCUGCUCAGAAUCUAGUUGAAAGCUCUCCUGAUCAGGUAUGCUAGACUCUUACCAAACACAUUUUUGCCAGCCGCUGUGAGGUACGACCCAGAAUUCCUUCCUCAAAGAAGCAGAGAUGGUGAUCCAAGAAGCCAAACCCUUCCUGAUGACACUACCUGUACAACCAGUGGUUUACUUUCAGUAUUUUCCUCUUUUCCUGGGCCAUGAUCUUCAACAGGAAGAAGUGAUGAAAAGACAACCUGUGCCCCAAGGCUCUUCAGCUUCCUGCCCAGUCUCAUAGUCCCUUGCUAUAUGUUGAAGUUGUGGUCAGCGGGCUUUAUAAGACUUGGCAAGUUCUCUGUCACAUUGCAAAUCUUUGCACCUGGAAGACACCUCUUGGGACAUCCUGUUUCCUCCGAAAACUAUUGCCUCUUGCCACUUACUACCACCAACAGUCUCUUCCUCCUCUGGGGAGUGGCAGGAAUCGUUCUGUACACGGUGCUUUCCAAAAUCGCCUUGGAGUGUUCUAAGGUCUGCAGCUGCUGUUCUUGAGUCUUCCCCUCUCGUCUCUUCGAGCUGAUCUGGAUAUUACUGGAAUAGGUUACAAAGGCCUAUUCCAAACCUUAUGGUUCUAGUACUUCCUCCUCCUCCUCAUCUCAACUUGCCUUCUCCAGACUGCAAUUCCCUUUCUCCCGAGAUCAUUUCCUUGGAAGGUAGCAGGUGGAUUAUCAGCAUACUCAUUCGGGAUCUGAAAGUGUUAGAUCAAGAAUGGAAAAAAAACCUCCCAAGUCCAUCUCCUCCUGUCUAUUCCUCCUAUUGGGGGUGACAGGAAUCAUUAUGUGCACUGUACCUUUCACAGCUACCUUAGUGUAGUCUAAGUUCCGUAACUGCUGUCCUAACUCUUCUGCCCCAGAAUCAGUGUCUUAGGUGAGAGCAUGGAACCGAUUUCGCAGUUCUAAUGACACAGCAUGGUUCCUGACAGUCCUACUUGUGUGCGUCACGUUCCUCCAGGGGUUGGUCUCUUGCCAUGAGCAAUCUUCCUCCUCCCUUGGGGCGCCUGUGUUGCUGUUCUGUCACAGUCCACUCAGCUCUAUCGCGAAAGUCUGCAUCUUGCCCUAUACCUCAAAGUGUUGACUAUUUGGACCUCAGGUUGUUGUACCUUCUCUUCCAGCAAGCCAACCAGUUUGCACUUGCUACAAGUGUAGCUUUGCAAGUUCUCCUGCAGGAAGACAAACAUGGCACAGGUCUUCCUUAACAUUAAUUAUUUACUUUCAUUUAUCUUACUGCAUUUAUAUCCCACCUUUCCUCCAAGGAGCUAAAGUUGGGGUACGUGGUAAUCCUUCAGCCCAUUUUACCUUCCCCAACAACCUUGUGAGAUAGGUUAGAGCUGAGAGAAAGAUCACCCAGUGAGCUUCAUGGCCAAGUGGGGCGGGCAUUUGAACCCUGGUCUCCCAGGUCUGAGUCCAACACUCUAAGCACUACACCAUACUGGAUCUUGCUUUGUUGCCCUCUCUGGCUUCUGAGAUUUCAGCAGACAUUGGCUGUGGACUAACUUUGCAGCUGUAGAAUCAUAAAACUAGAGUUGAAGGCACCCUGAGGGUCAUCUGGUCCAACCCCCUGCAAUACAGGAAUCUCGACUAAGGGUAGAAGCACCCAAAAUGCCAUUUUUCACUCCUCCCCUAAAAACUCAAUAUGUCUGAAACCCUGGACAGCUACUGCUGCUGCUAGUCAGUGUAGGCACUAUUGAGCCAAGUGAACCCAAUGGUCUGACUAGGUAUAAGCAGCUUCCUGUGUAAUUCAGCCCUUCAUUUAAAAUCAUGAGAUCUAGAAUACUAUUUUACAUUUUGGGGAAAGGCCACAGAAAGCCUCAGUGGUAGAGCACGCACUCUGCAUGGAAAGAGUCUUAGGUUCAAUCCCCAAUGGCAACUCUGUCAGGCUGGGUAAACUCCCUGUUUGAAACCCUGGAGAGCCAUUGCUGGUGGCGGUCAGUGUACUCUGUACUGCACUAGACGGACCCAGCAUUCUGGCUUUUGCUAUAAGGCAGCUUCCAACGGAGAGCUUUGAUGGCACAGCCAGUUUCCUUCUGCCCCUCAGCUCCUGCUUCAAUGGGGGCACAUGUGUGGACGGCAUCAACACCUUCACCUGUGUCUGUCCACCUGGCUUCACGGGAAUCUACUGCGAGCACGACAUCAACGAGUGUGACUCCAAACCCUGCCUGAAUGGCGGCACCUGCCAGGAUAGCUACGGCACCUACAAGUGCACUUGUCCUCAGGGCUACACUGGCCUCAGUUGUCAGGUAAGGGGGCCAAGACCCCACUGGAUGCCGAACCAGUUCUGCCUGCAGAGCCUGACCUUGAGUGGGACUUGCCUUUCCCAGUUCAUUUGCUUCUGUUGUUUCACUGGGGGCUUGGGGUGGGUGGGCUCACAGAGUGAGGAGCAAAUGGCUGAAGUGUUGAGGUCAGAGCAGAGAGGCAGCAGCCCUAGUUUGCACCCAGCACAAACUCAUGGUUUGUUUAGCUUGCCAAUGGUUUGUUUGACUGUCUGAACCCCACCUGGCAAACUUAACAGUGGUUCAUUUCACCUGGCAACAAACCAUGAUGUGAAACCAAGGUACACUGCUGGCUUAAGGAUAGUUCAGCAUUCUGUGCAUUCCCCAUCAGCCUUGCUUAACUCUGGUUCUUUGACAACCCCAAAGUCACAUUGCAAGAGCAGCUGGGGAAACCAAGCAUGGUGAAACAAACUGUGGCCUUGCUUGUCUGUGAGAUGAUUUGUGGUUUGCUGAGCCAAACCAUGGCUAACACAACGAAACAUUGCUUAGCCAUGGGAAAGCGUGUUGCUGCACUACAACUCCUGUCAUCAACAUCCAUGGCUAUGCUGGCUGCCAGGAGUUGGAAUCACAUGGCACUUGGAAGGGCUGUUGACUCCCCUCCACCCUGGCAUCUUCAGGGCCGUGUCCUUCAACCAGCUGCGCAAGGUUGAACCCACAAAGCCCCUUCUCCGUACCACCCUACCCUGGCCCUGGUGCUGUUGCACCCACAAACCUUCUGAUUCUUCACCCCCAGAACCUGGUGCGUUGGUGUGACUCCUCACCCUGCAAGAACGGCGGAAAGUGCUGGCAGACAGACAACCUGUACCGCUGCGAGUGCACCAGUGGCUGGACUGGACUCUACUGCGAUGUCCCCAAUGUCUCCUGUGAGGUGGCUGCACGGCAGCAAGGUAAGAAGGCCCCAUCCUGCUUGCUGUGUUCCCCUUCCUCUGUCUUCCCUCUUUGGUCUGUCCUGGGAGCAGACUCUGGCCAGGGCAGGACCCGGUGAGGGGUGGCUGACCCCAGCCAGAUGCAUAGAUUGGUGCUUGGCAUUUCGUUUUGAAGUGGUUCAGUAUUUGAUAGUUGUUGCAGUGAGGUGUUUAUUGGUUUAUAUUUUUUUUAUAUAUUACAGCUAUGUCACACACACACACAGAGACAAAAUCCGAGCUGCUGUAGUUGCAUACAUAAACAGAUUUCUUCCGACUCUUAGGGACCAGCUUACACAAAUUUAAACAACACAGAUAAAAUACAAAAAGCUAAAAACAUAUUUAAAAAAUUGUUUAAAAGCAAAUUAAACUCCCAACGGGGGGGGGGGGGAUAAGAAGCACAUGACAGAUGAUGAUGAUGAUAAUGAGGAUGAACACCAUAUAGAAACACCCAUUCCUUUAAAGAAACAGUUAUUUCCUAAAAGCCUCCUGGAAUAAAAACAGUCUUCACCUGUGGAAGUGUGACAAGGAAGGAGCCAGUCUGGCUUCUCUUGGGAGGGUGUUCCAUGGUCUGGGAGUAAACAUCACUGAGGAGGCGUUCUCCCACACACCCACACCUGUUACUUGUACCUGACCUCCCUCCUAUACCUUUGCAGGCGUCGAGGUGGUGCACCUAUGCAGGAACUCUGGGCUCUGUGUGGACAGGGGCAACACCCACUCUUGCCAGUGCCAGGCCGGCUACACAGGCAGCUACUGCGAGGAGCAGGUGGAUGAGUGCUCCCCCAACCCGUGCCAGAACGGGGCCACCUGCACAGACUACCUAGGGGGCUACUCGUGUGAGGUACGGUUGGUGCUCAGAAGGGAGGUGGCGUGGGGGGGGGCAGUGGACACAGGGUGAACCCUCCUUUACCUGGGUUUGUGCAUUGCCAGCGGAGCUGGGUACAUGUCCUGAGAUGUGGUGGAACAUCAGAACGAAGUACAGGACAUGCCUCCAUCAUAGAUAUUUUCAGAUUGCUGGGUAGUUUACAGCCACCCUGAAAAAAAGCCACUGUCUCCAGAGCAUCUCCUAUGCCAACAAAAGAUCCCAGGUUCACUCCCUGCCAGCACGCCUGGCAAAAGCUAGUUAAAAGAUGGAGGGCUGUCCUUCAUUGGAGGCUUAGAAGCAGAGGUUGGAGGGCCACCUGUCAGGGAUGUUUUAGCUGGGAUUCCUGCACUGCAUGGGGUUGGACUAGAUGAUUCUUGGGGUCCCUUCCAACUCUACAGUCCUAUGAUUCGGCAGUCUGGCUGGGUAGAAGGCAGCACCUUUGCCCCUGCUUGUGCCAGCCUCCAUUUCCAAGUCAAUGUAAUGCAUUUCAGCGGACAGAGGCAGCCUCAUAAGCUCUUGCAUGAUGGAACAUUUGGGCGCUUCCCUUGCAGACUUCAAAGCUAGCUGAAAUCGUAAUGCUACUUCAGAGUGGAGUUCACCUAAACAUCUUUUGGCUUUUCAUAAUGAAAGGCCAAGUAAUGCAAGUAUUUUUUAUUAUGUCUAAGCAGCCUUGAUAAUCGCUUGACCAUGAGCUUCAGAAAUAUUCACAACACACCAUGCCAUGCCCACCCAAAGUCCCCACCCCAGUCUCAGCCCCCAAUUUUUUUCUCCACUUCCCGUGGCAAGAUUGCACAGUUCAGUCUUGGCCAGUCCUUGCGAACCUGACCCUCCAGCGGCUCGUACGCUUGCAGCUCCUGUGACAUUACAGCAGCUCAGGCACUAGCCAUUUUUGGUGGGGUGGGUGAUUUGAGGACGGUACAGUUUGUCUAUUUUUCAUCUGGUUGCAUUUUAAAAAAUAUACUACAAGUUGGUUUUGGCAUUUUCCAUUGUGGGCUCCCUUUUGAGGGGCUGCCUUCCAAGGUGGGAAGGAGGAAAUCUCCUACCCCUCUAGAACUCAUUUCAACUCGGGAAUAUUGGACUACCUUUCCUUGUAGUGUGUUGCUGGCUACCACGGGAUCAACUGCUCAGAGGAGAUCAACGAGUGCCUUUCCCACCCCUGCCAGAACGGAGGGACCUGCAUUGACCUCAUCAACACCUACAAGUGCUCUUGUCCCCGAGGGACUCAAGGUAAAUGUGGGUUUGGGUGGAAGCAGGGGCAUGGGCAGGUAGGGAAAGACCCAGUCUUUAGGGGUGUCCCACUUGAUUAAGGGGGGUGGUGGUGGAGUAUUUCUAUCAGUCUGUUCUGUAUUGGCUUAAAAGUCAUCAGUUCAGUGGGUGUCUGCUUUUGAAUGCAGAAGGUCCCAGGUUCAGUGCUCAGCAGAAUCUCCAGGUAGGGCUGGAGAAAGACCCAUCCUUCCCUGGUAGAAAUCCUGGAUUGUUACUCCUGAUCAGUGUUGACAGUACUGAGCUAGAUGGAUCCAAUGGUCUGAUUCAGUACAAGGCAGCUUGCUAAUGUUCCUAUUUAAACCCCAAAUUUAUUGAAAACCCUGAGGAUUGAGAUUUUGGUUAAGUUGGAGAGCAUGAAGUGCAGGUUGAAUGCCGGUUGGGAGACUUUGCAUAUAGAGCUGACUGAAUAGCUUCCCCCUACACACACUUUUGCAAAGGGGUGUUGUAUGUGUAAGUGUGUGUGUCCGUCUCAGAAGGUGUGGGAGGGGUAUUCAGCAACUUGCCGGGAGAAGGGGCACAGUGUUCUAUCAAGACUUUUGCAGGGGAAGGGUCUUGCCUUGAUUGAAAGUGAAAUACAUUGCUUCUCCCCACUCGCGUUCUCCUUUGCUGUUUUCAUGGGACUUAUUUCGAGGAAGCUGACUGGAAUGCCAUUGGGUUGGCAGCUGGUUUGUCUUAUUUGUGUAUUUAUGACUAUGUUGAACAUUCCACCUUUCCUCCAAGACUCUCAGUGCCACCUUUGUAGUUCUCUCCCCUCAGUUCACGAAACAACCCCGUGAUGCACAUUUGGACAAAUACUUCCAUGCCUUUGAAUCCACCCAAGAUGGUGCCCAUUGCUAUGAAUUUGGGAGGGUCUUGAGAGAAAGCAGGAACAAAUUGUUUUUAUAAAGCUGCUUCACAUAUGUGCUGCCAAGAGUGUGGAGGCAGGGGUAUUGGUUGGCAUUUUUGGUGGAUGUACCUGGUGGAAAUUUUUAGAGAACAAGUGUUUAAUUAGAGAUAAGUAAAAUGACUCAUCGGCAUGGCACGGCUACAUCUGCAGGUGCCCUCAGGUGUGUUGUCAGCGUUACUGAGUAUGGGUUUAAGUGGAUAUCAGGACUUGAUGAAUAAACCACUAAUUGGAUUUCUCUUAGUAGCUGCACACAGGGUGAUAGCUGCAGUCUGGAAGGACUUAAAAUGUGCAAACCUGAAAGAGUGUAUUGCCCUUAAAGAAAAAUUGGUUCACAAAUUAAGGCUGGCAAGAGGAACAAAGCAUAGAUAUGCCUCUGCAGGAGAACGGUGGAGCUUCAUUUCAUUCACUAAUUCCACAGAAAACUAAUGAUUAGUCCCAAAGAAUUAGAAUUAUAGAAGAGUUAGAAGGGACCCUGAGGGGCAUCUAGUCCAACCCCCUGCAAUGCAGGAAUGUCAACUAAAGCAUCCAAACUUUGCUUGAAAAUUUCCCAAGGAAGGAGAAUCUACCACCCUUUGGAGUCAGUUCCACUGUUGAAAAGCUCUUACUUCCUUUCUUUUUAAAAUAAUUUUUACUAAAGUUUUUCAUUGACUACAAAAAACCAUGCAAUGUCUCUUUUUUGUUGUUCAGAUUAUAAAGUCUUUUGGUUUAUGUUCAGUGUAAAACAAUAUCCAGAGGGAGGGGGGGAGAAGGGAGGGGAGAGGGUGGGUGAUAAACCUACACACUAUUUUUUCAUUUUUCCAGCUUUUACUUUCUUCCUUUUUAAAAAAUAAUUUUUCUGAAAGAUUCUCUUGGUUUACAAAAGUACAUGCAUUGUCUCUUUUUCCAGGUUGUGCUUUCUACUGAUCAAUCACAUUUGUUAUGAGACAACCUGUGGGUCCCUGAUGUUGAACUACAACUCCCAUCACCCCUAGCUAGCAAGGCCAGAGCUCAGGGAUGAUGGGACUUGUAGUCCAACAUCUGGGGACCCACAGGUUGAGAACCGCUGCAUUAGUGUGUUGUAUACAGUAUAAGGAUGGGAAGGAGAAGGGGGGAGAGGGGGAUGGGGUGGUAAAACUUACUUUCUUUUGCUUAGUGUAUGCUUAGUGUAUUUGCUUUUUGUGGCAGUGCCACCUGAGUAGGUUCUUUCUACAGUCAUACCUCGGGUAAAAUAUGCUUCAGGUUGAGCGCUUUUGGGUUGCGCUCCGCGGCGACCCGGAAUUAACGGAACGCGUUACUUCCGGGUUUCGCCGCAUUUCUCAACCUGUGGGUCCCAGAUGUUGUUGAACUACAACUCCCAUCACCCUUAGCUAGCAAGGCCAGAGCUCAGGGAUGAUGCGAGUUGCAGUUCAAUAACAUCUGGGGACCCACAGGUUGAGAACCACUGCAUUAGUGUGUUGUAUACAGUACAGUGGUACCUCGGGUUAAGUACUUAAUUCGUUCUGAAGGUUUGUUCUUAACCUGAAACUGUUCUUAACCUGAAGCACCACUUUAGCUAACGGGGCCUCCUGCUGCCGCCGCUCCGCAGGAGCACGAUUUUUGUUCUCAUCCUGAAGCAAAGUUCUUAACCCGAGGUAAUAUUUCUGGGUUAGCGGAGUCUGUAACCUGAAGCGUAUGUAACCCGAGGUACCACUGUAUAAGGAUGGGGAAGAAAAGGGGGGGGAGAGGGGGAUUGGUGGUAAAACUUACUUUCUUUUGCUUAGUGUAUGCUUAGUAUAUUUGCAUUUUGUGGCAGUGCCACCUGAGUAGUUCUCUUUCUACAGUCAUACCUCGGAUUAAAUAUGCUUCAAGUUGAGUGCUUUUGGGUUGCGCUCCGCGGUGACCCGGAAGUAAAGGAACUCGUUACUUCUAGGUUUCGCCGCAUUUCUCAACCUGUGGGUCCCAGAUGUUGUUGAACUACAACUCCCAUCAUUCCUAGCUAGCAGGGCCAGAGCUUUGGGAUGAUGGGAGUUGUAGUCCAACAACAUCUGGGGACCCACAGCUUGAGAACCGCUGCAUUAGUGUGUUGUAUACAGUAUAAGGAUGGGGAAGAGAGGGGGGUGGGGUGGUAAAACUUACUUUCUUUUGCUUAGUGGGUGCUUAGUGUAUUUGCUUUUUGUGGCAGUGCCACCCAAGUACGUUCUCUUUCUACAGUCACACCUCGGGUUAAAUAUGCUUCAGGUUGAGUGCUUUCCGGUUGCGCUCCACAGUGACUGGGAAGUAACAGAACGCGUUACUACCAGGUUUCGCCGCAUUUCUCAACCUCCGGGUCCCUAAGGUUGUUGAACUACAACUCUCAUCAUUCCUAGCUAGCAAGGCCAGAGCUCAGGGAUGAUGGGAGUUGUAGUCCAACAACAUCUGGCGACCUACAGGUUGAGAACUGCUGCAUUAGUGUGUUGUAUACAGUAUAAGGAUGGGGAAGAGAAGGGGGAGAGGGGGGUGGGGUGGUAAAACUUACUUUCUUUUGCUUAGUGUAUGCUUAGUGUAUUUGCUUUUUGUGGCAGUGCCACCCAAGUACGUUCUCUUUCUACAGUCACACCUCAGGUUAAAUAUGCUUCAGGCUGAGCGCUUUUGGGUUGCGCUCCGUGGUGACCCGGAAGUAACGGAACGUGUUACUUCUGGGUUUCGCCGCGUUUCUCAACCUUUGGGUCCCUGAUGUUGUUGAACUACAACUCCCAUCAUUCCUAGCUAGCAAGGCCAGAGCUCAGGGAUGAUGGGACUUGUAGUCCAACAUCUGGGGACCCACAGCUUGAGAACCACUGCAUUAGACUGUUGUAUACAGUAUAAGGAUGGGGGAGAGAGGGGGAUGGGGUGGUAAAACUUUCUUUCUUUUGCUUAGUGGGUGCUUAGUGUAUUUGCUUUUUGUGGCAGUGCCACCUGAGUAGGUUCUCUUUCUACAGUCAUACCUUGGGUUAAAUAUGCUUCAGGUUGAGCGCUUUUGGGUUGCGCUCCGCUGUGACCUGGAAGUAACGGAACACGUUACUUCCGGGUUUCGCCGCAUGCACAGACGCGGGUUGCAUUCGCUUCAGGUUGCAAACAGGUAUCCGGAACAUAUCCUGUUCGUAUCCAGAGGUACCAUGGUAUUCACUUUCUGUAUUUCCUUGGUAGUGAGAGAAGUUGGUGGGGCUGGGUUUGGUUGGUUGUCUUUAGUUGAAACAGCUCUUGUUUUCUGAUGUUAAGAGCUGAUUGACAGUGAAAUGGACUCCCUUGGAAGGUGGGGGACUCUCUGUCAUUGGAAGUUUUAAGCAGAGGUUGAGUGGCCAUCUAUCAUGGAUGCUUUAUUUGAUAUUCCUGCAUUGCAGAGUAUAUGGCUCUUGGGAUCCCUUUCAGCUCUCCAAUUCUACCAUCAGGAAGUUCUUCCUGAUGUUUAGUUGGAAUCUCCUUUCUUGUAACUUGAAGCCCUUGGUUCGCUUCCUACCCUCCAGAGCAGGAGAAAACAAGCUUGCUCCAUCUUCCAUAUUUGAGGAUGGCUAUUGUAUCUCCUCUCAAUUGUCUCUUCUCCAGGCUAAACAUACCCAACUCCCUCAAGGCUUUUCCAAACCCUUCAUCAUCCUGGUCUCCCUUCUCUGCACACAUUCCAGCUUAUCGAUAAACUUCUUAAACUGUGGUGCCCAGAACUGGACACAGUACUUGUGAAUCACUUAAUUAAAAUGUGUUUUACAGAUGCAUACUGUUAAAAGUUUUGGUGUAUGUACAGGAAUACAGGUUUUCAAUUUAUUUGUUUUGGGGGGUGCCUCCAGGAAAUGUAAAGAAAAUGGAUCAAUGCUAGGCCAAGUUGUAAGCAGGCCUCUUGGGAUCCAGCUCUCACCUUCUUCUGCUCCCCAUCGCUCUCCCCACCACAGGAGUGCACUGUGAGAUCAACAUAGACGACUGCAGCCCACCCUUUGACCCCAACACCUUCGCCCCCAAGUGCUUCAACAACGGGCGGUGCGUGGACCGCGUAGGGGGCUACAGCUGCAUCUGCCUGCUGGGCUUCGUUGGGGAGCGCUGUGAGGGUGACGUCAACGAGUGUCUGUCCAACCCUUGUGACCCGCUAGGAACCCAGAACUGUGUGCAGCGCAUCAACGACUACGUGUGCGAGUGUCGUCUGGGGUAUUCUGGUGAGCACCACAAGGCUUCCAAAAAAACACACACAUGGUCUUUGGUGUUUUCCUCCCUCUUGCUUUUUCUCCAAGGAUUACGGGCUGAUGUUGACAGUAAAGGUAUUCUCCAGUCCUAAUGCAAACAUUCAGUUUAAUAUAGGUGGUUCAUAUACCCAAAGAUUAUAAGCCAUGGACUGUAUCUAGUAAGAAUAUAAGAAGAGAUCUUCAGCUGGAUCAGGGCAACUCAGCAUCCUUUUCCCACAUUAACCAAACCUGGUGCUACAGUGGGAAGUCCACAAUCAGUACCCAAAUGCAACAGCACUUUCUCCUUCUGUGGUUUCCAGCAGCUUGUAUUCAGGGGCAUUCUACUCUGACAGUGGAGGAAGAACAUAGGCCGUAUCCUGCUCCAUGUCUUUGCCCCCCCCCCCCCUUUAGAGUUUAUCUAUGCACUGUGUAAAAAAGUACUUUGUUUUUGUUUGCCCUGAAUUCUUCCAAGUGCAUAGACUAUCUUAGCUGGGAGUCCUACUGUCCUACUCCCUGCCUUUUCCCACCUGGCCUGUGGGGGAGGGCCAGGGCCCUGCCUGACGACUCCCAGCUACAAAAGAUGAGGCUGCUGAACAGACUCUUGUGCUGGGGUAUUGCUUAGUGGAGGUUGUUGCUGUUCCUGGUAUUAAUUUUUUGCAGGCUUGUUUUUAGAUCUUCUUUUCAUUUAAGUGGAAAUUUUUCGGGUUUGCUGUGUGCUCCCCCCCCCCCCGGUGUUUUGUUUAUUGUUCGGGGCCAUUUUUGUAAUUGUGUAAUUACAUAGUUUUAACUGUGCAAAGGCAGUAUACAAAUAUAAUGAUGAUGAUAGUUAAACUCCCCCCCACAGGAGGCAGUGAUGGCCACAAACCUAGCCUGCUUUAAAAGAAGAUUAGACAGAGAGCUAGAGAUUGCUGCUAAUCAAGAUGGCAAUGCUCUUGCUUCCACAGCAAUGCUUUUGAAUACCAGUUGCUUGAAAUCACAAGGAGGAAAGAGUUCCCUUGUGCCCAGGUCCCCCAAAGGUAUCUGGUUGGCCACUGUGAGAACAGAAUGCUGGAUGAGAUGGGGUGCCUUUGGCCAGAACCAGCAGGCUCUUCUUAGCUUCUUAAUAUCUUCAACUUUUCCCUUUCUAGAGAAGAUACAUGGGGUGGAGUGGGCUGCCCUGAUGGCACAGACCUCUUCUUUUCAGCCAAUAGGUAUCCAUCAGCCCCCCCCCUUAACUAGUAAAAGAGUGUGCACAUGGGAUUUCGGAGGUGGAGAGAUGCAGCUGUUUUACUGCUGAGGUCCAGGGGAAAUGUUGGAGGUGAUGGCGGGGCAACCUGACGAGGCUUUCUCCAUCCCCUUUCCAGGGCGCCACUGUGAGACGGUGGUAGACGGCUGCCGGAACCAGCCCUGCAAGAACGGUGGGACCUGUGCAGUGGCCAGCAACACACAGCACGGCUACAUCUGCAGGUGCCCUCCGGUGUGUAGUCAGCUUUUGGUUUUAAAGGACAAGCUGUGGGGUUCAGAGACGGAAGCAGCCUCUAGGGCUGGGUGGGAUUAUUUACGCCCCUUCCUAGCCAGCAUCUGUUUUGGAUGCUUAGGAGUUGCUGGAUGAGGAAAGGCCGUGGUUCGGUGGCAAAUCAGCUGUGUUGCAUGCAGAAAAUCCUAGGUUCAAUCCCCAGGUUCAAUCCCAGGAAGAGCUGGGCACAUCCAGUGAGUCUAAAACUUUAGAGAGCCCCUGCAAGUUAGUGUAGACAAUACUGAGCUAGAUGGAUCAAUUGCACUGACUUGGAAGAACACAGCUUCCAAUGUUUCUGUUUAUUUCAUCCCCUUAUUCAUAACUUUGAGGACUAGAACCUUGCUUUAUUCUUAGGAGAAGGGCCAUAGUUCAGCAGGUAGUGCAUCUGCUCCACACGCAGAAGUUCCCAUGUAUAUAUAUGCAACCCUGCCAGGCAAGUGUGGACAGGGGAGCACAUGAUCUCUGAAAAAAAAAGGACUGAUUCUGCUCAUCUGAACACUAGGAGACUGUAGCAGCUAUCAGUAAAGAGUAUGCUGACCUCUACUGACUUCAGCAUAAACUGCAAAUUUAGGGUUGCAACCAAUGCUAGUCCUGCUCAGAGUGGACCCACCAAAAUGUGCAGACUUAAGUUAGUAAUGCCCAUUCUUUAGCUGGGAUUCUAGCAUUCAGGGGGUUGAGCUAGAUGCACCCCCACCCCCACCAGCAGCUGGACAAAAGCAGUAGCCAGACCAACGGCAAAGCAGGUAAAACUUUUGCCACCACGUUCCUGCUUUGCCAUGCAGCUGCUCCCCUCUGAAGGGAGAUAAUGGAUAGUUCCUGGAGGAGGACACUGACCAACCCACUGCUGAUAUAAAACAGUUGGCCUGAGAACAGAGUUUGGGGCACGUUGGUGAGGUUAAAAGUUGGAGAAAUAGUUGGUGAAAUCUGCUCAUUAGUGGGUAGGAAAUCUGCUCAUUAGUGGGUGAGUGUAUUCUUGGUUUAUUAUUUGACGAUAAUAGUUAAUGUUGUUUGUUAUUUAUAUAGAGAGUGUGUUUUUUCUUUUUUCUUUUCAUAAGUAUUGUGUUAGACCAGAGCUUUCCAAACUGUAUCGUGACACAUUAGUGUGUUGGCUGCAGUGUGUAGGAGUCUCACGUGAAUAUUCCCCGUGCUCCUCCUGGGGCUGAAAAGGGAUUAGUUUAACCUCUGGUUUGCUAGGAAAACUGAAUUAUGGUGUUGCAAAGUUAUGCAUGCCUAAAAAAUGUAUCACCAACAUGAAAAGUUGGGAGAGCUCUGUGUUAGACAAUAUAUUGAUUUCCCCCCCUUUUCUCCUCCCUUUUGGGAGGAGAAUAUUUGCGUGUGUGCAUGUAUUACUGUAAGUCAAUUGGAGACCUUCAAGUAACAAGCAACAAAUAAGUUUAACAGAUAAUAAUAAUAAUAAUAGUAAUAAUAAUAAUAAUAAUAAUGACCCCUUGGAGGCCUUCCCACUUUACUCUUCUGUGAUUUGAUGACUGCCUUUGGAGUAGUCUCAGUCGUUCCACUCUUUGCCCUCUGCAGGACUGGGACGGUGCCACGUGUGAGAACGACGCCCGCGGCUGCGGACCGUUGCGGUGCCUGAACGGCGGCACCUGCAUCUCCACCCAGAAGAGCUCCAGGUGCCUCUGCCCACUGGGCUUUAGCGGAGCUGCCUGCCAGUUCUCCUCUGGCAGCCCCUGCCACUCCAGCCCCUGCUACAACGGGGGCACCUGCCAGCCUGCCAAGGAGCCACCCCACUACCGCUGCAACUGCCCAGCCCGGUUCAACGGUCUGAACUGCCACAUCUUGGACUACGACUUCACAGGUGGUCUUGGCCAGAACAUCACUCCACCUCCCUUGGAGGAGAAGUGCGAGAUCCCUGUGUGUGCCAGUCACGCCGGCAACAAGAUCUGUGACGCCCAGUGCAACAACCACGCUUGCGGCUGGGACGGCGGCGACUGCUCCCUGAAUUUCAACGACCCCUGGAAGAACUGCUCCCAGUCCCUCCAGUGCUGGGACUACUUCAACAACGGGCGCUGUGACACCCAGUGCAACAACACCGGCUGCCUGUACGACGGUUUCGACUGCCAGAAGAUGGAGGGGCAGUGCAAGUGAGUGGAGUUUAAACUGUUUUUAACAUUGGGUCACGAUGCACUUUGAUAUCAAAGUUAUGUUUUAAUUGUUGUAAGUCCCCACCCUGGGACUUUAGGUGGAAGGGCAGAUAAUAAAAUUGUAGUAGUAGUAAUAAUAACAGUAACAAUUUACUUCUGGGGCUAAAGGAUGUGCCUGCUUGCUUUUUUAUGAUGAGAGUAUGUGGAAAGAGCAGGGAGGGCCCAGAAGCAAAAGGUUGUUUCUUAUUUCUUCUACCCCUCCUUCUCCUUCUUCCUCCUCUUCUUCUCAUUUUUAUUUUUGAGCUACUAUUCACCUUCUAAACCAUCAUCUCAGGGCAAUUUACAUAUAAUUUAAACAGUUCCAAAGACAACAAAUAUAUGUAAAAACACAAGUGAAACCCAAACCAGUGGGCACUCAUGUCAAAUACUCAUUUAUCCAGCUGAGAAAGCCUUUUGGGGACAAAAUGGCCCUUCAACUGUUUCCAAAAAGCACAGAUUGUGGAGCUUAUCGUAUCUCAUCAGGGAUGCUGCUCCAAAGGAUGGGCAGCCACACUAAAGGCCCUGCUCUGAGUGACUAUGGGGCUGAAGCAACCAGAAUUGUGCACAGUAUCCCAAAUGUGGCCACACCAUAGACUUGUAUAAUGGCAUUAUAGAUACCGGGCAGUUUUGUUUUCAACUCCUUCUCCUCCUCUCCCCAUUGCCUGCACAGCCCUCUGUACGACCAGUACUGCAAGGACCACUUCUCUGAUGGACACUGCGACCAGGGCUGCAACAACGCAGAGUGUGAGUGGGACGGUCUCGACUGUGCCAACAACGUUCCCGAGAAGCUGGCGGACGGCACUUUGGUGGUGGUGGUGCUGACCUCCCCAGAGAACUUAAAGAACAACUCCUUGAACUUCCUGCGGGAGCUCAGCCGCAUUCUUCACACCAAUGUGGUCUUCAAGAAGGAUGAGCAGGGCGAGUACAUGAUAUUCCCCUACUAUGGCAAGCCAGAGGAGCUCAAAAAGCACCACAUCAAGCGGUCGUUGGCGAGCUGGCCAGAUGUGAGUGAUGCUGUCUUCAAGAUAAGAUCUAGGCUGUAUGAGACCAUCGUUGACAGACGCAGGAGGGAGAUGGACCAUGUGGACAUCUGCGGGUGAGUGGCUCGGCUGGGGCUCUCUGGGAGCAGGGAGGAGGAGGUUGUUGUCUGCACUGACUGGCAGUGACUCCAGAAUUUCUGGCAUGGAGUCUCUCCUGGCCCAACUUGCCAUUGGGGCCUUCUGCAUACAAAGCAGGUGCUCUGUAGCUGAGCCAUGGCUCUUCCUCUAAAAACAAAGAUUCUGGUCCUCAUCAUUCUGAAAAAAGGGACUGAAUUUUAUGGGAACCUAGGAACCUGUCCAUCCAAGAUUAUUGCUUCUUACUCCCACUUUCUUUUCCAAUACCUGCAGAUCAAUCGUUCACCUGGAGAUUGACAAUCGCCAGUGUGUCCAGUCCUCCUCUCAGUGCUUCCAAAGUACCACAGAUGUGGCGGCCUUCCUUGGUGCUUUGGCCUCGCGGGGCAGCCUGGACUUCCCAUACAAAAUCGAAGCUGUUAAGAGUAAGUCUGCCACAUGUGCAGGAAACACCUGCUGAUGCGUUAGCAGCCCUGCUGGCAUAUCCCGGGAAGCUGGGCCGCCUCUGCCCCAGUCAGCUUUUGCCCCUAGCAGUUUUUCACUUUCUUUUAACAAAAGCUACAUACCACUUGAUUGCAAUGAAAGCUUUGAGCCGGGGCUGCCCAGGGUGUGGUCCACGGAUGAGCUUCAAUCCACCCAUGCAUGCCUGUGGAUCUGAGGUUGGAGAUGGGAGAUGGCACACUCUUUGCAUUAAAUGUUUUUAAUUGUGUCUUUCUUGUUCAUUUAUUUAUUUAUUUGAAGCAUUUGUACCAGGCUCUUCAGUCAAAAAGGCUCCCAGAGCAGCUUUCAUACAGUCAAAACAAGGCAGUCCCUACCUACAGGCUUAAAAUAAAAAUUUAAAAAGGCAUGAUACACAAAGGAAAAGGCACAAGGAGGGAAGAGGAAAACCAAAACACAGGCAACAGUUUCUAAACAGUUGGUCCUCUUACAACGAGCUUGCACAAUCCAGGGGCAGGAGGGGCCUGAUGGGGCUGGUCUGUCACAGCAGAGCCAAGGGAGUGUUUUUAUCACUUCCUUUUAUUUAUUCUGUUGUAUUUUAUUGCAUUGCAAUUAGAAUCCCAUGAGGCAGUAAAAUAAUAAUAAUACAUUAUUUGUACCUCACCCAUCUGACUGGGUUGCCCCUGCCACUUUGGGUGGCUUCCAGCUUAUAUAAAAACAUAGUAAAACAUUACACCUUAAAAAACUUCUAUAUGCAGAACUGCCUUCAGAUGUUUCCUAAAUUAUAUAAUUGCUCAUCUCUUUAACAGCUGACGGGAGGGCGUUCCACAGGGUGGGUGCCACCACCAAGAAGGCCUUCUGCCUGGCAGGCAGGAAUUUAAGAAUGCAGCUAAAAACCACACAGCAUCUAGCAUGCUGCAUUUCCGUUUCUACAGCAAGCUGAGAAAUAAUUCAGUGGUCCACUGAGACCCUCAGCAAUUUUCAGGUGGUCUGUUUUUGGGGGUGGGGAGAAUUUUGGAGCCAUUGCUCUAAGCAUUUUCCAAAAAGAUAAAAGCCUGACAACAUUAAAGGACUAAGAAAUACAGAUAAAUGACAGUUUAAAGCACAUAUUUAAAGGCAUAUAAAAACUAUUAAAAUCAACAGUAGGCUAAAAACCAGAUUAAAACACUUGUCAUCAUUCAAUAUGUCUGGAUGGACUUUCCUCAACAAACAUAUUUUAAGUGGGAGCCAAAAAGAAUAUGCUUUUUAGCCUAUUGCUGGUUUCAGUUAUUUUUGGAAUGAUUUAAAUGGUGGGGUUUUUUUGCUGGUAAUUUCGUUGUUUUGGGGGGUUGGGUGUUUUCCCCCUCAACAAUCAAAUGGUAUAUAAUUUUUAUGGAAUAAAUUCAAAAGAGUUACAGUAUAUGAUGUUUGUCUUAAACAAUAUCGUAAAAAGAACUUGAUUCCUCUUUAAUAAGGAAGUGGAAUCUCUUUAACUCUUUUUUAGUUCUUCUUCGAAGUUCUGUCUUGAUGGUUCCGCCCCUCUCUCAUCCAUAGCUGAUUCCAAAAUCAUUACUACUGGGGGAGGAUGAAGGAGUUGGGGGGGGCGGGGAGAGAGAGAGAGAGAGAGAGCGCAAAGUUAACCCCACAACCCAAACCUUGUAAUCGAUCAGUGACACGCAGAGUGUUGAAGUUUGCAUCUUCCAAAUCCCCCUUCAAUCCUUUUGACUUAACAGCUCAAUGUGAAUGCAAUGAUUUGAAGUUUGCUUAAUCCUUUAUCCGUGAAAGGAGGAAGGGGGGGGGACCCUCUCCCCCUCCAGCGCUGCAGAUACAGAAACAGUUUGCAAUUCUGAUGAACAGCGUAGAAAAAUGACCUUCUGUUUCCAGGGGGCUUUGGAGGAGUUUGGGGGCAGUGAGUGGGGAGGGGUGGGGGUUCGGUUGUAGGCGGAAGAAUCAAGACACAGCCGGGCCGGCAGCUUAUUAACUUAAUUUCACUGCAUUUUGCCUUCUGCCUCCAUUCAGAGAUGCAUCUUAACUCGAGGUCCUCUCGUCACACUCUGCCUCUCAUUCUCUCCUAGGUGAAAGUACUGACCCCGAAAAGAGCACCCAGUGGUACCCUAUGUACAUGGUGGUGCCUGGUGUCUUCCUCCUCCUCUUCAUUGGUUUCGGGGUUCUGGCAUCGCGCAAGCGGCGGAGGGAACAUGGGCAGCUCUGGUUCCCCGAGGGCUUCAAAGUGACCGAGUCCAGCAAGAAGAAGCGCAGAGAGCCCCUGGGGGAGGAUUCUGUGGGGCUGAAGUGAGUAAUCCCCCUCUUCACCUCUUCCCGGGUCUCCUUCGUUGCCAUUUGGUUGGGUGGGGAGGGAGGGAAAGGCCCUUUCCCGCCUCCUUCCUGGGUUGCUGCUGUUGUUGGGGACCAUAGUUCUUUUUAUUCACCAACCUGGUGCCCUCCAGAUGUUUUGGACUACAACCCCCAUCAGUCCUAGCCACCAUGGUCUGAUGGGAGUUGUAAUGCAAAAAUCCAGAGGGCACAAAGUUUUGCCAAAGGCUUGAUGUUAGCUUUUCACUCUGCACAUUUAAAAAAAGUUGGUUUUAAUUUUUACUGUGCCACAGCUCUCUGGAUGACAAGCUGGAGAGGAAGGGAAAUCUGGUGUCAAAAUGUUUUUGGGAGGGAUAUUCUGAGCGCAAUUUAAGUGUCAGUUUUUCCAGGCCAUUGAAAUGAACACGUGGAGUGUCCAGGGAAGGGUGGUGGAAGCCAGAAGGCCGGGCAGUUUGGAGCAAGGGGUUUAGCCCUUCACAGAGUAGACCCACUGAAAUUGAUGAGCAUGGCUAACUUAGAUCCAUUACUGUAGUCCUCCUUUGGCUUGGAGGAAAGAAGGAUCCUUUUGGGUUUGGGCACAACCUGCCCAUCUGCUUUUGUCUGCUUUCUCCAAGUGUAGCACCAAGGUUUUACGGCAUAUAUAAAAAGCAGGUUGGUGCAUCAUCCACACAAGGCAGAAAUAGCACACUGAGGCUGGUGGAAGGACUUUGGAGAGGCUUGGUCCUUAAUUUCACUUCUUUUCCCGCUUCUAAGCAAGUUCCCAUGUACAGUGCCCAGCUCUGAUAAAUGAUGUCUGAAAUGUCACCUAGGGUGUGGCACAGCUUGGACAAGUCUAAGUAUGGCAGGGGAAACUUUUUAAAUCAUCACCAUCCUUAAUUACUCCAUUUAGCCCUUGGGGAAAAAAUGCAGAGUUUGUUUUUUCUAGAGGUGGAUCUAAUUUCCUAUUUUUUCUCCAUGAAGACCCUUGAAAAAUGCUUCCAAUGGGACCCUGAUGGACGACAACCAGAAUGAGUGGGGUGACGAGGAGACACUAGACACCAAGAAGUUCAGGGUAAGCCAGCAAGCUGCUGUUUCCAUGCCGUUUCAGCCUUAAAGGCACUCACUAAUUCAUAGGUCUCUUCCAUCCUGUUUGGAUGCAUUUGGUAUGCACUGCGAGUCCUUCCCUCAUCCCUGGCCCAAUGGAACUUUUUGCCACCCCCCAGGUCCCCCCCCCAGGCUUACCUUGCUAUCCCACAACAGCCAAGGCCCCUAUGGGCAUCUGUAGAUCUCCCUGCCUGAUUUCACUAAGAGGCCCCUAUCUUUGGUCUUGUCUUUAAAAAGCAAGUUUCUUGUCCUCAGCAGAAGAUCAGCACAUUGCUCCUUCCUUCCUUGCCUUCUCCCCCUUUGCCUCUCCAGUUUCAGGAAAUACUGGAAAACCCGCUUAUGCAAAAUUAAACAACUCUCAUUCUGAUAAUAGAAUUUAGCUUUCCAUAUCGUGUAGUGGCAGGGUUCAUUUUAUAUUUGUUGAAGUUGGGGGCAGAGGGGAUAACUCUUGUUUUCAACUCAGCAGCACAAUGUGCGAGAAAGAGUAGAGUUUUAUGUCUGAAAGGAUCCUUUAAAACCUCAAUCGCCUCUCUUCCCAGGUGGAAGAACAGGCCAUGUUGCCGGACAUGAAUGACCAGGCUGACCACAGGCAGUGGACACAGCAGCACCUGGAUGCAGCCGACCUGCGCAUCUCCUCCAUGGCACCCACCCCACCCCAAGGGGAAAUUGAUGCUGACUGUAUGGAUGUCAAUGUGCGAGGACCAGGUAAGGAGGGUGUGUGGGUGUCAAAGCCUCUCUCUUCCUCCCUUUCUGUGAUUUUAUCAGGGGAAAGGAGGACAAUGCCAGGAGGGAGGGCAUUAGAGCUGGCCCAGGGGAAGAACCGAACAGCAAACAGGCCAGGUGGGAUUUUGGGAGGGGAACAGGACUUUGGAGUAGCUCAGCUCUUUAAAAGAGGAUCAGACAAAUUUGAUAGCCUUCUCUUUCUCCAUUGACAGCUACUAGCUAUGAUAGCUAUACUCUUGUUUCCAUGGUUGGAAGCAAUAAUGAUUCCAAAUAUCAGUAGCUGGAAAUGGCAGGAGGAGAGAGUUGCUCUUGUGGUUCACGUUCUGCUUUCAGGUUUCCCAGAAGAGGCAUGUGGUUCGUCAUUGUAAGGACAGGAUGCUGGACUGAAUGGGCCCUCUUUGGUCUGGUUCAGAAACAAGACACAUGUUCCUAGAUCCCAAUCACCAAUCUUCAGGCUUAGUUCAGGCCCUGGUACUUUGAUAUCAUGGGAGUGCAUCCAGGCACUGUCAUUGCGCUUCUGACAGAUUUCCCUCCACUUGUGCCUUGGCAGAUGGAUUCACACCACUGAUGAUCGCCUCCUGCAGCGGAGGUGGGCUGGAGAUGGGCAACAGUGAAGAGGAGGAGGACGCCCCAGCCGUGAUUUCAGACUUCAUCUACCAGGGGGCCAGCUUGCACAACCAAACAGAUCGCACUGGGGAGACAGCCCUCCACCUGGCCGCCCGCUACUCACGCUCAGACGCAGCCAAGAGACUGCUGGAAGCCAGUGCCGAUGCCAACAUCCAAGACCACAUGGGAAAGACGCCACUCCACGCUGCUGUCUCGGCCGACGCUCAGGGGGUCUUCCAGGUAAGGCGAGUCCAGUGCUUCCAGAGCUUGGGAGCAGUGCAGGAGGGCUGAGUAGCUCCCUCCCUGUUGGAGAGGGUUGAACUUGAUGAGCCUUGAGGUUCCUUUCCACCUUAAAAUUCUAUGAUUCCUAUCAUUCUGGGACUCUAGUGCAAAAGCCCCCAGAGAUUGCUGUGCUCAUUGCUGGGCAAUCAUUCUGCCUUCCCAGUGAGGUUUUUUUUUUUUUCAUCCAACCCCCCUGCAAUGCAAAGCAGGGAAUUUUGAGUUUCUAGUUAGCUUCAUGUGGCUUUCAGCUGGGUGGCUGUAGAACGGACAUUCACUCUCUUGCCCUGCCAGGAUGUCAAAUAACCAAGAUGUCUCUCUUUCCUGGGACAGAUUCUGAUCAGGAACAGGGCCACCGACCUGGAUGCCCGCAUGCACGAUGGGACCACCCCUCUCAUCCUGGCUGCCCGUUUGGCUGUGGAGGGCAUGCUGGAAGACCUCAUCAGCUGCCACGCAGACGUCAAUGCGGUUGAUGACCUAGGUACCUGGCAUUCCCAAAGCAUUCUGGGGAAGGGUGAGGGGCUCAUGGUCAUGGCCUUAACAUUUGUGCCUUUGUGUCCAUAGGGAAAUCAGCGCUGCACUGGGCUGCUGCCGUGAAUAAUAUUGAUGCCGCUGUUGUGCUGUUGAAGAACGGGGCAAAUAAAGACAUGCAGAAUAACAAGGUGAGAAGGGAGGGGGCUUCUUCCUGGAGCAGGGCUGGGCCAGUGCAAGGCAGAGCCACUGGCUAUCCAGCCAAGGACUGGACCAGCAAGCCCAGGAUCUUCAAUGACAGGGUCAGAAGCUUUGCUGGAAUAAGCUGCGAAAUAGGAGAGAGGUGCCCUGGCAUCUUGUGGGCUUCCCUGGGCAGAAGGAGAAGUUUAUCGUUUAUCUGCAAUUUAGGAUGGGAAACAGGGAGUUAGCUUUAAGUGAACUUGAAUUGCAUCCGUUUGACGAUGCAGGAUAGGCAAAAGAAAGUCCUUCAUGCAGCAUAUAGUUAAACUAUAAAACUCCCUCCCACAAGAGGCAGGGAUGGCCACCAACCUAGAUGACUUUAGAAGAGGACAAGACUAAGUUCAUGGAAGAGAAGAUUAUCAGUGACCACUGGCCAUGGUGGCUAUGCUCUGCAACACUUCUGAAUACAAGUUGCUCGAAACUGCAAAAGGGGAGAGGGCUCUUUUGCUUCCAGUUGGGGCGUCUGGUUGGCCACUGUGAGGACAGGAUGCUGGACCAAGUAGGCCAUUGGCCUGAUCCAGCUGCAGAGCUCUUCUUAUGUUCUUAAGCUGCAGCUAGACCUUUCAUUGUGUAAAGCAAAUUGAUAAAUGUAAGGAAUGACUAAUAAUACUUCAGCUGCAUAACCCUGUUCAUUUUGGAGAAGAGCCUCUAAUAAGUCUGCUUUCUUCUUCCCUUUCCUCCCAUGCCUUUAGGAGGAGACCCCUCUGUUCCUGGCGGCCAGAGAAGGGAGCUACGAGACGGCCAAGGUCCUCCUAGACAACUUCGCCAACCGGGACAUCACAGACCACAUGGACCGCCUGCCACGGGACAUCGCCCAGGAGCGCAUGCACCAUGAUAUCGUCCGCCUCCUGGACGAGUACAACCUGGUGCGCAGCCCCCCUUUGCACAGCGGGCCCCUGGGGGCACCUACCCUCUCCCCGCCCCUCUGCUCGCCUAGCAGUUACAUCGGCAGCCUGAAGCCAGCUAUGCAGGGCAAAAAGGCGCGGAAGCCCAGCGCCAAGGGACUGAUCUGCAAUGGGAAGGAGUCCUCCAAGGACCUCAAGGCCCGCCGGAAGAAGUCGCAGGAGGGCAAAGGCUGCCUGCUGGACAGCUCCAGUGUCCUCUCCCCAGUUGACUCCCUAGAGUCCCCCCGUGGGUACUUGUCUGAUGUGGCAUCUCCUCCCUUGAUGACCUCCCCCUUCCAACUGUCGCCCUCCAUGCCCCUCAACCACCUGCCAGGGAUGCCCGAUGCCCACCUGAGCAUGAACCACCUCAACCUGGUGGGCAAGCAAGACCUUGGCCUGGGUGCCAGUCGGAUGCAACAGCCCUUCGACUCGGUGCCCCCGCGGCUCUCCCACCUGCCCACCUCCAACGCCACUGUCAUGAAUUUCACCGUGAGCGGAGCGCCUGGCCUGAGCGGGCAAUGCAGCUGGCUGAGUCAGAUGCAGAGUGGCAUUCAGGUGCAGGGCCAAUACAACCCUAUGCGGAAUGGCCUGCAGCAGGGGGCACUCCCGCAGGGCCAGGCCCUCCAGCACGGUCUUUUGACCUCCCUCCACAACGGGCUGCCCACCACCACCUUGUCCCAGAUUAUGAACUACCAGGCCAUGCCCAACGGCCGCCUGCCAGCCAAUGCCCAGCCCCAUCUCCUGCAGGCACAGCAGCUGCAGCAGAUCCAGCAGCAAAGCAUGCAGCAGCAGCAGCAGCAGACCCACAGCACCGCCCCAAAUGCCGGGAGUGCAAACUUCCUGGGGAAUGAGCUGGGCCAGCCUGACUUGCAGCAGCAAGUGAAUGGCGGGGCUCUGGCAGUCCACACCAUCCUGCCCCAGGACACCCAGGUCCUGGCCACCUCCCUGCCCUCUGCCCUCACUCAGCCCAUGACCACCACCCAGUUCCUGACUCCACCCUCCCAGCACAGCUACUCCUCCCCCUUGGACAACACCCCCAGCCACCAGCUCCAGGUGCCAGACCACCCGUUCCUGACACCUUCCCCGGAGUCGCCGGACCAAUGGUCGAGCUCAUCUCCACACUCCAACCUGUCAGAUUGGUCCGAGGGCAUCUCAAGCCCGCCCACCAGCAUGCAGUCGCAGAUGGGGCACAUCCCAGAGGCGUUCAAGUAGAGCAAGAGGGGAACCACUUGGGCAGGCGACCCCAGAGAGUUUCCUUCGGAGGGAGACGCUUCUUUGGUUGAACCAGAGUAACCUUUGGUUUGAGUUUCUGUGCUUUUUUAUAUAUAUAUAUAAAAAGAAAAAGUAUUUUUACAUACAAUGUAAGAGGGAAAUUUCAACGUUUUUCUUCCUUCGUUAGUAUUUAUUUAUGUACUACAUGAAAACACUGCCUUUUUUAUUUAUAAGUUUUGUUGAGAGCUCAGUGGGAUGCAUUUGCUGUGGUCCAAAUUUUAAAAUCUUAUUAAUGGGGUUUGAUUACCUGCUUUGCUCUCUCUUGCUUACUACUUUUUUUUUUUUUUUAGGACAUCCUCUUUAAACAAAAACAAAAACUUUUAUACCACAAGGAUGUUCUUGUGCAGAGAGGUUUUCUUUUGUAAAGCUGUAAGCAAAGACCCAUGAUUAUAUAGUGACAUUUAUUUAUUGAACAAGAUAUUUCUUUUCCUGUUUUUGUUUUUAAUUCUGGAAAAAUAGGGAGGAUGGGCACAUUUUUUCAACAAAAGUUUACCUAUUUGAAGGGAAAUAAUAAUUUAAACAUAAGUUGAUUUUUUUGCGGGGGGAGGGUUGUUGUUGAUGGGUUUUGUUGGGUUUUGUUUUGUUUUGUUUUUUGUUUUGUUUUGUUAAGUGCUUUAAAAUAUUCCCUUGUAUGAGGGUGGAUAGAGUCGGGGAAUAUUAUGAGACAGCAGCCAUGAAUUUCUGUUUUAAAGUUUCAGUAUUAUAUAGUUUAUCUCGCUUGUCCUUUUUUGCAUGAUAGCAAGCUUUACUUCUUUUUUAUUUAUUUGAAAUACUGCCUAUGAUCAAAAAUCAGGAUCACGGGUUCUAAGCUAUAAAUGAAAUCCCAAUGCUUCCUUUGGGGCCCACCCUCCAACUUCCCUUCUCCAAAAAAGUCUUGUGCUCAAAAAGGCUUUUGGUGCAGAGGAAGAAACUUUACUUUGACUCCAGGAUAGCUUUGUGGUUUUUCUCUAAAUUGUCCCAAUCGUGCUAUUUUUAAAGCACCCAUCACCUUGGGGGGUGUUGCCAUUUUAAGAACCACAUUUUUACUAUGAGAAGACUUAACAAAAUGCUGUUGAUUAUGACAGGCAGGAGAUGUAUGUGUCUGUGUGAAAACAUAAGCUGUAUAGGUUAGGGUUACCCAGAGGGAGGGUUGGUGUGUCUGUGCAGUGUAGAGAAACCUCAGGGUAUGAGCCCCAGGCCAUUAGUCACGUGGCAAUAGGCUCACCUAUAAAUACCACAGCGCUGUAAUUUUCCCAGAAGGGGUUGAUCCUAGCAACCCAUUCACUUCUAUGGAAGAGAGUGAAAAGGUGCUGCACUCAGGGACAUGUCUUGGAGAGGGUGCCGCUUCAACCUUCUUCCUGCCCCUGUUGCUUCCAGUGUAGCCCAAUGCAGCAACUGCAAAUCCCACCCCCUCAUCUCGUGAGUGGCUCUCACCUUUCAUCUGUAGAGUCCUUAGUGGAAUUCACUGUGUUCCUGUCCCACUUGAAUAUUGGGAGCUGGAGAGUGGAACUCUGGGUGGAAAUUAAACCCUGCUUGCCAGAAUUUAGGGCAGCAGUUCCAACCCCCCCCCCUCCAAUCUUUCUGCCCGCCCCACAUGCAGGAGGGCAGUGACGGGGGCAUGGGGGGUGGGGAUACCUAGACCUUGAUGGGCUGGCAAAACAUUUGCCUUGGAUGGCCCUUUGGGAGAUGCCAGUGCCAAACUGGCCAGGCCCCACUUAGGUGUUCCUGACUUUGAAAUGAGUUUUACAGCCUGACUUGGGUUGGACUCUUGUCAUCACAGGACACCCCCAGAAAGCAAAAAGGGGCUGAAUUCAUUGUUUUUAAGACAGGGGGGGGAGAGAGAGAGAUUGCAAAGUCUUCCGGAAUGGCACGUUGGAUGUUUGCUCUUAUGGCAAUAAGGAGAAUGGGGAAGGGGGUCGACUUUGUAAAAAAAAAUAAAAAAUUAUUAUAUAUAUAAAUAUAUAGUAUAAGCCUAUGGCAAAGCUAAUGUUCUGUAAAUAAGUUUUUUGUUUCGUUUUGUUUUUACUUAAAGAAAAGAGAGAUAAAGGGUGGAUUUUGUUUAAAAAAUCUAAAACGGUUUUAAGUUGAAAGUGAAAGUGGUUUAGAGGUGGUGAAAUAUUGCUCAUGAGAAGGAGCCCAAUCCACCAAAAAGUUCACUGAGAGAGAGAGUCAUUGAACUGAACAAGGCCUUUGUGUGACCACAGCGCUCUUUUGAGAACGAGUUAGUUUCACUGGCAGGAUUUGCCAAGUGAGCCACCCUUGAAGACUUCAAUCUGACACACAUUUCAUUUGGCGCUCAUGCCAUUGACUUUGCAGGGGCUUCCUGAUUCAGAAACACUUCCCUUAUGCAGUGGUACCUCGGGUUAAGAACUUAAUUCAUUCCAGAGGUCCUUAACCUGGAGCAACCACUUCCUGGUUAGUGGAGUGUGUAACUCAAAGCAUCUGUAACCCGAGGUACCACUGUACUAACAUAUCCAAGUUGCUGGCUUUGUUGGGGUGGGGGCAUUCCAAUAUUCUGUGCGUUUAUUGUGCUACGGUGGUCCUCUGUCCAGCUGGACCUCACCUUGACGCACUCAAGCAUCGCGCAUGCACACCCUGCUUGUGGGGGGGAGCCUCUUGAAUACCCACCUCUUACGAAGCAUGGUGAAGUGCUGAUAUUGGGACAUCCCUAAAGCAAAGUGAUUUUUAAACACCCUCUGGUGUUCAUUGUUUUAUGUUUUAUAAACUAGAGUGUAGUUUCUUAAGUGUGGGG
Messenger RNA from Podarcis lilfordi (Lilford's wall lizard), 95230 nucleotides. The record is from the annotation of a GenBank genome assembly. NCBI's taxonomy places the organism in Eukaryota, Metazoa, Chordata, Lepidosauria, Squamata, Lacertidae.